CUGUUGGAGCGUGUCGGGGUCGCGCACGGAGCGGCGGGGUCGCGCACAGGGAGGCGGACGUUCACGCAGACACAGCCGGCUGGCCGGGCGGGAGCGGGAUCUAUCGGUCGGUGUACCGGGAGUGCGGGAGCCGCAUGGCAGCCUGGGAGAGACGGUGAGCUCGCCACAUGUACUAACACUGCGAUAACAGCUCGCUCCCAGCCUGCAGGACUACAACUCCCAGCAUGCUCUGCCACCAGCAAGCCUGGCCGGGCAUCAUGGGAGUUAUAGUCCUACAGCAGCCAGGGAGAUCAAACUAUCAGUCAGAAACCUCAAAUCUAAUCAAUGUAAUACUGUGUGUAAUAUGGUGUGUAAUAUGGCUAUACGGUGUGUAAUACGGUGUGUAAUAUGGAUAUACGGUGUGUAAUACGGUGUGUAAUAUGGAUAUACGGUGUGUAAUACGGUGUGUAAUAUGGCUAUACGGUGUGUAAUAUGGCUAUACGGUGUGUAAUACGGUGUGUAAUAUGGCUAUACGGUGUGUAAUACGGUGUGUAAUAUGGAUAUACGGUGUGUAAUACGGUGUGUAAUAUGGAUAUACGGUGUGUAAUAUGGCUAUACGGUGUGUAAUACGGUGUGUAAUAUGGCUAUACGGUGUGUAAUAUGGAUAUACGGUGUGUAAUAUGGAUAUACGGUGUGUAAUAUGGAUAUACGGUGUGUAAUAUGGAUAUACGGUGUGUAAUAUGGCUAUACGGUGUGUAAUAUGGCUAUACGGUGUGUAAUACGGUGUGUAAUAUGGAUAUACGGUGUGUAAUAUGGAUACACGGUGUGUAAUAUGGAUAUACCAUGUGUAAUAUGGCUAUACGGUGUGUAAUACGGUGUGUAAUAUGGAUACACGGUGUGUAAUAUGGAUACACGGUGUGUAAUAUGGAUACACGGUGUGUAAUAUGGAUAUACAUGGGAGUUAUAGUCGUACAGCACCCCGGGAGAUCAAACUAUCAAUCAGAAACCUCAAAUCUAAUCAAUGUACCUGUGUGUAAUACGGUGUGUAAUACUGUGUGUAAUAUGGUGUGUAAUAUGGCUAUACCGUGUGUAAUAUGGAUAUACAGUGUAUAAUACGGUGUGUAAUAUGGCUAUACCGUGUGUAAUACAGUGUGUAAUAUGGAUAUACAGUGUAUAAUACAGUGUGUAAUAUGGCUAUACCGUGUGUAAUAUGGCUAUACCGUGUGUAAUAUGGCUAUACCGUGUGUAAUAUGGCUAUACCGUGUGUAAUAUGGCUAUACCGUGUGUAAUAUGGCUAUACGGUGUGUAAUAUAAUAUGGAUAUACGGUGUGUAAUACUGUGUGUAAUAUGGAUAUACGGUGUGUAAUACUGUGUGUAAUAUGGAUAUACGGUGUGUAAUAUGGAUAUACGGUGUGUAAUAUGGAUAUACGGUGUGUAAUAUGGAUAUACGGUGUGUAAUACGGUGUGUAAUAUGGAUAUACGGUGUGUAAUACGGUGUGUAAUAUGGAUAUACGGUGUGUAAUAUGGAUAUACGGUGUGUAAUAUGGAUAUACGGUGUGUAAUAUGGAUAUACGGUGUGUAAUACGGUGUGUAAUACGGAUAUACUGUGUGUAAUACGGUGUGUAAUACGGUGUGUAAUACGGAUAUACUGUGUGUAAUACGGUGUGUAAUACAGUGUGUAAUACGGAUAUACCGUGUGUAAUACGGUGUGUAAUAUGGCUAUACGGUGUGUAAUAUGGCUAUACGGUGUGUAAUAUGGAUAUACAUGGGAGUUAUAGUCCUACAGCACCCUGGGAGAUCAAACUAUCAAUCAGAAACCUCAAAUCUAAUCAAUGUACCUGUGUGUAAUACUGUGUGUAAUACGGUGUGUAAUAUGGUGUGUAAUAUGGCUAUACCGUGUGUAAUACAGUGUGUAAUAUGGAUAUACAGUGUAUAAUACGGUGUGUAAUAUGGCUAUACCGUGUGUAAUAUGGCUAUACCGUGUGUAAUACAGGGUGUAAUAUGGCUAUACGGUGUGUAAUAUGGCUAUACGGUGUGUAAUCUAUACGGUGUGUAAUAUGGCUAUACGGUGUAUAAUACGGUGUGUAAUAUGGAUAUACGGUGUGUAAUAUGGAUAUACGGUGUGUAAUAUGGAUAUACGGUGUGUAAUAUGGAUAUACGGUGUGUAAUAUGGAUAUACGGUGUGUAAUAUGGAUAUACGGUGUGUAAUAUGGAUAUACGGUGUGUAAUAUGGAUAUACGGUGUGUAAUAUGGAUAUACGGUGUGUAAUACGGAUAUACGGUGUGUAAUAUGGAUAUACCGUGUGUAAUAUGGAUAUACAUGGGAGUUAUAGUCCUACAGCAGCCAGGGAGAUCAAACUAUCAAUCAGAAACCUCAAAUCUAAUCAAUGUACCUGUGUGUAAUACGGUGUGUAAUAUGGCUAUACCGUGUGUAAUACAGUGUGUAAUAUGGCUAUACCGUGUGUAAUACAGUGUGUAAUAUGGCUAUACCGUGUGUAAUACAGUGUGUAAUAUGGCUAUACAGUGUGUAAUACAGUGUGUAAUAUGGAUAUACAGUGUAUAAUACAGUGUGUAAUAUGGAUAUACAGUGUAUAAUACAGUGUGUAAUAUGGAUAUACAGUGUAUAAUACAGUGUGUAAUAUGGAUAUACAGUGUAUAAUACAGUGUGUAAUAUGGCUAUACGGUGUGUAAUAUGGCUAUACCGUGUGUAAUACAGUGUGUAAUAUGGAUAUACGGUGUGUAAUAUGGCUAUACCGUGUGUAAUACAGUGUGUAAUAUGGAUAUACGGUGUAUAAUAUGGCUAUACCGUGUGUAAUACAGUGUGUAAUAUGGAUAUACAGUGUAUAAUACGGUGUGUAAUAUGGCUAUACGGUGUGUAAUACAGUGUGUAAUAUGGCUAUACGGUGUGUAAUAUGGCUAUACCGUGUGUAAUACAGUGUGUAAUAUGGCUGUACCGUGUGUAAUAUGGCUGUACCGUGUGUAAUAUGGCUAUACGGUGUGUAAUAUGGAUAUACAGUGUAUAAUACGGUGUGUAAUAUGGAUAUACGGUGUGUAAUAUGGAUAUACGGUGUGUAAUACGGUGUGUAAUAUGGAUACACGGUGUGUAAUAUGGAUACACGGUGUGUAAUAUGGAUACACGGUGUGUAAUACGGUGUGUAUUAUGUAUACAGGGUGUAUAAUAGGCUGUGAUAUUCUAUAUUGGUGAAUUGUUCUAUAUAUGGAUACAUGCUGUAGGUACAUUAUUGUGGCUGAGAUUUGUCUCCCCUGCUGCUGUUGGUAAAUCACACCAGGUUAUACUGUGCUCCUUGUGUAGGCCUGGCCUGUCUGUUCACUAAAUAUCAUUACUUAAAGCAUUAAUCAUCUCCCCACCAUGGAGAAAUGUUGGAGAGAGUCGGCACCAAACUUACUGUGAGCAUUGUAUUCCCUGAGAGCUGCUUUAUGUUCUAUACAUGGAACACAGUCUAUGGGAGAAUUAGCUCUGUGUUCCCCUGGGGGUACCUAUAAUCAAUACAUCAUGCAUGGCAGCAAUAGGGAAAUAGAGCCCAGCACUAUGCACGUCUAUAGCUGGCUCCGAUGGACUCUAUUAACCUGCUCUGCAAACUAUUCAAAUGACAUUAUUUGUUCUUAAAUGGUUGACUUGUGUGCUUUUUUAUUUGUGUUUGAUUUUAAUUUGCCUUUCAUUGUUUUUAUUUGUAAUAUUCUUUUUAUCCUUGCCGUUCUUUACAUUGUACUUUUUUUUUUUUUAUUGUGUAUUUUGUUGGCCCUGGGGUUAGUUUUGUCUUACUUUGAGACAUUAUGUAGUGUCUACAGCUACACCUGUGUUUUUGUUUUGGUCAAAGACAUAACUAUUUGUUAAAUCUAUCUACCCAAACGUGCUGUGCAAUGUGGGUGAAAUCUGCCAUUUCCUUUCGGUAUGUUUUGAAUUUUAUGCGUGUGUUCACCUACUUUGAGUAAGAUUUUGAACAAAUGUCUUUUUGCGUGAAAACGUAUGUAGUGUGCAAGAACUGUGUGAGCGAUGUGGAAUUUGCCAAUGACAAAUGAAAACACUGAUAUAUAACACACGUUUAAUAAGACCGUAUGCAUCUUUAUAUCAGCUGCCUGGUAAUUUGGGACUGUUCAUUUUCUCAACCUGUCAAAAAAUCUCUUUAUUUAACACUGAUCGAAUAUUAUUGUUGCAUUUCCACACCAAGCUGUGUGUAUAACUUUUCUUACAUUUGGGGUAAAAUGUGUUCCAAGCGAUAUGUUGCUUACAAAAUUGUUUCUAUUUACAAGUUGUCCUAUGAUGCAUUAUCCAAUCAAUACACAUCACGAAUCUCCACAUUGUGACUUUAAAUAACGCCCCUUAUUAUAGGUUCUUAAACCCCAACCAAAGCCAUGUUGCUUUUUCGGGGAUUUUUAUAAUAUUGAAAAUGCAAAAAUAGGUAAGUUGGGAAUUUUUUAUUUUAUUUUUUCUUCCAAUUUUGCUUAUUUUUGCCUACAAUUGCAAAUCCAUUUUCAGUUGUUAAAAUUCAUUGCUUAGUUAAGAAAUGGCAAUAAAUACUGAUCCCAUCAUUGGAUUGCUUUAUAAUCUCCGUGAUAUUCCCAGCGUACACCGGGCAGGAAAAACAGAAUGUGCAUGAUUGUUUUUAAAUUUAGAUUAUAAUACAGUAAGAGAGACCACAGGCACACCAGGACAUAGCAUUAGGAGGCUAAUAUAUCGAUUCCCUGAAGCCACUGUCCCAUAAAAAUGUUGACUGAUGGGGUAGAAAACCACAUGUAUAGAUUACGUGGAAUUUCCAGGAUUCCAAUGAUUAACACUACAUUUUAUUUUUAUUUUUCUUGACCUCGUGUUCUUUUGUGUCUAUAAUAUAUAUAAUUGGACUUCAUAUUUAGCUUUUUUUAUUGCCUUUAUAAUAGAUUUUCUGUUGUCUAUAAACCUAGCUUAUUGUAGACUAUGUAAUGUGUAAUAGAUUCACCUUUCCAUUUUAUAGUUUAUGUAAUUCUAUGUAAAAGCCUAGCUUAUUUUGGCCUGUAUACGUACAAUCGUUAGUUCAGUUUGUUUACCUCUUUCUCUCACUGUAAUAGUAUCUCUAUGCUUAGCUCACUAUAGCUUAUGUAAAAUGCAUUAUGUUUAUAUUGCUGUAAAAUUAAUCAAUUCCCUGUACAUGAAGUGUGCCGUCUAUUUUACUAAACCCCAUGUCAUACGGCCAGGUGACUUUUUCAAAAUGUAGCCGCUACAAUGAUGGUCCAUUAAAUCCACAGUUUUGUUUUCAUCUAUUUUGGCCCAGAAUAUUUUGAAGUUUGGUUGUCUGGUAAACCUAGUUUAAUUGUUUUAUAUUUUUGAGGGGGGCACUUUUUGGAUGCUGGCGUACCGUAUAUUAUGACCCUUUCAGGACAAAAAUAUAUUGAUCUCAAAUACAAAAAAAAAGUCCUGCGCUCAAACUCCCAUUACUCCUGGGCGGAGUGUAUUUGUAUUCACUUCUGUAUCUCACAGCUAUGUUAUAAUGCUGCUGCCCAUCCCAUGUGUUCCCUGUUAAGGGUUAUUAAGCAUGUAGGGGUUUACAUAAAAAAAAAAUACCCCUUUCUGUCUCAUUAGAGAUAUCUUUGCCAGAAGCUCAAGGAAGCAAGGUGAAUGGUUAGUUAGGACCCACCUAAGAGGUCUGCCUUGACGUGGCAGGUGGGCAUACCCUCUCACGGCCAUUGGAGGUAACAAAAAACUAAAUUUAUUUAAAUAUACAUAGGGAUUUGGGAAAGAGCGCAGGUUUUUUUUUUUUUUUCCUUUGGUUUUUACUGUAUAUAUUGAUCUCAGUCAGGACAUGAGUGAACGAUUAUUUGCCAUUCCCAAAAUGAUAGAGGAAAGUUUGAAGGAUGGUAUGGCAACGUUGGUCUGGAUCCAAUUUUGUCCCUCUGGCUACCAUAACUGGCUUGUAACGCUGGUAUAUCACGGACUGUGUGCCAGUGAUACACACUGCUUCUAUCAUUCUGACAUCAUUCCUGUGUGGAAUUAUCAGUGGGAAACUAAAACCACUGUUUGCAUAUCUCUCUAUACCAAUAGAUAUCUGCACUGCCUCCCGUUUAUUCAUAUUGCUAUUUAUAGGGUGUCAAAUCAAACCCCGUAUGGCCCGAAACUGGCUCAAAUCAUGCCGUCUGUCACUUGUCACACAUUUUCACUUUCAUCCAGUGCAAGUUAUUACCGAUGGGGAACUAGAUUUUUUUUUUUUUUCCUGUCUUUCCUACAUGGUCGUAUAAUAGACCACAGGACACUUUCACUUGCAGACUAUUGCUCUGUAGAAAACCACAAGACUAUUUGGUUAUCACUGACACGAGGAACCCCCAACUGAGAAUGAAACCUUGUAGAGUUUCAACAUUGUGUUAUUUAGGAAGAACUUCCUCAAUUUUAGUACAGUAUAAUAUCUGUGGUUGUGUAGUCUUAUUUAUUUGAAUUCUCUAUCAUUUCUUUUUAAACUAGGUAACACUGCUCUGCUUGUUUAAAGCACUGUUGGAGAAUAAGCUGCGCAUGCAUGAGAAUGGAAUUUCUGUUAGAUUCCCUAGUGUGUGCACACCAGGUAUUGUACUGCGCUACGGAAUUUGCUGGCGCUAUAUAAAAAAAAUAAUGUCCUGGAGUGGAAGUCGCCACAACCAGGAAGUGUAGGGGUGUUCAGUUUUUUUUAAAUGACCUCCCCUGCAUUAUCCACCCCAGUACACCCUGUAAUAAAGGGGCCGUGCCUCUCUGGAAGUGACAGCUUCUUUUUAAUCAUGAAUUGAGCAGCAUUGGUGCUUAAAUUGCAUGUUUUUAGGAAACCCCAACACAGCUGGAAAUUUAGAAGUUUUAUUUAUUAUUAUUAUUAUUAUUAUAUUCCCUUUUCCAUUCUCCCAUAUCUUUUAUCCUUGGUUAUCUCCAGCUCCCCAUUUUCUUUUUUUAAAGAUUCCGUUUUAGGUUUAAUUGUCCAUUCCUUCCUUUUGCUUAAAUGUCGCUGACCCAGCCACCAGCCAUACCUCCUAUAUCCGUCUCCUUUACUCCAUUUCUGUACCCGAUCUCCUUCGUAUCGGUGCAGGUCCAGCUCCUCCCGUUAUUCCAUCCCCUUGUAUCUGCAGUGUCACUGGUGGUCCCUGCUUUCUAUCUAGUUAAGCCACUAUAUGAGCUUUAUAUACCAUCGUACACCGCUACAGAGUUUGCUGGCGCAAUAUAAAUAGUAAAAUAAUAUAUGUUCUAAUAUUAAUACUGGGGGUGGUGAUGAUACCACGUGCCAUUAAAUGGACACUGUAGGCCCUGUACCUUCUUUAUCUCAUUGAAGUGGUUAUAGUGUCUAGAGUCUCCUGGUGCUGUCCUUACAUUCAGCGUUUAAACAGUUUGUAAUGUUUUAAUUCUAACCGAGAAUCCCCAGCAUGCCAUUCUCUCUGUGCUGCUGGAUUAAUGAGGAAGCAUUAGCCCGAGCAGCAAAUGGCGGCUGUGAUUGGCUAAGAGUGUCAGGUGACUGCUUUCAGCCAAUCACAAGGCCCAUUGUCGGUAUGAAUGGGUACGGCUUUAAGGAAGUGUGUAAUCUCUACCUUAGUAGCCCCUCUAGUAGGAUUGUGGCCAGGGACUUUUAUUUAGUGGCACUAUGCCAGGAGUGGGCAACCUUCGGCACUCCAGGUUUUGUGCAUGACAUCUCUCAUAAUGCUCUUACACCCAUAAUGCUGGCAAAGCAUCAAGGGAGAUGUAGUCCACAACAUCUGGAGUGCCGAAGGUUGCCUUCCCCCUGCACUAUAUUGUCAUGUCGCCUACACUGUCUCUUUAAGCAUUUUAGCAUGCCGUGUGCUCCCAGACUGAUAGGCUGACCCUGAGCACCACCUCAGAGAGCAGGAAAUGGCUUCUGUGGAUUAGAAGCCGGGAUCUGCUCUAUCUCCUAUAUUUUGCUAUGGAAGGAUGUGCAUGUAUUCUGAUAAGGAUUGAUGGGGGCAGGGGAAUGGGGCUAAGGUGUUACAAAAAUGCAGAGCAGCUCCCAGCCUUUUUCCAUGAAGUAAAACCUUGUUGAUAUUUCACACCCAACACGCACCCCGGGGCCAUUCUAGGCACGCUGCGCAAUGCACUUUUAGUUUUGUUCGCCUGAUGCCUCAUUCUGGAUUGCUAACAUUUUAUUUCUCAUUCCUGAGUAAGCAGGAAAGGGCUUAACGUGACAAAAAUAUCUCCUGACGGCAAAGACAGUGUAACGAAACAUGUACGGCUGCAACACUUUCCUUUUCCCACUGUUCUUCGGGUUUAACUCCGUUUCAGGUGUUCACCAGCGUGUGACUUGUAAUCUUUCUGUAGCAGAAUUGUUGGGAAUUCAAAGUAAAUUUUACAUUUUAUAAACCUGUCACAUUGUCACUGUCCCAGGGUUAUUCACUAUGGUGAGAACUUGGCAAAUGCUUUCAGUUUCAUUACUUAAAUGUUAAAUUCACUUUGAAUUCUCACUCUAGUAAAUAACCCUGUUAGGUUCUUUGUGCUGUUGGGCAGCUCAUGAAAAGCUGUGACCAGCAACUCCAAACAUUCCAUGGCUUUAAUAACAUCCAGAUCAGUUUGGACACUAUAGUCCGUUUAGUGUAGUGGUUUUAGUGUCUAAAGCCAGUCCCUUUCAGAGAAAAGGCAGUGUGUUUAUAUUGCAGACCACUAACCCUUUUAGUUGCAGUCACUCAGACGGCCACUAGAGGUGCUUUCUGUGUCAGUACUGUAUCAUACAUUCAAUUUAUCUCUAUGAGGAGAGGCUGAUUGGCGUAGCGUUUUGCCACGCAUGCACAAUAGCCUCCCAAGAUUGACAAUCUCUGUCAUAAAGGCAGGACUAUCUUUGGUAGGACCAGUGUAUUGUGGGAAAAAAGUGUUAGAAACUCCUUUCCUAAGCGAUCUAAAAGAGGGGGGGGGGGUGGAUGCAGGGGACCUAAAGAGUUGGUUAAAUACCUGUAUUCCUGAAACUAUAGUUUGUUCUGCUUGUCUAUUUGUUUUUAUUAGAUUACACUAUACUGCAUAGCAUUUACAAGUUAACAUAUAACUCUUCAUAACAGCCUUUUAAAAAUAAAAUGCAUUAUUAACUUGUUUGUAGGCUGCAGGAGGUAAAUUUAGUCUCUUUAAAUUUCAUCCUUUAUUUAAACUCAUCCAAUCCUGAAGCACAUGAAUGCUGCAUACUACAGAGCAGCUCUCUUUAUUUGCACCAAUCUGCGUGUAGACGUGAUGUAUGUGGUGGAUCUGGCUCCGAUAUAUCCAAAGAAACCGUGACCUUUUUGCUCUGGACGUUACCUGAUGAUCAAAAUAGAUGAAUUCUCAGAAUUAAUUACUCAAAUUGGUUAAAUUGUCAACUUGGCUAUCUUGGGCUAAUUAUUACAAUUUGUGUUUAUAUCGUUCAUUUGCCAUAGUUUGCACAUUUGUCCAGAAGUUGCUAUAGAGUCGAAAAGCCAGAUUCUUGUUCAGAGAUAAGUUUAUCUUGGAUAAUUAAAUAGUAAUUUACCUAUUGUAUUCUAUGGGAAAAUUGCUUUUUAAUUUCGAAAGAUUAACUUAUCUCUGAUCACCGAAUCCAGUCCUGUCAGUGACUGGUAAAAAAAAAAAAAAGGCAGUAAUUAUACGCUUCUUUCAUGGAUUCUGUGUGACAUAACGACAGAUUCUGCCUGUGCCGUAGACAUGCAAUGACCGAUUUAUUAUGGACUGUAGAGGUUACUUGGGGAAUAAAUGAAUUGGGGGGGGCGAUUACAUCUUUUUAGGUUUUAAGAUCUACUCUUGUAGAAUUCCUGCUUUUGAACAGUUGCCUGCUAUUUGGGGUCCAUGGUGCUUUCUAGGGGCAUUGCAUGUAAAGUGUUACCCUAAGACUUUUUGUUUUGCUCAAGCAUUCAUGGCAUGCUCUGGGGGUUCGUUUACAAACCAAGGCAAGUCAGUAGUGCAAAACUGUAACUUUAAUAUUACCAGUGCAGUUGCAGAGAGGUCCAAUACAGUUUGGCUGUAGCAGUUAUGGUGAUUUUUUUUUUUUGUGUGAUUGGUCUCCAAGCCAUAGGUUUACAGAGAAUCUGUAAUUUACUAAAAAAGUUGAUUAAUGCACCUUUGUGGUGGUGUUGACCCAGUAUAUACUGUACUGGUAUAUUUUUCAGCAAAUAGUUAUAAAAGAUAUUUUUACCCACAAAUCACGAACUCUGCUUCAAGGUUUCAUCCCGGGUUGCUUGGGGCAGUUAAAAGCACAACUUCCCCAACCCCACGGGACACGUAUGUUAUUCCACGAUUCGUGACACUAGGCGUCCCAAGUUAGAACUUUUAUAGUAUUCCUGUAGCUAUUGGGGACGUCUCAUCUAGAUAUUUCCGUACACACUUUUCCUCUGGCAGGGGACCUUACAAACUGCUCACUUUUUGUUAAGAGUGCUUAAUCAUGUGUCCUAAAACUGAUAUUAUGGCUAAUACUGUGUUUUAAACUAAAACAAUGAUUUAGUAUUAUGGUGAAAUUAGGGGAGAUGUCUGAAGGCAAAACCAGUUUGGUUUUGUGCCAAAGGGACUCUAUAGGCACUCAAGCCAUUUUAUUUUAAUGAAGUGGUCUGGGUGCCAACACCUCCCCUCCACCCCCCAUUUUAACCCUGUAAUCUGAUUUGCACAGUGCCACAUUGUGCCACGCAUGCUCACUGGCCUCACAAUGCUUUCCUAUGGAAAAGCAUUGGAUUGUCGGAGAUCGAAAUCAGCAAGUAAGACCUGCAGGUGGGAUUUUGGGAAAUCAGUGGCCGACAGGGCACUAUCGAGUUUUUGGAAUUCACGUAUGUAUUUCCAAUGCUUUUGUGUUGCUUUUAAAUGUUAAAGAACAUUCCAUUGGUUUCCAUGGUGAUUGCACUUAAUUUAGUAAUUUUGGCUUUGCGUGUUUACAAAUAUCUGGGAUGUCAGCGUGAGCCGUGAAUAGUAUAUGGAUGCUUGGCCUACAGAGCAGGUACCCCCUCAAUCAUUUGAGCGUAAAUGUUAUUUUUGGUAUAUAAGAUUGUGUGCAGCCCAUUCAUAGAAUGAGCAAGAAAGUCAGUGCUUACACAUCACUUACGCAACACUUUUUUAAUCUUCUAAAACCAGACUUCCAACAGUUAAAAUCCAGUAUGGCCGCCAUGACAACCAGAACAAUCUACUUGAUUGGAAAAAGAUUGAUCCUCUUGUAAAGCACCCUCCACUGGAAACAUGCGUUUGGCAUGCAUUAACAAAACGGCAGGUUAUUUUUUCAUUUAAAUUUUUUUUUUUUUUAACCACAAGCUAUUUUGCUGAUUAAACGCUGUAGCGUUUAGAAGUUUGGCUCGUUAAUGCGGCCACCAGCAAUGUUAUGUGAGAAGAACUGGCCUGCUCAGUGAAGUUAAAAUUAGCACCAAUCUAUGCUCCCUGCAGGAUAAAUUACGCCCCUGACGUUUGUCAGCUGGUGAUAUCUCUGCAAAUCUAAAUCCUUCAUUCCACUGGAUGUUAUUCUACGCACAGCCCAUUAGCAGUUUAGCGCAGAUAUAACAUGUUGCGUUUCGUCCUCUGUAUUCCAAGAUCUAAGAAGAUCUAUAGCAUUAACCUUUCAGUGCAGUACAGAGUCAGAAUACUGGCUACUAUUGAAAUAAAACAUUAUUCAGGGGCAUGUCAUAAAAAACGAAAUCUGUCCCUGUGUUUAACUUUUACUUGGUUUAGAGCCACAGCUCAUUGCUAGAGUCAGUGGCCUUUUUUUUUUUUUUUGUAAGCGACGAUGCCAUAAUGAUUUUAAUCACUCUAUUAUAUGGUGGUUCCCACUCCCCCCCUGCAAUUUGCACCAUUUUAAUGUUUUCUUUAGCAAUGGCUAGUUUUUAAAGCUCAUUAAAACCUCCCUGCCCCCCACCCCCAUUCUGUUUUUCUGUCUCCUAGUUUGCAGUGUUUAUACAGAUGUUAAUGAGUCGGGGGUGGGUGCUAAUUGCAGACACCAUUUGGUCUGCCGCCUUGGCAGCAUUGUCCCAGACAGCUAGAAAUCCCACAUGUUGUUGGGAGGUCCAUGAAUAGUGAUGACCGGCAGUAUGAGGGAUGUUUAAAUCCUGCCAGAGGAAGUAAAAUCAUAUUGGGGUACUUUAGGGAACUGAAUUGGUAAUUUUUUUAAUUCUUCUGGCACAGUGUUAACGUAACUUAGUACUGGGUAUUAUUAUUUAUGCACCUCCCCGCAGUCUGUGGAUAUUGCCAGUAGCCGUCAUCCUCUGUUCGAUACAUAAUGAGGAAGUUUCACUGUUCAGGUAAAUAGGAUCAGUCUGUGCCCACUCACCACUGACGUUCAUUGCGCCAAUAAAUUGAUUUAGAUCUAUAGAGUUAAUGGCUGCUUAUGUCAGAAUACUACUAUAUGUAGCGAUAUUUAGGAAUUAGGAAGUGGAUCCUCUGUCAGCACUGAAAAUGUCCAUGUGCAUUCUUGAAAAUGGCGAGUGGUAAUAGAGACUUGGCAUGAAAACGCUCGAUUACCUGGCACUGUGCGGCUGCUUGGUAGGAGGCAGACCAAACCCCUGAUCCCAACUCAACAUUUUCUUCCAGUGAGAAGUGCAGCUGCAUAGACACCAGACUGUUUAUUACAUCCGUCAUGUAUUACCGCGGCGUUAAGUGACUGGAGCUGUGACGUUAGCGCUGCUUGACUUUAAUCUGCACUCAGUUCAGUGUGACUUACACUAGGAACCAGGGAUGGGACCCUCGUCCGCUGGGAGAGGGGCUCAUAUGACCCCACCACCAAAAAAUAGUAUAGAAGAAACUGUACUGUCAUAGUAAGGUGGCCGGGGACAUUUUUAUAAAAGUCUGUGACUUAUCACUGAACCAUUCCUCCAGGUACUACUUACCAGUCCUCUUGAUGUCACUUGGCCAUUUGCAAGAUGUGGACCAGUGACAUGAGGCGGGAAAGGGCAUUCAGUAACCCUUUACACACACCGACACUAACCAUCACACACGCACACCGACACUCCUACAUUCGCACCCAUAGGACGUCCAGAAGUAUGAAAAGCAUAAGAUAUUUUAAUAUCUAAACCUUGCUUGAUAUGACAUCCCGAGCACUAAAGUUGGGCUUUGUGUGCUGCGAAUACUCUCCGCACAAAAACAAAACCUUUUUAAAUGAUGGUUCGACACAAUUGGGUUUAUUUGCUAAGCUGCAGUUGUGGGCUAUUGCAGGACAAAUGGCUGAGCUAGGAGAAAAUCAGAGUAAGCUAGAUUUAUAACUUGGCUGUUUUUAAUCCCAAACUUUAGGGGUUUCCUAGCUUUUGAUGAAUAAACCCCACGUAUGAUCAGAUGGAUGUCGCUAUGUUAACAAUGUUUAGCACAUGUAUAGACGGUGCAAGGACUAUCCCUUUAAAUAAGCACUCUUUGCUUACCAGGGGAAAGUGGGAAAAGUAAAUCUCCCUCUGGUCUGUGACGGUAAACGUUAGACUGUGUCUGCGCGGUAUUCUUAGCUUCCUUCCAGAGAAAUGUGUUUCCAAUUUGUUGUAUGUUUGGUCCCAGGAGCCUUUCAGAGAUGGCUUGAAAUUAUAAAGAAUGCAAAAGGUUAGAAUGCAGAUGGAGCUACAAAGAAAACCGUUUAAUAGUAGUUAGGGGCAAGUAGUUGGAAUUGGGAUUUAUUACAAAAUAAUACGUUUUUGUGUAAUUGCCCUUUAAACCGAUACCUUUUAGACUGUGCUGUUUUUUCUGCUGACAUUUUUGUCGAAAGGGUCAAUCUCAGCAAGAUUUCAUCACUGUACAGAAUUUGGGAUAUAGUUACUGUUCCCCGUCUGAUAACUGUUGAGAUUUGGAAAAAUCACUGCAUCUGUGAGCAGAAUUUGUAUUUUCUCCUUUGACGUCCAAGAUUUGUAGAACUUGUCUUUGUGGCACGUACAGGAUCAGAGAGCAGAGCCGCGAUCACCUGUGUCAGGUUUAAAUAAAAUAAAAAAAUGUAUUCUUAAUUUGACUUUUAGCUUCUUUUUCUUAUUAGUUAUGUGAUACAUUUAAAAAAAAAAAAAAAAUGAAAUUAAAAAAACAUCCACGAAAUGGUGCAGAUCCUGCCCCCACAGCUUCCUAUGGCGUUUUAUUAAAUCCGUGUAUUCAUUAUAAAUCUAGAACCACGUUAUAAGGAGGAAUAAUACUUCAUAUAAAUGCAGUUAAAAAAACACAAUAAAACUGUCCUCUUAAGAUCAAAUAUUUCUAAAUUAAAAGUUAAAUGCAUAAAACCAGUAUAAAUAAAGUCCUAUAUAUGUCAAGUCCUUUAGAAUAAAAAUAACGUGUUUUCAUUGUCUCAUACGAGUGCUCACAUAAAGUUACCGAAAAAGAAGAGGGGGGAGAGAGAGAAAACAAAUGAUGGUGUUGGAUUGUUAAAAACUUUGAGACAUUUAUUAAAAUAGACGUAAAAGAAAUGAAAAAUGGACUGUCAAGUUUAAGUGCGAGAUUUCCAGCAUAUCCAGUAAUGCAUCAUACAAUGGCUCAGAAACUCUGUUUCUCCUUGUACUGGACUCAAUAGCAGGAGGAGAAGAUACCCAUCUGGUGCCGGUCCAUUCCCUGGCUGCACUCUCCUGGCAAAGUCCAGUGUAGUGGAAUGCUGUGUUUUUGGUUCUGGUGAGGUUAAAGGAACACUGUAGUGUCACGAAUACAAACAUAUAUUCCUGACACUAUAGAUGUAAUAAUAUUUAGCCCCCGGCCCCCUCUCCUGCUUUUAAUGUGAGUCUAUUAACCUUUAUCCCAGCGCCGCGCCGGUCUCCAUACUUGAAGAUCGAAGCCAAUCCUAAAGGAAAGCAUUGGGAGGCUAUUGCGCAUGCGCUGAAAAAAGCUGUGCUGCGCCAAUCAGCAUGUCCUCAUAGAGAUGCAUUGAAUCAAUGCAUCUCUUUGGGGAGCGUUCAGCAUCUCUAUACAGCGCGUGGAGACGCUGCACACUGUGAUACUUUAAAUGUAAGUACUGCCUUCUCUCUGAAACAGGCUAUAUACACCAGAACAACAUUAAGCUGUAGUUGUUUUGGUGACUAGUGUCUCUUUAAAGGGAAACUAUAGUGCUAGGAGAACAACGUUGUUUUCCCGGCACUGUAGCUCCCUACAGUGCCCUCUGCCUCCACAUGGUGCAGAAGGGUAUAAAACCCCUUCUGUCACUUACCUUAGUCCAGCGCCGAUGUCGCUCAGUGCUUGGUUCCGCCUCUGCUCCUUGGUGGGGGAGACCUAAUGCGCAUGUGCGGCAAUGGUCACACUCAAAUUAGGAUUCAUUAGGAUUUCCCCAUAGGAAAGCAUUAUGUAAUGCUUACCUAUGGGGAUUCAGGUGACGCUGGACAUCCAGCUUCAGUUAAGCAAUUAAAAGUGUCCUGGGACCUGGGAAUAUGCACCCAGACCACUUCAAUGAGCUGAAUUGGUCUGGGUGCCUUUAAAGUCUUUGCCAAAUGCAUUUCGCCCCUAGUGGAUGACUUUCACACUGCAUUGUGUGUAUGUAAUAUGUUUGUGUAUGUAUAUGUGUAUAUGUAUGUAUGUAUAUAUAUAUAUAUAUAUAUAUAUAUAUAUAUAUAUAUAUAUAUAUAUAUAUAUAUAUAUAUAUAUAUAUAUAUAUGUGUGUGUAUAUAUAUAUAUAUAUAUAUAUAUAUGUAUAUAAUGUGUGUGUAUAGGGGUAUAUAUAUAAUUUUAUUUUUUUGCGCUCCCUGUUCUAUUCAUUAUAUUUGGUGCAUGUGUGAACAAAGCUUUAUAAACUUCUCUUGAAAGAAGAGUGGGGAUAAGAAAAGCUCCUGUAUGAAUAGAAGAUCGAUUGACUUCCAGCAGUUUGCGUUCAAUUCUGUUCUAUAGCGCCAGCAUACUCUGCGCUGUGCAAUUGUCGAAAAGGGAUAUUAAGAGUUUUUUGUUAAGAUUUCGGCUAAAACAAGCUCUGUCUCACAUGUCGGUGGCUCUUCCCGGCAGCUUCAUUUCACAUGCUGUGUACAGGGAGAAAAUGCUCUCACGAUACAGUAAUUCUGUCCAAUGACAUUUCCUAAAUCUACUUUAAUGAUGAUGGCGGUAAUAAUGUGCUGGGCCGCACAAUUCUCAGGAGUCUAAUUGCCAUGGCUCCUGAAAUCUUAUUGCUGGUGUAUCCAUUUUGAUCAGCAUUUUAUCGAUCGCUCUGUCCCUGCGUGACUUCUAAAAAAAAAGACAAGCUGUCAUCCGAUCUCGUCCAGCUGUUUUACAGUAUUUUACUCGAUAUAACUUUAUCCUGCCAUGAUAAUGCGCGAGUUGUUUGCAUGAGCAGGGCUCUGGGUAACCGUGGCUUUCUGACAUAUCUAUAGUGUGAAAACAUUGGGCUUUAAUAUGGGAGACUGUCUCGCUUUGUGGAUUCCAGGCUGAUAAAACCGUGAUAAACACUAGAGAAAACAUGUUUUAUAACCAACACAAAGAUGAGUUUCUGCAGAUUUUAGGAAGUCCUGUGAUACCAACAAAAUUUCAUUGAACAAGGUGCACAGUCGCUAGUCCAGAGCAGUUUAGCAAAAAAUAGUUUCACUGUUCUUGGACUAGGGGAUGUACCCCUCUUUGUGUUGGGGCUGUGUCUCUGUUUGGGUGUGUAACCUUUGACCUUCAUUGAAAGAUUGGGGUUCUCCUGACAUUCUUUCUAAUGUCAUUAAAACAAUGUUACAGGAUUACAGAGAACGUUUCUAGAGAACGAUGGUUGGUACCAUAUGUAAACUGCAGCAACCACAAGUCACCAUAACUGUGUAGGCUAUGUUAUGGUUAGUUACGCUGACUUUGUUUAUAAUAAUAAAAAACCUUUAUUUUAUGUUUAUAGUUUGCACUUAAACGCAUCCUUUUUGCUGCAGCUUCCCACACUACACUGUUUUUUGGCAAAAUGAAAAAAUACAGCUGUGAAUGUUAACUCAAGAAGUUGUUUAUUAAAAUGAGAAUUUCAAAUAGAAGGCCGGCGUGACUGGACUGACAGUAUAGCUGACUUAGAGAACGGUUUCAGUUCGGCUAUUUUGACUUAAUUUGAGGAUCCCUUUAAAGUCUCACUUUAGUAAAAAAUGCAGUUAGGAUUCUAGAAGUUGUAGUUCAAAUGUUGGCUUUAUAAAGUAUCUAGAUAACGGUACUACAACAUCCAGAAUCCUUUGCUGUGUGAUAACCUCGUCAGAGCUGAAGGUCAAAUGAGCACGGUUAUCGGCUUAAUCAAUUUUGUUGAAUGCAGUUUUUCUGUUUUCUCCGUGUUAGUGUGAGAUAUUACCUCCCCCAAAUGAUCUUUUAAAAAAAAUAAAAAUAUAAAUGUUUGCCAAAGAGAGAGAAAACUGUAGUGAUUAUGGUGCAAACAAGUUCUGGGCACUGUCGCAGUGUGACAAUUCAGAGACUCUCCCCAUAGCACUCAGAGAUCACCCCCCUUCCUGACACUUGUAUAAUAUGACAUCUACUCUUCCAUAUGAUCAGUUGGAAUUCUUUCACCUGUGGAUAGCAGUGAUAGGCUAUUGGCUUUGAACCUCCCGCAGUUCGCUCAGCCAGUUUUCGUCGUCGCCCAUGUUGGAUUUUAAAAAUGUGGAAGUUAAUAUUUUUGACCCAGAGAAAUGUACAGGGAGGUUUUUUGGAGGAAAUAGCUUGGUGCGCUUGAUAGAUCCCUUUAUAUGUUUUUGUGUCUGCGCUGUACCAGUCAUUGCCAGUAUUAUGCCACGAUUUUCUCAUGUAUCGUCCUUUGCCUUGAAACUGGUCGAGUGGGGCACAGAGAGUGCUAGCUAUACUGCCCAAUAUUUAAAGAGACCUUUUCAGUCGGUGUACGAAUGCAAAAAAGUUAAAAUGGAAUUUUGAUUGUAUUACUUCACAUUUGUCCAGGAAGUGAUUACAUUUCUCAGACAAUCUGUAAUCUAGGCAGUAGUUUUAUUCCUGAAAAGAAUUGCAUGAAACUAAUGUAGGGAACUGCAGGCUCUGUUCCUCCAUAAAGUCUCUUAGAUGGCAGUGGUGCAUGGAGUGCCUCCUCAGUGGUUUCUGUAAUUACAUGGUAUGUUAGAUGGUAAAUCACACUCAAACCUUAACAUGUCUGUUUUUUAUUAGAUUUUCAAUGUCCUCUAAUAAGUAUAUCCAGCAUGCAUAAUCCUUUUUAAAAAAAUGUAUUUAUUGAAUUUUUUUAACAUGCCCUUCUGGAGCAGGAGUGCCCUACAGGUAGAUCCCCAGAUGUUGUAGAACUACAUUGUAAACCAGAGCUAGCAACAAGAUUUCCAUCUUUUUUUUUUUUUUUCUUUUCUUGGAAACAUAUAUUGCUUGUGGGCAAGUGGUAACAGUGGUCCAGGUUCCGAUGAAGCAUUGUGCUCUAUUAAAUGUGAGCAGUGAGAUUAAAAGACCUACUAGGUCAGUUGGUUAAUUGUGAGUCAUAUUCAAGCCUGUAAAUAGGCUUCUAAAAACCGCUUCCUAAGUAAGGGAGACCCAUCUUCUUAUUGUCUGUCGUACUUGUGCGACUAUGCAUUUAGGGUUUUUGGGCCCCACUUGCUUAUAGCUCAGAAUGCUGUGUUAGGUAUAGGUAACUAAUAAUACUGACCUUACUCCAUACGGUAACAAACUGGUUUACUGUUCCAACGCUGCCCAUUCCCUAAUAAAGUAUUAUUACCCACCAGGUUUGGAAAGAGAAGAGGAACUCCCUGCUCAAAUUAACUUAUGUGACCUAUAUGUAUUCAUGAAAUAAAUUACCACAUUUUGAUGCAGUCUUAAAUAUAUAAACAGUGGUAGCUUUGUACCCCCUGCUUAAUUUGACCAUCUGAAAGGAGCACGGUUUUGUCUGUGACAUUCGUAUCUGCUGGCAUGAUAAAGUUCCAACAAUUUGUGUUCAUUGUGUUAAACUGUAGACUAAAUAAAUUAUUUUGUGCUCCGGAUUGGCUUCCAGCUAGGGAUUCCAGAUUCAUGACAUGUGCAAAGAGUUUGGUGUUUGCUGGCUGUUUGUUCAUAUUAUUAUUAUUAUUAUUAUUUCCCCUCUGGAAAGGGAUAUCUGACUGCACACGGGUAAUGAAAGACUAGGAAAUGGGUGUUCUCCUACCCCAUAUUAGAUUAUGUGUCUGAAACCCAAACUGCAUGGUCUAUUGGUAUGGCAAGCCUUAAGGAAGACAUGAAUGAAAAGCUGAGUGCUUGCCAAAACUCCCUAAGAAACAUUCUAAGGUACCGAUGAAAUUUCAGGUACCUUUAUUAGUUUAGUCAUGGUCUGCAGAUGGAAUCUGGGCAACGCAGUGUAAACUUAUCUGUUUAAAUUCCUGAAAGUCCUAAAUCUCACCAGAUAACUCACUGAAGAAAAGCUUUAGUCUCUCCAUCUAGUGAAUGGUUCAUUAAAGUCGCAGUGUUUAAAUUUAUCUUGCCGUGUGACAGUGCCAUUGUUCCUAUCCUCGGCCGAAUGUGUUCUGCAUUUCCCAUCAUCUGUUUGGGAGGAGAACCAAUGGAUCAUGUAACAUGGCAUUAAGACUGAUGGAUAUACAAUACCUUUAAUAACUUUGCUUAGAUGCUUGCUUGGCCUCCUCUAACCUGGGCUACGGUGUAAAAGCUUGUUUGUGUAGACUUCAUUUAUAAAUGUAAAGUAGACUUCAACCUUUUUAGACCUGCUUUAAAUAUCACUUCCCAGAAUCCUUUGCUUCAUUAGACCUAAUGAAUGAAUGGAAUAUGUGUGCACUGUAAAGAAUUUACCUUUUUUCCAAUUAGUUUCAACAUUAACUCUAUCCGGCUGGGUCUUCUGCUUCCACGGACGACUUCUGAUAUCAUGUUUAACUUUGUCGAUCCCCCAAAACAUGUUUUGAAGUGAUCAUGGUCUCUGUAGUCUGUAUGUGCAGCCUUUUCGUUUAUGAAGAUCUGCACAUACUGAGCCUAACCCCUCUACUCCUGGAGUUUUCGGCAUUGUCAUUGGGGCUGACUAAUGUAAAUUCUAUAUACAUUUCUACGCACGUUAAUUAGCGGAGAGCGGUGUCAAAAGGACAUCCUGGAGGGCAGGCUAAGAGAAAGGACACGUUAUCACUUUGCAUGCUGAUGACACAUGCCGAGUAUGCACCGAAUUGGUAGUAGCCAGCUUUGAAUUUUGUUCUGGUCUUGCUAAUGACACUACCGGAGGUAGAGUUAAACUUUUAGCAGAAAAACUCUGCACAUACAGACUCUAAGCACCAUGAUCACUUCAAAGCACUGGCAUAUAUAGCCCUUUAAAAUCUAGCAUUUCCAGUACUUGUACUUAGUCCUCGGUUUCUUUUGUACUAGUAUUCCUAAUGUGUGCUGUAUGAAUUCUCCCUGUUGUAUAGCCCUGCUGAACAUGGUCCUUUAACAGUACCAGAUAAGAAAUGCCUGGCUACAAGUGCAGUGCGGGAAGAAUGUUUGUUUUUCAGUGCAAAUCUAAUAAGCGUACGUGAGUGUCCACUAACACCCAGUUGGAUUGUACUCCGGCUAAGUAUUGCCUGAAAGACUCUUGGCUCUUUGCGAAUCUAUGAAGAAAAGUUUCAAAGUUAAUCCUAUAAACAUUUGGGGUGUACUUUAACCUGGAGUUAAAAAAAUUUAAAAAACAUAUCUACGUUGGCCAUGUCCACAGUACGCGUUGGAUGUGCAUUUAAAGUGAUCAAGUCAUGACAGGUUCACCUAAAGGUAAAACAACUGCUAAAGCACUAAAUCUGUAACUUAUUAUAAAGAUACAUAAUAUCUCUUAUCGUAAUUAUAGAUUCAAACCUGCUAUUCACUGCUCCUGUGCCAUCAUUCACUAAAGUUAGUGGUAAAACCUUAAGAUCCUCUUUAUUCUCGAUAUAAUAUUCGCUGCCAGACCAGAGCGACAUGAGUCAGUCAUUCGUCACACUGUGGCAGAGAGCAGGAGAACCGCUUGUUGAAGGGUUCUCUUGUGUCCCCACUCCCUGUAUGCCAAUGACGGACAGGUGAGGUUAGGGAUCUUAUUUUUUUUAUUUAAAAUUAUUUAAAUAUGUAACAUUAGCGAGAAUAUAGUAAGCUGGUUGGAGCAGGACAUCCCCCACUUUGUGUGUGUCUGUUUAUCUUUGUAGAGUCAAUUACUUGCCAUAUAUCCCACUUCUACGAUUGUAAAGUGUUGGGGAUAUGUUAUCGCUGUAUAAACACUACUACUAAUAAUGAUUCGAUGGGCUUUUUAGUCAGUGCUGUCUGUACGGUGACAGUUUGGGUAUUUGCUUGUACUUUUAUUACUUUUUCAGAUCUACAUUUAUUUAUUUUGUGUUUAAUAUUUUUACUGCAAAAAUAAACUAAAAUAAAAAAUAAAAAAGCACAGCAAGAGAUAAGUUUCACACCAAUUAAUUAUAGAAGAGUGUCUUGCAUGAAAUGAUCGAUUCUGCAUUGAUUCCCGUUUCCCUGUUUGUGCUUUGGGAUUGUGUUUUACGUAGUCAGGGAAAAUCCGAACGCUGUCAUUUGUCCAAUUGCUGCAAAGCAUUCGCUUGGCAAAUUGCUCUAUUUGAGCGACAUGAAUGAUUUUGCCUGUUUUCCAUUUUUUUUUGUACUCUACGGGAAGGUUACUCUUUCGCAGGCACAACUACUGUGCUUUUUUUUUAUUUUUUAAGAGCUCGAGUUUCUUGCUAAAUGUGGCUGAGGGCGGAGGAAGGGGCGAGGAGAUCAGGUUACACAUUCUGAGUUUGCGUUUGCAGCUACCCUUGAAGGCUGGAGUCUUGCUGGCUGGACUGGAAUAUGCAAUCUGUGCAUUCGUUAAAACCCUGCCCCCAACCUUGGAGAAAGAAGGAAAGGAGAAACGGACCCUGUUUUCUGUUAUUUUUUCUUCAAACUGGAGGGUAACUUUAAAUGUAAAAUGUAACCAAAAAACAAGGCUUCUUUAAAGUUCUAUAAUGGCCAUUUUCUCCGACUACUGGUGUAUUGGGUUUCUCACAUAUAAAAAUGGACUUACUGUCAUUUUAUGUACAAAGCACCAUUUUCGACAGCACUGUCGCGAAUUAACUAGAGGGAAACCAUUUUUUAGUGAAAGGAAAAUGAGGUUGUGUAAGAGUUCUUCUUGAACGUUAUAAAACAUGAAAAGUAAUUUUAUAAGAAUCCCAAUAUUACACUGGGAUAAAGCUAUUUAUUACCAGCCUGUCAGACUCCGGAUCCUAAUUUCAGGCCCUGAGUCUUGUUGGAAUUUGAUAAUUUGUAGAGUGCUCAUUCACACGUUUUAAUUGCUAUUAACUCGCUGCUGAGACUUUUUGGUGAGUUACAUAAAACAAACAACCAACCAACCCCCACACACCUUUUUAAGCCAGUGGCUAAACUAUACAAAUGAUAUCACCCAAGCUGUGAUCAAGGAACUGUUUCAAAGAGCCAGGUUGGACAAGGAAAAACCAAAAAUGACGAUUUGUUUAUGAAUUGACACUUUUUUAACAAGUUUAGUGAUCUUGGAUCCUGCGCUGUUUCAGCUCAAAUGAUAUUUUUUACGUUGCAUGGCUUUACAAAAGUUUUGUUGUGGCUUCCCUGAGUUACUAAGUGGCCUCAAAGUUCCCCAAACUGUUCUGGCAUUCAACGCCUGGGAUGAAGUAGUGGUAAUUACAGGUCAUUUGGAUACCUUGCUGCUAAUCUUGCCUACCUUUUUAUGUUCUUCUUCUGGAUUUAGCCUUAAUCUGUGGACAAAGGCAAACAUUGAUAAUCUCUUAAUUCCCCUAGAAACCCUCAUUAUCUUUCUGAUCUGAACCUCCUCAUCUAUAAACUGGCUUUAUUUGCACUUCAAUUAACCAUUCAUUGCAGUGCUGAGGUUCUCAGUGCAGUGUGUGUCCAUUUUCAAAUAUAUUUAAAUUUUUUUUUUUUUUUUGGGGGGACACUCUUGGCACCCAGACCAAUUCUUGUCAUCAAAGUAAUUAGGGUUCAGUAUUCAGUCUCUUUCACCCUACAUUGUGAAAUUCUGAGAAACUGCACUGUUUAUUUUCAGAUUUGAUGAUCUCGGCCAACACCGUAAGAAAGCAUUGGGAGGUUAUCGCGCAUGCACAGCAAAAAAAAAAAAAAACCUGCACCAAUCAGGCACUGAACGUUCCCCAUAGAGAUGCGUUGAUUCAAUGCAUCUCUAUGAGGAGAGGCUGAUUUGUACAGCGUUUUCCCGCACAUGCACAUGGUCCAAUGCUAUGGGGGAGCCUUUAAUGCAUGCACAACACUUUCCACGCAUGCACGUUGGGUCCCACCAUUGCUGUGAUGUUGUGGGAGGAGGAGACCUAGCUAGCACUGAGGGAGCCUAGGCGCUGGAAAGAGGUAUAUGAAAAGGGUUUUAAACCCUUUAAUCAAUGGCCGUUGUGGGGGGGACCUAUUAUGUUACAAACUGGGGCACUGUAGCGUUAGGAAUCCAGUUUUGUAUUCCUAACGCUAUAGUGUUCCUUGAACCAACUUUCCCAAUUCAAUUCCAAAGAAAAUGCAGCCUCUUGUAGUCCUUCAUGAGGUAACAAAUUGUGCCAGGAGCCCGCAUCUAAAUUACUUUUUGUUAGACUUGGGGAGAUCCCAAAACUGUGCAGAUAGAAGGGUGUGAGCCAUGCAGUCCUCCCAAACAACGGAAACAAGUGGGGGGAAAAAUAGGCAUAAAACGGAGCUUUGAAAACCUGCUCGUAGGCUGCAACAAAAAUGACAGACGCACCAGGAUUGAUUGAUUUAAAUUGUGAUUUCUGUCAACGGAUAAGUUACCACGUAAUUCUUUAUUGCAUAAAAUGUUGGACAUGAGGGAUGGAAAUAGCAAGAUCGAAGCAUAUAAUCCAUAAAAUAAAUAUAAUUGCAACUAAUUCACGCAAACCAACGCAAGAAUAAAACCUUCCUGAUCCCCAGAAGGGCAUUGGCUGAUAUACAAUAUUACAUUUCAAGUGUGUGUUUGUUCUUUGCAUAAACAACUCCUAAUGACUAGUCUUAUUUUGGCCAGAAAUGCAAGGAUUUGAUAAUCUCAGGCUUGCAUAGUUUGACUGUUGCAAAGUAAAUGAAACCUGUUAAGAAGUCAUGGUUUUUGCAUUGUUAUUUAAAUCCUUUAAUGCUUCGCCAUCAAUCAGCGAAGGAGGGCGAUGUAUGCGUUUGUCAUCACCGGCUGCCCGGAGUCCUGGAAAGAUGGAGGCAUUGUGAAGGCACACCUUGACGUCUGCUGCUGCAUAGAAAUGCAGUGACUGACAAAUACACCAAAUACAUUAAAUAAAUAACUGGGGAUGGAUGUGGUCUUCCAUUUUCUGUUAUUGUUUAAUGGCAGAAGAGCUCCCAUAAAGGGAACUUGGAAAUGGAACGUUGGGAUCAGUAUUUACGCUAGAACUACGCCAUUGAUGCUUAGAUAGCAGAGCAUCAUGGGAAUUGCAGUUCAAUAUCACCGAAGAGGCUACCUCCAUUUUGUCCAGCUCUGGAUUGUAGUACACGUCACGCAAAAAAAAGACAUUGCGUGUUAGAAUUUCUUUUUCACAGCGUAAAGUUUAAAAUGUAACACUGUUUACUAGAAAAUAUUUCUCUGUUGAUUUUUUCAUUUAUAAAGUCUUAUUUUAGCUCCUGUACUUGUAUAAAGACUACAUACUCAAGUGGGUGCAUGCUAUCUAAUAGCUGUGGCCGCCAUCUUGGAUGAGGCAGGUUGCGCCUACGGUGCAUUACUAGGUUUGUGUAUGGAAAUAAAUAAAUAAACAUAAAAUAGAUAUAGCAAUUUUUAUCCCCCCCCCCCCUUUUAAUCUAUGACGGUGUCUCAGGGUAGCCUGCCACAAAGGGAGGGUUUGCGUGAGCUGGACCGAUUAGUCACUACACUAGUCAGCUUAGACUUGGAAGGAAGUGAUAUUUGUCGCCAGUAUUUUGUCUUUUAUAAAGUUCCCAUAUGCACAUCUGCUUGUGUUGUGGAGAUUUAUCAUUUGGAAAGAGUCCAUGUUUAUUAUAUAUAUUAUUAUUUUUUUGCCCCAUCCGUAUUCUGUCGGUGCUGAUUUUUCCAUCUGUUGCCGCUGGCAGGUUUUGAAUAACAUUAGAUAUAUUCCUUAUGUGUUGACAAUCACUGCCAUGUUUUUCUAAUUUACUGUCUUUAUCUGGGGCAGACUCUGAGAUCAGAGGAGAGCUCUCUGUGUAAAUAUUUGCACAUAUGGUGUGAAUAGCCCCAUCUAAGGAUCUAUUUACUUUUUUGCAAUAGCAGAUUUAUUUUCCGGCCAUUAAAGUGUUACACUUACAGCCCGACCACUUGUUGCAUAAGUUUUGGUGGGAAAAUUUGUAAACACGCUGUCUGUUAACUGUCUGAUUCACAUUGAGCAGAAAGUGGGCGAAGUCCAGCUGUACCCUGAUUCUAUUGCAACGGUGACUAAAUCGAAAAGAAUGGGGACGCGCUUUCCCAUAUUACCAUAUUAAUCGGGGUGCGCUUCGCCAGAUGGUAAACAAACUGCACAAGGAAUCCAACACGUUUAAUACAAAACCCCAUUUUAUUAGUUAGGGGUAUAGGACAGGCUUUUAUUGGCGAUUAGCUAUUCAGAGCGGGGACUGAGAGGAGCCUGCCACAGGCCACAUAAUUAAUGGCUUCUUUAUAGUGUUCACACAGUGUUAAUCCUUCUUUGUGAGGAUAUUGUGGUUUAAACUUUAAAUCGCCUUUCUCCUUAAAGAUACAUUCUAAAAAUUAUAACCACUGCAGUGGUUGUGGUUCCAGGUUCCGUCACAUGCUAGGCUGUCAAACCAUUCAUAAACAGUUUGACACUUACAUGCCUCUGUCCAUGAUAAAGCAGUAACAUACAAACGCAUGCCAAAUUUGGACAGUAUAUAGUGGGAGAGAGCAUUCAUUGUUGUAGUUGUUUUGGUGUCUAUAGCCUAUGCCUGCAUGCUUUUUAAUGUAAACACUGCCUUUUCAGAGACAUUCGCUCAGGCGGCCAAUAGAGGUACUUCCUAGUCCAGUGCCGCACAGUUUGUGGGCCUAGGACAUGCAUGAAAAUGAGAGAAAUCUCAAUAUAUCCUUACUGGUAAAAUAUUUUUAUAAAUAAUCACUACAGAUGGGUUUGUGGGCCUUGUAGCUUUCUACAGCAGAUGGCAAACAACUGAACUUAAUUUCAUUGAAAGGCAUGCUGUGCCCUUAAAGGUACACUAUAGUCACCAGAACCACUAGAGUGUAAUGUAGUUGUUUUGCUGUCUAUAUCCCAUCCCUGCAGGCUUUAUAAUGUAAACGCUGCCCUUUCAGAGACCGUCACUGAGACGACCAAUAGAGGUGCUUCCUGGUAUAAGGAGAUGCUGACGUGCAAUAGCCCCCCAAUGCUUUCCUGUGUUUUCCCCAAUGUUUAGCACUAUAGUGUCAGGAAUACAUGUUUGUGUUCUGGUGUUCCUAAUUCUGAGCAUUGAUGUCUGUAAUAAGUCCUGCUUUGCCAUGAAAACUUGUGGGAGCAUUGAAUUGGCUGCGUCAGUAGUCUGGGCAUUAGCUGUAGAAUCUGAGCCUAACGCGAGUGCACGGUCUCUAAUGUGAGUGUCCUUAAUAAAUAGGUAUAUGUAAUCGAUCAUCCCAGCUAUGAUCAUACAGUAUCUUGCGUUAAUGUACAUGGAAUAAUAUAUUCAUUUAUCUUUGUUUUGUGUUAAUUUGUAACCCCAGUGUGCAAUAUACAUUUUAGUUAACUUAGCCCUGGAGUGUACAUUUUUUACGAGCUUCCCUGGUUAAAACAACAAUAGGGCAGAACUAAAACUGAUUGUUCUUUUACCACCACAUCCCAUAUUGUUUCUUUGUUUACCAUUAAAAGGUGUGGUGUUUUUUUUAUUUUUUUUUGAGACGUCAAUGACACCAAAGCAAAGUGCUAAAUGACUUGCUGCUUGUGGGAGGACUGCGGCUUUAAACCCCAUUUAUUCUUUACCUUCAUUGUGAACUGUCAGUCUGAGACUUGUAUCGCCAGAGGGAUCUUUUGUCUCCUACAGCUGCAUAAAAAGCCUUAUUUACUAAUCACAAUCAAACCCAGACACCCCUCCAGUGAGGACUAUCAUUUAGAGACUAUUUAGAAUUGCACAUACAUUUUUAAUGACAUAUUUUGAAAUGCCUUUGCCUUAAAGGGGAAUUAGGGUAAAGAAGAUAAAUGGGAACGUAAUUACUCUGCGAAUAGUGCUGUAGUUUUGUCCUGUUAUUAUCAUUUUGUUCUGAUCUAGAUCAAUAUUGUAAAAAAUAACUGUUUCUUUAAAAAUAAAAAAAAUCUAUUCCUUUUGGUAAUUAAAUGCUUAGAAUUUCCCAGUUUGAACAAGCUCAGUACGUUAACCCUUUCAGUACAGUACUAGUUCAGUGCACAGAUGAUACGUUAUCCUUUUUAAAGGGAUGCUGAAUGUUGGUCAUGACGUAUUACUCAAUGGACAGGUACGCUUUCAAAUAAAUUCAGUACAGCAAAAAAACAAAACAAUAGCACACUUGAAGUCAGUAAGGCAAGUCCAGGGUGUGGAGUUCAAAGUCCGUUUCCACAUUGUAAAUCUGCUUGUAUAUGCUUUUUGCUGAAUGCACACAGGGCCUUCCUGUUUAGCGAUACUAGAAGUAAAGUGUCGUAGGAAGGAACAGAGCCAUAGACUAAAUGACAUUUCUCUUCGUGACACUUCUCUGAUUAAAAAUUCUGCCAGGAUCAUAGUCCGGAUUCCAUGUAGGGUAAAUAGUGCUUACGUUGCUUAUGAUGGCUGAUAAAAUGUCUACUGCUUUAAGAAGCACUCCAAGCACCAUAACAACUGAAGUCUAGAUUAAAGCGGAACUGUCACCCGCCACCCCGCCUUUAAAAAUUAGUAUUUAAUAAAGAUAGAAUGUGUACAAAAUACUCAUUUUGACCGUGUUGGAAUUUCACUGUAAUUCCAACCCAGUCGAGCGAAAUGCAGAGACAAAGUAGGGAAUACAUUGUCUCUGUAUAUUUCUUCUGACUUUCCUUGACACUGGCCGGAGAUACAGUAUUAAUCCCGACAGCCGUCACCAGUAACCAGGGAAUUGGCUCUGUCUAUGGAGGAUCCAGGAAUCCUUCAUAGACCUCAAUGCUGUACUCUCACGCAUGUGCAGGAAUAUAGCAGUGACUGAAGCGCCAGGUGCUGAAGAGGACUGGUAACGGGAAAGUGGCCGCUCCCGCGAGGGUCAGGUUCAGGUAAAUAAAUCUCUUCUUUACCUGACCCCCUUUGCUACUGGACCACCAGCGGUAAUGUCAACCUCAGGGGUCUCUGAGAAUUCUGCAAAGUCCCCAGACAGUGCAGCUUUAAGUAGCAAAACCGAUCUAAGCAUGUUUUGGCAACUUACCUAGGUCCUGCAUGAUGCCUGUUGUCACCUUCCACCUCUUCUGCUGCUGGAAGCUAAUGAAAAGAGCUUGCCUUAACUCUACUAAGCUAAAUCCUGCCGUUCUGGACUUGUUCAUUGGCCUAGACUUGAGCAUCUGCUGAGUGGACCUCCAUGGCUGGCAUAGCUCAGUGGCAGAGCUACUGCAGUGAAGGUGGUGGUAGACACACAGUGAGACCCCGGUAACUUGUCAAAUCGUUAUCAAACAGUGUGAAUACUUGCCCUGGGAGGACACAAGUGCACUCCUGGCGCCAUAACCACUACAGAGGUCUGUAGUGGUUUUGGUGCGUGCAGAUUUCCGGUUAAAAACAAAAGCCUCCAAACCAAUGUAUGUGAAUAUAUUCUAAAAUAAGGGACCCAAUGCUGUUCCAACCAGUAUUUUUUUAAUUUUUUUUUUACUUUUCUCUUUGACUUGCUUUAAGGAUGCCAGUCCUUAUUACUGUGAAUUUGUACCAGGCAGCAGAGGCUGAAAUGAUGAUUGAUGGGUGUUUGGAGCUGGGUGUAACUGUAGUGUUGAAGGAAUAAUUGUACAUAUCCUGUUUUGCAAACGCAUAUCUUGAAUGCAUGAGUCCUUAUUUCAAACACACCUUUUACACGAACCAACAGGUUAUGAAAUAAGUGUGUGUAUAACAUAUAAAAUAUGUGCCUGUCUUAACGCUGGCAGAGGACUUCUACAACCACCCCAACUUUAGAUUCCCAUGUGAUAUUUUGUAUCAUGUAUUAUAUAAUAUUUUUAUGUCCUGCUAACAUGUCAGUUUACAAUAUGGAUUGGGAAAUAAUACCGUCAAAUCUUAAAACCAUCUAAAAAUCCACCAUGCGAGAUCAAAAUCUAAAUGUCCAAUAAACGUGUCUAUAGCCCGGAUACAGCAUUAGUGUUCCCUAAUACACUCUUCACACUUCUGGAUAUUUGAUAAGUCUGAUUUGUGGUCUUGAUGCUCUGAUCUCAGGGCAGCACUGGGACAAACAUUACGCUAGCUGUCCGAGGUUGGCGGUUUACAGUGAACAAAAGCUUCACCCUUAUUACCUGGGUGGGUGAUGUUUGAUAAUUAUUCCCAUAAAAGAAGCCUUUUUGGCUCUGUGUUAGGUAGCCAGAAGAGAUCAAAUGAAAUGCAAUAACACACAUCGUCAAUUAUACUGUGACAUUUGUGGUUAUAACUGUUUCUGACAAAUUAUAUUUUCGCUUUGCUGAAUGCCAAAAAAAAGUAAAAUUUAUCCUGAUCGAAAAGCAUACACUCUUCAGUCGGUUACUUAGGAUUUGGUGUGUUGUAAGGAAAAGCAAUCGUUGUUAACCCUUUCAGUGCCAGACUAAUUGCUAAGAGCACGAAGGAGUGUUAAAUUGGGAAUUACGCGGCAAGGUUUGUAUCAACCGAGAGAUUUCAAAUAUCAGGCUCAAAUAGCUGAUAAAGGGAAACAAACCCAAUUGAACUAAUUUGGCAUAAUUCUACUUGUCCUUAACCGCAUUCAUGUUCUCUGUAAUGUGUUUCUCAACUCUGUUGUAUUAAAAUAGUUUAAAGGGAAACACUUUAGCUUGUUGGAAUGCUUUGUUUGUGAAGCUUGUGUCCUCUUUAUUUAGUUUUGCAGAAAAUGCAGAUUUCAUGACAAAUUGACACGUUUAUAGAUGUUACCAUGUUACACCACUUGGCUGUCAAUCAGGUCCUGUUACAUCCUGGUUUGGUUAGCUCAGUGGAGAUAAACUCAAGAGGCAGCAAUUACCCAGAGUACCUGCCUUGCAAAGACUUCUCAUUGAGCUGCAUUGGGAAGUCUGUGAUUGGACAGCCACAGAAAGUCUGGGAGGGCUUGCAAAGGCUGCAGAUAAGAGAUCUGCAGCUUUUGAAAGAUUUUUUUUAUAUAUAUUUAACCUCAAAAAAAAAAAAAAGCAUCAUGCAUAACAUUUCAUUUAGGGUAUAUCUACUAAAUGGUGAUUUUGUGUGUUUGGGCAGUUGAUUGUGUCCCUUUAAAGGCAAUUUGUGUAUUUAAGCUCGUGUAACGCUGCUCAGUACUGUGAAAAGCUAUGUCGGAUUGGCCCAUGCUCCGUUUUAGGGAUUGGCAUAGUAUCACAUUGUACAGCGCUGUGGAAUUUGUUGGCGCUUUGUUAAUAAAAAUGCAAAUAAAAUUGUUUCUUAUAGCUUACUGCCUAAAACUCAGCCUAGCCUUGCUGUCCAGCUCGCAUCGAUUCAACAUGCUAAUGUGAAAGCGUAGUUUCUGCUGUGUUUUUUUGUGCUUUUAAUUUUACAAUUUUUUUAUUUCCUUCAAACUGCUCCAAAAUGUGUGUUGGGGUCCCUUUGAGAUUUUCUGUGCUUGUUUUACUUGUGUUAUGUAAAACAAAACUAUUUUUUCUUUUUUCUUCAGUGUGUUUGGUAUAAAUCCUACCGAUAAUUUACCCAAAGUUAUUCCGAAUUACACAUUUUAUAGGUAAGCUUGCUAAUUGGAAAUGCUUCUAAUAAAUCCCCUUUUUAUGAAUAAUUAUUGAGUUGCUAAUCUUGCCAGAUUUUAUUUCGGCUGGAUUAAUAGCGGGUGUCAGAUGUCAUAAAACAAGGGUAUUCUCCUGCAAGGAAUGUUUAUUAAAUUAAAGACACAUUAUACCUUUAUAAAACCUUGUAAACUGUGGGGACAAUCAGACCUGGCUGUUACAAGCAUGCUGCUUCGCGUCAUUUUUAUGAAUGCUCAUUUACAUUAACAGGAGGAAUAAAGAUUUUCAAAAUCCCCCCAGCACAUGAGGCUUUUUAAAAACAAUGUUGAGGGUCUUUCCCUGUCAACAGAUUUUGGCACCCGCAAUCAUCUUACACAGUGUUUAUAGAAAAUCAGGGGCUAUAUUUUUUUAAAAAAAUUUUUUUUAAGCGAGCAGUUUUGAUUAUUCAAGGUAUUUUGGUACUGAUUACUAAACUACCCACACUAAUAACGAACAAAAUACCUAUCCAAGUUUUAUAAAGUCUGAUAAGCUCCCUUUAUGUCCCAACCAAACUAAUCAACACUAUCUGGAUUAUUUACUAAAAUAAGAAUUCUUGAAAAUUCAAAGUGAAUUUCAAAUUUAGGGCCAAAAUAGCUGAUCUGGAAGCACAGCUGAGAAUUUUUCCCGUUUGACUAUUUAGGUCUUGGAUGCGGAAUUUAUUUUAAAAUUCCUGACCAUUCUCAAUUUAGUAAAUGUGUGACAAGGACAACCUAUAUGUAGACCUCAUAAUAAAGCAGAGGCUGACGGUCAUGUGGUUUAAUAAAUGUCUAUUGCUGGAUAUAAGUUAUCUUUUUAUAAUACACGCUUUAUUAAGGCUAAAUUUAGUAGUUUGCUGGUUAAGGGAAAUGUUUACAGCUAUUUCAUUGCUCUCGUUAACUUUGUUAAGGGAUACGCUGAAUUAAAAUGGCGUUAGCUGCAGCUCUAGAGUGUAACUCACACUGAUCUAAGGCAGACUUUGACAUGUUCUGGUUCUGCCUGAGAUUAGGGCCUUGAGCUUCUGGGAGAUGAACUGUGUAUUUGUAUUUUUGUUCUAAUUCAUUGUUAUAAAGGAUUUUAACAUGUGCCUGUUCCAACACCACCUUUUAUACUUGUUGCCCGAAGCGCUAUUCUUCAUCUUCUCAGAGACCACCUUUAAUAACCAUUACUUGUGAGGUCAAGGAAUAUUCGUGCCUCAGAAGACAAUGGCCAAGUGUUUGCCCCCCCCCUCACUUUACUGAAAAAAGGCGGCUCCGAUACCACCGAAACCCCACUGUGAAUCCUAACGUAUUGCUGACUAUUUACCAUUUACUUGGCUUCCUGCACAUUUUCUUAUUGCUACAAACUCCUCGUGUUUAAUCCGUAAAUAGUUCUGUAGUGGUUAUGGUGCAAAUUCGCGUAUCAAUUCUAUCCAUCGGAAGCACUCAGCCAAUGAAUCAAAUCCAGAUUCAGAGCUUAUUUAUUUUUAUAUUUUUAUCUAUGUCCAUUCAGAAGGGACUGAUCUUAAAGGCCUAGGUAAGAGUCCACUUUUUCAAAAAUGUUUAGUCUUCGUUGUGAGAUGCUUCCAGGGAGCUCAUGGCACCAAAACCACUACAAGGGUCUUAGAGGUGCCCCUUUAAAAUGUAUACACCUGAAAAUAUGUUUUAAAAAUGUGAGUUAUCUUUGCUGAAUUGUAAGGAAAUGUUGGUGCUGCCUUCUAUGACAUCAGCAGAUCAUUACUGCUGAAUAUGUUGACAGUGUAACGCCAUGGGACGCCAUUGAGACAAUAUAAGAAUAGGACAUACGAUUAAGCUAAGGAAUAAGAACUUAUUACAUCAAGCUUACAGUCGGUGCUCUGCCGAGCUGAUCUGAAUAGGGAAUAAUUAUUUAUUAAUUAUUGGGAGGCCGCCUUCUGGUCAGUGAUGUGACUUUAUAAAGUUUGUCUAUUCUCUUUGGUAAUUUUCUGCAGGGGACGUAAAGAGGGAGAGAAACGUUUUUUCCACUUUGUCUGUGUAAGAGAGACCGUUCCAUUGGCUGCGCGUUGUUUAUGAGUACACUAAAUGGAAUGCGGCCUACAAAUUACUACACAACAGCUCCAGCCUGCAGCCCGACCACAGUCUGGGGUUACAAAGUGCUACAUUAACCCAUUCAACCCACCAGUGAUACAAUAAGUGCAUUUAUUCUGCUUUUAGAUCCAAUCAUAGCUGGCUUAAAAUAGGUACUUUACAUACAUUUUGCAAUUCCUGUGCUAACCCACAAUUUCCAAAAGAUAUAUUGUUGACCACUGCCAUUGAGAUUUCACAAAAUGUAUUGGAGAAAGCUCCACCUUUUAAGUUUUGUCAACCUAUGCUUUGCCCAUAGGACUAAAUAGUCCCCUACUGUGUGUUUCUUAUGCCAUCUUCUGGCCUCGUUGGAAUUUUAGUUAGUUAAUUAUUUUGUUGUUUACUUUUUUGGAUACUCCUGCAGAGCGGUUUUAAUUUGACUGUUUUUAUGGGUUUUAUUAUCCACCGAAUCAUGGCCAUGGAAGCAGCCAUCUAACACACCUUCCACCAUAACUUCAGUAGAAUAAGGUUGUUAUGGUGCGAGGAGGUCUCCAGGCAGCAGUUUAUCUUUAAGGGGGUUAAACGUUUAACAGACAGUUUAUCCCCAAAGUGCCGAAUUUGGUGCGAGAUUGCUCUGCCUGACUCCUUACAUCACAGUCUGAGGCUUGAAUAGGGAAGCGCCGCUAAUAGUCUGAGAGCGUUUCUCAAGCCAUUUUGUGAAUAUGGAGCUACUGAUAGACUAUUGGCAUCAGCUUAAGAUCUCAGAUUAUUAGCAGCAUACCUGUUCGAGCCUAGGACUGUGGUGGAAGGAGAUGAGCAGAGUGAUUAACAAUUUGGGGUUAAACAGUUUGUUAGCAGUUUAACCCUCUGAGUUAAGCCAGGAACUUCCUCACUAUAACAACUUAAUUCCGAUGAAAUUGUUAUGGUGCCUAGAGCAUCCUUUGAACAAUUUAUCAGUGACUUGGGGCCCCAUCUCUCUCCUGCCAGAAAGAUUUGUCAUUCACAAUUUGACAGCCAAGGGUUUCUGCAUUCACAUCCCUUCCUACCUUUUACUAGACCUCUGCUUACAUCACACUACAUUCACUGUGACAUCACAUCAACCAAUAUCUCACUGCAGAUCCAUUGUGACAUCACUCGUAGCUUAGGUGAAGUGUGUGUCGGUAGAUAGUGUAGAAAUACAGGAGGAGAUAUAACAUGUUCACACUCUAUCUCAGGGCUUCCCAAACUUUUAUGGGCAGAGACCCACUUUUCAAAACGGUAAUUUUUCGAGACCCACUUGCAUUUAAUGCAUAUUUUAAAAAGUGAACACCAUGGUAAUCACGUUUAGAUGCACACCAUGACAAUUACUUUUAGAAGCAUAAAACUGGCACACCAUGGCAAACCGCUUUAGAGGAAUAUAAUUGGCACACCGUGGCAAUCAGCUUUAGAGGAAUAUAAUUGGCACACCGUGGCAAUCAGCUUUAGAGGAAUAUAAUUGGCACACCGUGGCAAUCAGUUUUAGUAGCAUACAAUUGGCACACCAUGGCAAUCAGCUUUAGAGGAAUAUAAUUGGCACACCGUGGCAAACCGCUUUAGAGGAAUAUAAUUGGCACACCUUUGCAAUCCGUUUUAGUAGCAUACAAUUGGCACACCGUGGCAAACCGCUUUAGAGGCAUACAAUUGGCACACCGUGGCAAUCAGUUUUAGAGGCAUAACAUUGUCACACUAUCGCAAGACGCACUUUAAAUGCAUACAAUUGGUCCAUCAUGGCAACUUUAGGUGCAUACAAUUGGCGCACCAUAGCAGUUUUAGAGGCUUACAACUGGCACACCAUGGCAACCAGCUUUAGAGGCAUAAAUUCAGAACAUCAUGGGAAUCAGUUUUAGAGGCAUAAAAUUGGAACAUAAUGGCAGCUUUAAAUACAUAAACUUGGCACAGCAUGGCAAUAAACUUUAGAUGCAUAAACUUGGCAAAUCAUGGUAAUCACGUUUAGAUGCAUACACUUGGCACAUCAUGGCAAUCAGCUUCAGAGGCAUACAAUUGGCACACCAUGGCAAUCAGCUUCAGAGGCAUACAAUUGGCACACCAUGGCAAACAGUCAGAUGCAUAAACUUGGCACACCAUGGCAAUCAGUUUUAGAUGCAUAAAAUUGACAUAACAUGGCAGUUUUAGAGGCAUAAUUCUGGGAUAUCAUGGCAGUUUUAGAGGCAGAAACUUUGCACAUCAUGGCAAUCAGUUUUAGAGACAUACAACUGCUUACACACAGACUCAGAAUCAGAAGUGCUGUGUCCUGCUCUGUCAUGCAGGCACCUCACAUUGAUUAUCCCAGUGGUGGAACUAAUGUAGAGUUAGCCCUGGUGCAAGAAUGUUUUCUGGGGCCCCCUCUAGUGCAAGUGUGGCCAAAAGGUAGAUCUCCAUCUGUCGGAGAACUUCAAUGCUAUACCAGAUGGGUAUCUACCAUUUUAUUAUCGUUGCAGGGUUAAAUUUGUGAGCAGUGUUUGAAUGUAAGCAUGUUUUUGUAUUAAGUAUAUGCGUGCAUGUAUGGGUGUAUUUGUACUGUUGCCAUUGGAAUGUAGUGGUGUACUUGUUUGUAAUGUUUGCGUCUGAAUGCAUGGGUGUUUGUAUGUAGUUUCGGACUUGAAAUGCAGGUGUGCUUUUUGUGUGUAUUGGUGUUUGUAGAUAAUUUUAGUGUUUUAAUGCCGGGGUGUGUUUGUAUGUAAUCUUUGCGUUUGCAGUACGUGUAUAGUGGAUGCAGUGUGUGUAUUGUGUUUAUAAAAUAUAUAUAUACAUAUAUAUACACAAUGUGUGUUUGAAUGUAAGCAUGUUUUUUUUGUAUGGAGUAUGUGUGAAGUGUAUACACAUACACACACUGACACAGCAAUACACAGACACACAAUGACACCUAGUUUCCCACACAUAGAUACACAGACACUCAUGUACACAGAUACACACUGACACACAAAUACACACACACACAGACACAAAAGGACACGCAGAGACAGGAGGUGAGGGUGACAGUGUGGGAGGCAGUGUGUGUGCUGGUAAAAGUUUGGGGGGCAGUGUGAGGGCAAGGUAAGAAAGGGUUACAGUGGGCGGACAAGGGGAGAAAGGGUGGGCGGGCAGGGGGAGAAAGGGUGGGCGGGCAGGGGGAGAAAGGGUGGGAGGGGCAGGGAGUGAAGGGGUUAGUGUGUGGGGAGGGCAGGGAGUGAAGGGGUUACAUGGGGGAGAUGUCUGGGGGCUGUGUCCUACCUUUCAUAAAUUCCCUGGUGGUCCAGUGUCUCCCUGGUGGUCCGGUGGGUCUCCGGUCUGAGCUCCGCCGGGUGCAGAGCUGCAGACUGUGUAAUAAGUCUCCCGAGCUCCCAGAGUGUUGCCACGGUAAAGCUCUGGGUGCUCGCGAGACUUCUAUCAUACGGUCUGCAGCUCUGGACCCGGCGGAGCUCAGACCGGAGGUGCUGGGCGGCAUACAGGGCAAGCUGCCGGGCUCCCUCCUGGUGUCGGGCCCGCGGUCACGGACCAAGAGCCCGACUAAUCAGUCUGCUUGCCUGAGUCCCCGGAGGCCCUGGAUGUGUGGGUCAGCGCGACCCACUGGGAAUCGCCCUGCGACCCACACUUUGGGAACCGCUGCUCUAUCUUGUUUAAGCAGAGCUCACAUUUUGCCUUGUUCCUGCUCUAAUCAAUUUGUCCUUUAUCUAUUACACAGCAUUGCCAUCAAAAACGAUCUGUCUCCUAACUGUGACACCAGUAGACUGCCUGGCACCAUAAUCACUGUAGUGCAUUUUAGUGGUUUUGGUGCUUAGAGUGCCUUUUUAAUCGUCUGUAUCACAUUAAAGCUGAUGCCUGUAUGCUGAUUGGAGUAUUUAGGCCAGCGGCUCCCGAUCUCUGGGUUGGGGUUGUUCUCAAUGUCAUUAUAGUGUAUUACUGUAUAUACUUCUUGAUGAAUAAUUCCCGGUAGUGAUACCGCCGCUGUGUCUAAUAAUUGCACAAUUAAUUUUUAGGAUCUUUAAUAUUACAGUUAAGCAGCAUUUUGCAGAAAUCCUUUUACAAUUGCAAUAAAUCACCAAGCAAUGUUAUGUGAACGGUUUCCAUAGUGGUGUUGUUUGUGUACACAACGUUUGAGAUCUAUGUUUUGCAAAUUGUGGCGAAUUGUUGUUGUUUUUUUUUGUUUUUUUUGAGGCCCAUAUCACUUGUUUUUUCUACAUGGGUACGGGGUGUGUAGUACAUUGAGACAGCUUUAUAGGAACGGUUUCCACAGGAAAAUGAAGACAAUGAGCACUAUCACAAUUGGAUAAGGGUUCUAUUCAGUUUCCAAGACCCCAUUGCAUAUUAUCUAUGAAGGGAAGUGUUGUGUUUUUUAUUAUUGUCAUUGCUUGUUGUAGGAAAUCCAUUAUGUAAAAUGAGUUAAAGAGAACCUGUUAUGGCUUUAUGUCACUUUCCUGGAAAGCAAAACUCUAGACACAUUGCUAGCAAAUGGUAUAAAUAAUAAUUGAUUUACACAUAAUUUUACAUUGUAUCAUACCUGUAAGGACUACAAAUUUGGAGGUACGGAGAGGAUCCGACCGUUCUCCAAAUGACGUAAAAUCAUUCCUUAAACCAGCACCCUAUGCUGCGAUGAGGGCGGGUGCCCAGUUGUAGAAUAAAGAGUUGUAGAUUUCUACAUUAAUUUUUUUUUGUCUACCCCUUACAAAUAAGUGCGGUCCACCUGUCCAGUGAGUGUUCUCAUAAAGAAGCAUUGAGCACGCACAUACUUUGCAUGCGGAACCCUAGAUGUCAAAUUUAUUAAAUAAUUAAAUCGAUUUUUGCCUAUUGCCCUUAUUGGCUUUUUUCAUCUAAUAGUAGAUGUGGAAAAUGCAGCAUGGAAACCGUAAAACAUCCUAGAAACAGCACCAGUUUCAUAUACUAGGCUGUAGGGGCUGCAUCUGCACAGCAAAAUAAGUUACGGUGCCUACACUGUCCCUUUAAAAAACUUAAUUAUGUCAAAACGAUGAGGCCGGCUGCAUAAUCAUUGCCUUACCUUUACACCUACAUGCAACUGAAGGACUACAAUAUUUGAUUUAGUUGGUGUAUUAGCUUGAAAAAUAAAUUGAUUUAAUUGUAUAGGGUUCCCAGAAUCCUCUCUGCUAAUAGCAUGGGGGUUUGAGUGAUAUUAUUGUUAGUGUGUUUGUGAUGUAUUUCCAGUGUAAAUAUUAUGUCACUUUUUUGUGUUCCUUCUAACUGCAGCGUCAGGAAGAAUUAAAAAAAACCCUCUCCGUAUUACUACUGACAAUAUAUUGGUAAUCUAAGGCAUACGUACCAUAAAGCCCAUAGUGGAUCUCUCCAAAAGCACCCGGAGUCCCUUUCUAUUUAGUAAUUCUUCCUUUUCUCAUGCGAACUCAUAGAUGAGAUUCAUGUGUAUCAAUGGAACUGCUCGGUGCCUUGUCAAUCUGUUUAAUGCAGUGGGCUGCAAUCCAACCAUCUCAUUAUGUAAUUUAACAAAAACACGUUUAACACAUUGUGGGCCUGUUUGAAAAAAAAAAAACCAAACGAACACACUAUUUCAGCUGAUGGGUAGGUAAGAAAGCUGAGGUGAAUGUUACUGUUUGCAGAGAAAAACAUAGAUGCACGGUCCAUACCUCCCGACUGUCCCUAUUUAGGAGAUAAACUCGCUAUUAUUUUGCCCAAAUCCCUCUCUUCUCUCCCAAUGUCCUUCUUUUCUUGGAGCUCAGUAUUUUCAGUCAGUCUGAGUGUAUAAGAGAGCUCGCAAGCCAUUAUAAUAAUCCCUGUAAUGUGUAUUUGAACUACAAUAAACGUGUUUAGAAAUCAAGCUGUGUGCAUUAGUUACAUAAAUUGCUUCGAGUAAGUCACCUAAAAUUUCUCAGAACAUUCACACCCACAAAAUGUGUCCCUCUUUGUCACUUUGAAAUGUUGGUAAGAAUGGCAUAAACACACAGAAACAUAUCAGUCGUAAUCUUUUAAAAUCUUUUGCACUUGUUAUAUGGCGUAAUCAUUUCUAACAAUUUCUCUAUAUUCAUUAAAGCUUGUUAUGUUAAAGGGAAAGCUGUAUUCCUGGCACUACCAAUGCCCCUCCUACCCGCUAAAUAAAGGGUUAAAAACCCUUUAUUUACUUAUCUGAUCCCAGCGCCGAUGACUCUCGGUGCUGGGUCGAAGCUCUGCCCCCUCCUCCGUCACACGUGGAGCGGAACGGAGUCUAAUGCGCAUGCGCUCAAAUGCCAAACGCGCAUUAGACCUUCCCAUAGGAAAUCACUGAAUCAAUGCUAUCCUAUGUGGGGGGAGAGGGAGAAAUCUGACGCCGUAUGUCCUCAUGCAGAACCAAAAGUCUGUUCCGAUUCCAGAAGUGCCCCCAGUGGCUGUCUGAUAGAGCCAAUGACGGCAGACUUAGUGCUGCAAUGUUUAAAGGGACCCUCCUGGCACCCAGACCACUUCUGCCCAUUGGAGUGGUCGGGGUGCCAGCCCCCACCACCCUUAACCCUGCAAGUGUAAUUAUUGCAGCUUUUAAAAACUGCAAUAAUUACCUUGCAGGGUUAAGUCCUCCUUUAGUGGCUGUCUAUCAGACAGCCACUAGAGGGACUUCCGUGUUUUUAGUGUUUUAAACAACGCUGGACGUCCUCACGCUAUGCAUGAGCACCUCCAGCAUCGCUGGAAUCCCCAUAGGAAAGCAUUGAAUAAUGCUAUCCUAUGGGGAGGUCUAAUGCGCGUGUGUGGCCAUUGCCGCGCAUGCGCAUUAGGUCUCCCCCGUCAGCUGACCUCCACAGGGGAGGGGCGUGAGCGCAGUCUUACCCAGCACCAAGGGACAUCGGCACUGGAUUCAGGUAAGUCACUGAAGGGAUUCUAACCUCUUUAGUAACAUGGGAUGGGGGGUGGGAGGGAGAGGGGCACUGCAGGAUUCUGCAGUGCCAGGAAAACAAAAAUGUUUUCCUGGCACUGGAGAGUCCCUUUAACAUUGAAGCACUUAGGGCAAUAGGGACACUGCACCCAGACCACUUCAAUGAGCUGAAAAGGUCUGGGUGCCUACGUUGUCCCUUUCAUGGUGAACCCCUCUCUCCCCCCUUUCUGUUUGACCAAUAACUAAGGUUUUUGGCAUCAAAGCUCAGUUUCACCUCCACAUUAAUCAUCCGCAGCCGUCAAAUCUUGGACAUUAGUGAUAGGCUGUGAGCGAAGUAUUGUUGUCAAAGUUAGUAAUAUCUGUCAAGCUGUUGGCUGAAAAAUGGGGAAAGUGCACCCAGAGACUCUAACCAGCUGCAGUGGUUGUGGUGUGUUUCCCUUUUUAUAUAAAUGUAACAAAGUGCGUUCUUUUAUGUUCCAUUUAAAAUAUAUCUUUCAAUCUAGGGCUGUCUUAAGCUAAUUCUACAGGCCAGUAGCUCUAAAGUCAUUUGAAAUGCUCUAUGGGGUAACGUUCCCCUGGGUCCCCUGCAGAGUAAACAAUGCCACAUUUACAAAUGGAUUUUUCUUAUGGAUUAGGAGAAUAGAGAUUGGACACCUUGGAAGAGGUCACCCGAAUCCUAGCAUUCUUCCUUAAUGUAGACUUGUGCAGAUAAGAUUACCCUGUGGGUGGUGAAGCCAGGAUCAUUGUACUAAAUGUGUUUUCUCCUUUCUAAGGGGCAAGAGUAUUUACCAGGCACUUUUCUGAUGGUUUAACUUAAAAAAAAAAAAAAAAAAAGUUAGUUACUAUAUAACAUUUCGGGACUUUUAGCCUCUUAACCUAUGACUUUAAUAAGCAGAAAAAUGAAAAUGUGUGAUUGGAAAUAAAAUAAGAUUAAACGUUCUUUAAUCUCGCAGACCAAUUUUAGAGAUUUUCAGAUAUAAGGGGGCCUAACAGAGACAAGCAUGUCCCAGUCUGGCUAAAUUAUUGGGAGUUAUACUCCUAAAUGGCACCUACUUGCAUUUUAAUAACCACAGAAAAAGCUUUCACUGCAACUCCCACUUAGCUCAGGCAUCGCUUACAGUAGACACACCCUUUUAAUCUUACACUAUUCUAGAAUAACACUAACCAGUACCCAGUAAACCGCACUCCGACAACACUAAAUAUUAACCCCUACACUACCGUCACACUAAAAAUAUUGUGUAAUAGUAAAGAUUAAGUAUUACGGUAAAAUAAAGCCGUCACAGGUUUCAUCCUUCGCUUCAGCCAGAAACCCUAGAUGGCAUUAUUGUUAUAAUUAUUAUUAUUAUUCACAUAUAUCGUUUAUUUGGGGGGGGUUGUGUUUUUUUUACUUGUCAUGUCUGAAAGUCUUGAUUUGAAUUUUUUUUUUUUUUUUUUAAAUUUAAAUAAUGUUUUUACUCCACCAUGGGAAACUGUUAUCAAUUUCAAAUGAGAGCUGGUCUCCGUUAUUUGGUUUAAAGGAACACUCUAGGCACCAGACACCCUCCAGCUUAAUGUAGUUCUGGGGGAAAUCGCCUGUCCCUAAAGCCUCAGCAGUGUAAACGCUGCCUUUCCUGAGAAAAGGCACAUGUAGUGGCUGUCGCUUGGACAUGCUCUGUGAUGCUAUAUGCUCCCUAUAGAGAUCAAAUGAGCUGUCUAUGUGAGGAGAGGCUGAUUGGCGCAGCGCGUCCGUGUGCCGAUUGUGCACUAGCCUUUCAUGCGAGGAUGCAUUCGAUUGGCUGUUAUCAUUGGGAUUGGUUAUCUCAACUGCUAGUCGUCAGCCAAAUGUGUUUUUUUUUUUUUUUCUUCUUCUUUUGGGGGAAGUGGGUGGCUUGAUAUCUAAAUAGGUACUGCAACACUAUAUGUUCCUUUAAAAAUGGUAUACCUGAACUUUGUGUUUUACAUGUGAACAUUUAAAUUAAUGGUUUUAUUUUUUUAUCUGUUGUUGUAGAACCACGAAAAUAUGCAUCAGUUUGGCCCAGCCCUGGAAUUGAUAAAUUGGAAGUGUAGGUGAAGUCAGACUGAGACUUUCUCUGCCUUAACGGUGAGUUGAUAUUAUUAUUAUUUUAUUAUUUAUAUAGCGCCAUCAGAUUCCGUAGCGCUGUACAAUGGGUGAUAUCUGUGCUUCAACUUUUUUUGUAACAAAGUAAAGGCCAUCACACUCUAAAGUGUAAGCCACAGAAGCCCAGGUGGGUGCCAGCUACUUAUCUGUUGUCUGUGCGUCAAUGGAUCUCAUUCAAUGGAGGAAAUUACUGCGUGCGUUCGUUCCAGUGAUAGUCGUCAAGAGUUGGAAUGCGUUUCACGGUGUAGCCAAAAUGUAUAACUUGUCGCCAGCUCUGCUGCUCAUAAAUGCAAAUUUAAACAAUUACAGAAUUUCUGUACGUAUAUCUAAUGAAAUUGAUAAACCGGGAGAGGAUUACCAUCCCACAGAGGCCAACUAAACUUUCAACUAUUUCAAAAUAAAAUUGUCCAAUCUGUCGGAGAAAAAAGAAAAUAACACUAACUGAAACUAAUCGCAGACAAGCUGAUAUGCAGGAUUGGAAUGGGUCUGAUACAGAGGGUGUGAAAAGAAUCCGGACAUAAAGAGGCUGUCAGAAAUGCAGGGCUAGAGAGAGAUGGUACAUUUUGAAAGAUGACUUCUAGGAAAUGUAAGAGGGAGGCAAUGAAGUUAAGGAAGUGGACACAGAUGGUAUAAAUGUUUAAAAUGCAUGUAAUCACACUGUUAUUCGUAUUUAAGUGUGUACAGCGUUACUGAAUAUGUUGGUGCAUUAUAAGGGUUUGUUCAAUGUGCAUUUUUUUUCUUCUUUUUUAUAAAUGUACGCUAGAAGAAAUAAAAUGUGUUUUCUCUCUGGCUUCGAAGUAUUUGGAGUUUAAAAGAAGAUGUGAUUAAUGCACAGAUAUCCAUUCAUGGUCACGUUUUCCAUGGAAGUGCUCUAGCCUAAACACCCAGGUGGGUUUCCUGAGGAAUGCUUCAUUUGUAAGGCACAAUAAGGUUAAUGAGAGUUUGUUUUACAAGUCGUGAUGGAUGUCCAUACACUCUGCACGGCUUUUAAACAUGUGAAGUAUGGCAGAAAGGGCUUGCACUAAGUGAUGCAUACUCUUUUUUUUCUUUUCACAGUGUGUAGCAUAGUUCUGGUCACGUUUUUCUCCUGCAGAUGGUCUUUCCAUCCUACCCCCGCUUAGGCAGUCUAAACAUAUGGCGAAAAUGAUGUGUUUGUUAUACAACUUUUUUUGCUAGGAAAUUUCUGGUCUAUAGAAUUGUGCCUUCUUUCAUGGACUACACAAACACCCUGUACAUGGGUCUGUCGUGUGUGUAUAUACACACACACACACACACACACACACACACACACACACACCCUUGUCAAUGGGCCCGUUAUAUAUACACACACCACACACAGCCUUGUCAAUGGGCCCACUAUAUAUACACACACCACACACACACACAGCCUUGUCAAUUGGCCCAUUAUAUAUACACACACCACACCACACACACACACACACACACACACAGCCUUGUCAUUGGGCCCAUUAUAUAUACACACACCACACACACACAGCCUUGUCAAUGGGCCCAUCAUAUAUAUACACACACCACACACACACAGCCUUGUCAAUGGGCCCAUCAUAUAUAUACACACACCACACACACACACAGCCUUGUCAAAGGGCCCAUCAUAUAUAUAUAUAUAUACACACACACACACACACACACACACCCACACACACACAGCCUUGUCAAUGGACCCAUCAUAUAUAUAUAUAUAUAUAUAUAUAUACACACCCCACACACAACACAGCCUUGUCAAUGGGCCCAUUAUAUAUAUACACACCACACACAACCUUGUCAACCUUGUCAAUGGGCCCAUCAUUCAUACAUACACACACACACACACACACACACACACACACACACACACACACACACACACACACACAGCCUUGUCAAUGGGCCCAUCAUAUAUAUAUAUACACACCACACACAUACAGCCUUGUCAAUGGGCCCAUCAUAUAUAUAUAUACACACCACACACACACAGCCUUGUCAAUGGACCCAUCAUAUAUAUACACACCCCACACACACACAGCCUUGUCAAUGGGCCCAUCAUUCAUACAUACACACACACAUACAGCCUUGUCAAUGGGCCCAUCAUACACACAUUCUCACACACACACACACACACACACACAGCCUUGUCAAUGGGCCCAUCAUUCAUACAUACACACACACUCACGUAGUCCUGUCCAUGGGCCCGUCAUACACACACGGAGCACUACAUUAGUACUGAUUGGGUCAAUCCAAGAGUUGAAUGAAUUUGAGCUUACUGAAGUGGUUAUGGUGAAAGGACCCUUUCCCUACAGUCUUCAAUUUGAAAGCUCCUUAUUUUUUGAGGUAAUAAAGCUUUGAAUUGGAGAAUGGAGCUGCACAUAGUGUGGUAUAGUAAGCUGAUAGCAGUUAUUGUAUCGGUUUGUGGAGAGAGGUUCCACACUGUGUAAUAAAUGAAGUGUGCUUUUAAUGAACCUAUUCUCACAUGUAAAAAGGAAAGGUUAUUGUUAAAGUUUAUCAUCCAUUUAGUUAUUUUUAUGAGCGCGCACAUGAUUAAUGCAAUAAAAGAAAACAAAAUUAUGUAAUAGAAAAAGAAGAAGAAAAAAAAAAGCAUUCACCCGGGCAGCCUUAAAAGGGGGUGGGCACGGUUUAGUGUUGAAAUAUAAACACAACCCUUGAACUCUGCUUUUGUCUGUUCAUUGAAAGAUUAGGCCUGCUUUUGACACCCUCUUUGAAGCAGAGUUUGUUCAGCCUCAGAAAGCAAGCUCUUGGUUCUAGUUUUAUGGUUUGUAGAGCUGUGAAGACAAAAUAAAAAGGAGACGCACACAAACACAACUGGAGGCUAUUGACCAGGCCGGGUUUCUAGGAUAACUAAUUACUUGGAGUGCGUUUUGCUGGCUGUGUAAAUAACUGAACAGCUUAAGUGGUUAUAGAUUGAUGCCUGUUACUGGGAGUUUGUGAAUUGUUCCUGAUUUAACAGCACAGUCCAUUUACUAGACAAAGAACCAUCACUAUUCUGGAAGUGAAACCAUUGAAUGAAAUGAUUGAAAGUUGCCUAUAACUUGCAUUUAGCUUUUUAAAUUUAUAUUAAAGAUACAGGAAGUGACAUUACAAUUCGGUUCCCCGCACAACCAUGGCACACAAUGUAAAUCCUCUUUUAAAGGGCACGUGUCAUUUCCCAAACAAACAGUGCUCAUUAGUUUAGGCCUAAAAUUACAUUUCUACAUCGUGGUAGCAGUUUUGCUAGCAACUGCAUAGAUUAGGGGGGAAAGCCUAUUUGCAGAUAAGUUUCUCUCCCAGCUGUUAGCCAGUGUCUCGGUGUGUCAAGGGAGAGAUGAAAAGACCUCCCACGGGAUGUUCCUCUGCUCUCCUCCCAUAGCAACCACUGUGCAUGCAUUGCGGUUGCUAUGGAAACUCGAAGCGCCAGUGGGGGAGUAUAGAAGCAGAGUGACUUCAGGUCACUCCGUUCAGACACUGGCACGCCUGCAACAAAGCCAGCGCACCGACGUCACUGACCAGAUUUGUCCUGAUUAGGGUGCGUCCCAAGCAGGGCAAAUCGACGAACAGAGCGCAGGUGGAGUGGCGGAUAGCCUAGAGUAACACCUACAAUGCUGGUGCUGCAUAUAGACCGGUUCCCCUCUGACAAGCCAGGUCGGGCGAAACGCGGGCGUCAGGGGUACAUGUGAUGCUGUCUCUGAUCAUGUUCUGACAGCACCACACUUCAAACUAUCAUAUUCUACCUCUAGAAAUCUGACGUCUUAUCUACUCUUAGCACUAGGGAUCUCUAAGAGUUUUAUUUAUGGGAAUAGCUGUAGGUGCCCCUGAAGGCAGUGUUGAGCGUUAUCUACUAUCUUAUUCCGUUAGCUAUUAAAUAUUACUGCAGGCGCUCUCCCUCUAUUGGGUUUCAUCAGCCAUACGGUCUAGUUAUUUUUCCAACAAUAGACCGGCAUGUGAGUUUGGCUAUCGUGUAUGCAGCCACUCUAUAUUUAUCCGUAUGUCUACUCCCCACCCUCCUAUCCCAGGAUACUACCCAAUGGUAUUAUCAUACUGACAGUGUAUCACUGUACCUGCAGUCCUAGCUGUAACAAUCCACGGCAGCAUUAAUCUAUCACACUGACAACUUACUCUUACCACCUUGAACUGCUCACUUUGACCAAGUUCAUUAGCAGUCCAAAUUAAAAUAAUUGUUUGUACCACUAACCACGUGGUAUGCGGCAUUCAUACGCUACCACAGUAGUAUUAGACCAACUUACAGUAGUGCUACAUACUAUAUAUAUGUUUACAACAAUAUUGACAUCUCAGUUAGCAGGUAUUUGCUUGUCAUUAUUUAGUUCACUAUUACUCUGCGUGAGUUUGUGCCUUUUAGACCGCAUACUCUGGAUCCUUUUAUAAUUGAUGCAUCUGUCUUGGCACCACAUGCUUUAUCUGGCUUUUCUGCUAUAUUGGAGUUGCAGCUGGAGUAUUGGUUAUCCUGAUUCAGCAAUAGCACUAUUCCACCAUUUAUUUAGUGCAGUGUAUGCAUGAUUCAUACACAUGCUCAACUAUUCUAUAGAUACCUAACCCGGUUAGCUACACCCCUUCUACCAAGCACAGACGUGUGCUUUUUUGUGUAUUAUCACAUCCAAGACGCUAGAGUCUAUUGACUUUCGUUUAUAUAUCGAUUUAUCAAACAUUGAUUUAUUCUUUUAUUAUAUAUAUUUCACUUUUUUUGUGUGUAUAUAGCACUUUGGGUUAUUGCUAGAAGCUAUUUUUACAUUCUUAUUUUAAUAAACUUUUUUAUUUUUGACCUUUGGUCUUUUAUAUUUGAUCUUGUGUGACUCCACUUUAUCUGGAGUUAUCCUGAACAAAUUUGCGACUCAUCCCAGUAUCCCCUUUCGGUACACUAUUUCAAACUUAUAGAAUGGAGGAAAAGUGAGUAAAUCUUUCUAUAUACAUUGAAUUCACCAUGCAUUCAAUGUAUAUAGAAGUGACUUUGACUUGUUUGGUGACCUACUAUUACGUUUUAAAAUUUGUUCAGUGAUUCAAUCCUAAACGAAUAUAAUUUGUUUCUAAUUUAAUUCUGCAGACUUCCUUUGAAUGGCUACAAUAAAUUGUGUAUUAACAACACUGGCUUCCUAAAAGCCCUUCCCAGUGUCAAUGCUCUGACAUUAGUAAGCGAUUUUAGGAAGCCAUUGCUGUUUAUAUGCGAUUUACUGUCGCCAUUUGACUGGCCGUGACACAUUGCGAAUUCACAGGUUCCCCAGUAGCUGGAAUAUGAGCAAAGUGGCCCAAUGAUUGGCCCUCUGGUGUAUAGAUCGGGCACAAUCUGUUUCACUGCACUGUUAGCCAAUGAAUUAACUCUGUGACACAUCAAUGGUGUAAACACACAUACAGCACAAGGAAUGUCUGUGAUUGUGUAACAUUGUUUCAGCAAACGCUUAGUGCAAGUGAACGACUCCUAGAGCAUCAUGGGAAUGACAUCACACUGAACACAUCACAAAUGCUGUGGGACAAACACACACAUACACACAUACACACACACACACACACACACACACACACACACUUUCUGUGGCAUAAGUUUAGCUUUCUUUUAUUCAUGGUCCAAAGCUCUCCCUACCCCUUUUUAAUUUUUAAAAUGAUUGUUUAUGGUGUAAAUUUGUUAUAUCAUCGUUGUGUGUUUCUUUUCACUUAAAUGUGUGCUGGAAACCAAUAAUGCGUUAAUGAGCUGUGGCAGCCAUUGUGUCAAUGUAUGCUAUAACGUUUGACUAAUUAUAUACCCUCAAUCUCUUAAGUAUAUUUAACCAUUGAGUGUUAAAGUUGCUUUAGCGACUCAAUAACUUGUACUAUUUGAACAUUCUUCAGCAAAUUCCUUUGUAGAUAAAGUUAUUUGUACCGCAGUAAAUAGUUAACUCGGCCUUCCCUAUUGUCACCUGCUUUUUAUAAAAGCUGUGCUGCUAAUUUGUUAGAACUCUUUAGAACCCUUAAGUUAGUGAAAAAGGAGUUUUGAAGUACUGGUAGUGAUUUAAUGUGAUUUAUUAUCCGCUAAUGAGGUCACACCGCUUACUGGUAACAUAGGAAGGUGGUAAAAAGGAAAUGGGUCAGAGGGUUAUGGGAGAAUGGUAUAGAGCAGGGUAGAUAGGACUUAGAAUGAUAGGGUAGAGACGGAUGUUAGAAAGUGGAGAGAAGUUGGAGCAUGUGAACAUUUAUUUUAAAAAAACAUACAAUAAAUGUUCACCGUAAGAGUAUAAUAGCCCCUAAAGCAAUCUGCGUAUACAUUUUCAUAAAGGUAAAUUAUAUUCUGUUAUUUUAGGUUUCCUUUCAUGAUUAACUUGACACGUCUCCAGCAUACCAGCGCAGCCAUUACUGCAUCAUUGUCCGUGUAACACCCACGUUUGCCCACAUCUCUCAAUCUGGUACCAUUUGCCAAGCUUGAGAAGUAAACCCUCCCCCAACACCCUGGCUUCAUUACCUUUCCCUCCAUUCAUAUCUAUAAUGGAGAGCAGGUAAACUGCCAGUAGGAAGAUUCUCCUGCUCUCACAUGUCACUCAGAUCAUCAGGUGAGGAAGUACAUUUUGAAAUAUAUUUAAUUGUAAAUCUAUACAUUUGCCAGCCAAUGUAUAGUGUUUAUUUGUGCCAACCUAUUUUUAAUGCACUGUACAAUUAGUGGACAAUCAAUGAAUUUAAAAUAAUUUGGAUAUACAGGAAUGGAGGAUGAUGAAUGUCUUGCAUGACUGUCUGCACCACAGGGGUGCCCAACAGGUGGAUCCCCAGAUGUUGUAAAACUACAGCUUCCAUGAUGCUUUGCCAUUGUAAAGAUUAAUGCAUGCAAAGCAUCUUGGGAGUUGUAGUUCUACAACAUCUGGGGACCUACCUUUUGGGCACCCCUGCUGUACCAUGACUGGUGCAUCACACUUUAGGCAGAACUAUAGGGAUUGUGGUUAGGGGGGGAAGGCAAGGGGGGGGAAGGUUAAUGGAAAUCUGGAUAGAAGGAAGAAUCGUUGAGGCUGGUAUAAAUGUAUGAGAGACUAUCGGAGGCCGGGAUUUGGAAGGAGGAUAAAGGUGGCUGCUAGGAAGGAGUGACAUUGAGAGAAAGCCAGAGAGGAAUAUCUUUUUUGUUAAAUGUGGUGAUUCAGGUGUUAAGGUAUUCUCACCAGCCUGUUCUUUGGAAUUGUGCAAAACUCCCAAUGAAAGCACCAGUACCACAGGAUUGCACACUUACUAUGCAGCGUGAUUGUGUAGUGCUUCUAACAUGGCAAUUGUGAUACCUCUGUCACAGUAAAUAUGAACGGCAAUGCAUAAAAUGUGUUUUUGAAAUAAAUGUAUUGAACGUGUGGGACUUGAAUCAUUUAAAACCUAUCUGUCUGUCUGUCUGUGUCUUUUUCAUUGGGACAAUGGGAAACGUUUGUGACUUUCAGGUCUUGGCUGAAGUGGAACGGCCCAGAUUCCCAUUAUUUAGGAUUUUGGAGAGCAGGAUAAAGCGUCACAUUGACAGUGUGCAUAUUAAGACGUCAUAGUUGUCCAUGUGCUUGAAUUUUCUAUUUUACUGCUGGCUGGAUUUUUAAUUAUUUUUGCUGGCUGGAGAUAUACAUUCUAUGUUAAUUUAAACAUUUUGUUGUCUGUACAAGUAAUUUUCAGUUAAAUUAUACAGAGUAAUGAAGCUAUCGCUCCUUGGUUAAUUUGUAAUGUAAAGCGCGGCUGUUACUGAUCCCCCACCAUCUGGCUCUACGUCGUGUGGAAGACGAUUGGGGGGCACGCUCUUCUUUUUAGAAGUGAAUUUAUUGCAGAAUGAAAGUGUUUCAUGGCUGACCCUCUCAAUUCUGGGAACCAUAAAUCAGGCUAUGGGGGAAGUUUUUCAAUGAGACCAGGGCUUAACGUGUUCCCUUUAGAAGUUAUAUUUUAUAAGGAGAUUGAUUUUAAAGCUGACUCGGAACUACAAUCGCUUUUGAGUUGUGACCUUUCCUAGCAAGGGGCAUAUUUAUCUACUGUCUUGUAUUGGUUAUUUUUUUUCUCUCAUCAGUUGCAGCUUUUGCUCCUUAACCAUCAUUUUUUAAUAUACACUUUUUUGAGGGGGUUCUUCAGUUGCACAGUAGAUUUAUACAUUUUUCCACUGCUUUGUUCAAUGUGAAAAAGUUCUGCUUUCACUCUUUUAAAAAAAAUUUUUUUUUUAAACUAUCACUUUUUAUACACGCCACAGCAUCCCAAGAAGCGGGACACUGGCAGGUGGUGGGCAGGUGGGCGUUAUGCUUAUUUGGGCACAGUGCGUUGGUGCCCCUAUAAGCAGAAUACAUUGAACAAACUCAGGACGGCAGAACUGGUCCCAGAAAUUGAGACAGUCCCAACAAAAGCAGGAUGGUGGGGAGGCAUGGAUACACACUUUAAGAAAUUUAAUCAAAAUAAUGAUUGAAUGUAACCAUCACUUUGACAUUUCUCCCUCAAUGUGUCUGUCAGCCUACAACCAUGACUCAUGAACACCUGUUUAAACCCUCUGCAGAGAAUAUAAAGAUCUAAAGACUGAGGGCUGCAUUUCUCUAAAUGGUUACUCAAAAUUAAAAUAAUUUACACUCUGCAUAAUAUCAAAUGGGAUAAUUAAAAAAUAAAAUAAAUAAAUGGCAACUCUUUCAGUACCACUAAUAAUUUGGUGAAUUAUCCCUAUACCAUGUCUCCUCUUCACUCUCUAGUUUCACAUUCCAAUGUGUCUCCCUCGUUUGGCUAAUUUGGUACCACCUAUAGUAGGAGCUCAGAGUGUUUGCUGGUUUGUGGAACCCCCUCUCCCCAACUCCAAGAAACCCUUGUUGUUUUAAAGCAUUGCUAAAAUUUCAGCAGUACAGUAGAAAAUAAAGUGAACAACAUGUUUUGCUGAAUUACUGCAGAAGCAGCAGAGCUUGCAAUUAACCCUGCAAUGUAAAAAAAUUAAAAAAAGCUGUUUUGUUAAAGUAACAUUGUUUGCAAGGAAGGGAUAAAUGCCCAGACAGCCGCUAGAGGUGCUUCUACCGUCAUAGAGUUAAAAAUGAUCCUCAAUCAGUUGGUCUCAUAGAGACAAUUUGAUGUUGCAGUGUGACAUUGAACUGUGCAUGCGCAAUAGCCUCCUAAUGAUUCCCAGUAGGGAUAUUGUAUUGUAUUGGCUGAGAGUAUCUGUCUUGAUGAUGUCGGCAAAGGAGGAGGAAUGACCUUGCGAGACCAGGGUGUGCGAGAGCAAAAGCCUUCCAAACUCUCACGGUUUGAGACCAGUUUUCCUAACGUGUUAAUGUUCCUUUUACAAUUCAUCAAUACAGUCCUCAAGUAUCCAUUUUACAUAUGAUUAUAUUUUGCCCUAGAUUAGGAGGUUUACAAAUGUAGUUUAUUUAUUCAGUGUGUGUUCACUUGCAGUGCAGCUCAAUGCCAGGCUCUAAUUAAAAUCAUUAACAUGAACUUGUGUGAAAUAACAAUUAUAACUAAGAAUUAACUGCUCGUUGGCAUUUGUCUUGUAUGCAUAUACAUAUUUUAUUUUCUAUUGUUUAAUCUUUGUCACAUUUCAUUCUCCUUCUUUUGCUGCACCACAACCACUGUGAGCCUUUGACUUGCUGUGCAUCUUGGGAGAUGUAGUUUACUAUCUGGAGUGCUGCAUGUGACCAGCCCUGUUCCGUAAAUUAGUGAUGCUUGGCUAGCUGAAUAGCUGGACAUAAUGUGAGCUGUCUAAGAUUGCUGAAGGGGCCAAGGUCUUUACGCUACGGCUACAAAUGUAAACUCUCUUUUCAGUAAAUUCUGACUUAAUUAUUGUUCAUUUACGUGGGAGAGCCUAGAUGGUUAAUACACAGAUUGUUGAAUAGAACACAUAAGAUCCAGCGCACUCACUCACCUACUAAACAGCAAUUUCAAAGCUUACAGAUUUUAAUAGUUUUCUUUAAACAUUUUUUUAAAAACACCUAAUUUAGGUGAAAAUAAUUUAGUUACAGUAUAUGACCAUUCAUUUUUUUUUUCAUGUUUAAAUCUUUAUUUCACUUUUUCAAAUUACAGAGAAAACACAACACUGUGCAUCAGUAUAACAAAAAAAAAAAAGAAAAAAUUAAUAAAAAUAAAUACAAAUAAAAAUAGAAAUAAAAAUUCAUUGCGUCUUGUAGAAUAUAUUCGGCCCUCACUGUACCUGACUUUUACCGGCCAGGUCUAGUAACUGUUAUACGGAAAGGGGGAUUACAAUACCAGGUGGAUUUGUGUGUAGCAAAUCAAACUUUUUUUUUUUUUUUUUUACAAAUGUUUUCAUUUAUCGGUUUCAAUUUCCAAAGUGUUUUCUGUAAGCAUGUCAACAGGAAAUAUCCCCCUGUCUUGGCACAUAGGCCGAUACCCCCUCCAGAUGUACUAAUCUGCUGAUGGUUUAAACGCAGGAUACCCCAGCGCAGGCUUCAAAUAAUAGGCUUGCGUUAGGUGAUGGUCUGUCGUCGCCUGCAAAGUGUUAUUUCUCCAAAGACUCUGAACGGGAUGAAAUGAUUUGUGGAUAAAUUAUACCGAUUUGGACGAGGGGUGGUUGGGGGGAGAGUAUGACUAAAGGAAACCUGCAAUGUAUUAAGGAGAUAGAGAGAAUGGGAAUGAGCAGAGGGAGGGGUGUUGCAUGGAUUUGCUGCCUAUAAAGGAGGUUGGUAAUUCUUAUGCUAAUCCAGGCCUUGGAUAAGGAGUAGGCAGCCCCCCCUUCCACACAAUGGCAUUGGAGCCAGGAUGUCUGGUCUGUAGUCUAGUGCGCCUUGAAAAGCAUGUCAGACAGGGCGCCUGAGGCAGCCUUUGGGGGCAGGAGCUGAAGGAAGAGAGGGAGGAUCGUUUGUUUCCUUGCUUCCCUGCUUCCCUGCUUCUUUAAUGUGUUGGCACAAAGCCAUAUAAGAGAGAGAGAGAGAGAGAGAAAUGUUAAUUCAAGAAAUGCAGGCAACUGGGGAGAGAGUACAUUUCAUCCCCACCGGAGCAUUCUCUCUCUCUCUGUCUCUGCCUCUGUCAGUGUUAACCCAUUGUGUGCCGCAGGCCUUGCAUUCCAACACAGUGACGCACAAUUUGUCUCAGAGCGUAAAAACACACUGCUACGGGGAUUUAGUUUUGUGGUGUCUUAACGUUUUAACUAGGGAUAAACUUUGAAGUGAGUACGUCUCUCUUGGAUAGUCCGUGCCAGAAAUCUAGCAACGGGUCAUGGCAUUCUGUAACGUUUCCAGUAACAAUCACUCCAACGUGGGUAGACUGUUGCACAGAUUGAAGGAUGCAGCAAAUAUCCCAAUCAAUUGGGUGGGGGUCUUCUAAAUUUCUUCCCUUUUUUUUUUGUCCCCCCCCACCCUUUCCCUCUGCUCAAGCUGCGUACCAAAUAGCCUGAUUUCAUGGAUUCCAUAUAUAAAAAUGCCAACGUUAAAGGACUGUGUGAAACUUCAGUGUUUUAGUAAUGGUUUUACUGUACUGCAGAUUGGCAACACUAACUAUGAAAUAAAAAGGUGCGAUUUAUAGUUUCAUUUUUUUCUUCUUCUUUCAUUCUUUUUUAGCACCUUUAUUUUUACUUGUUUUGUUUAUACAGAUUGGCAACACUGCCAUCAAGAACCACUAACCUGCCAGCUCAAAAAUCCUGAUUUCGGAAAACACUUUUCUUUUAAUUUUUUUACAUUUUAUUUUAAUUAAAGUCUCUUAUUUGUAGUGAGCGAGCGUGGCUAAGGAGGCUUAUGGUGCAUAAUUCUGCAAAUGCCUUUAUUUUAUGGAGAAAAAAAAAUGGUUGGAGAGAGGACAAAAUCUAUCAAAUGCAUUAAAGUUGAAUUGGUGCCCAUAAUGUCCCUUUAAACCCUGCACUGCCCUGUUAGUUCAAUGGAGGGGCUUCCACAGAUUAUGCUUGUUUUCCCUCACAGCCUUCACUAGCGAUGGCUGUUAGAAAUUAUGACAAAACUUGUCGUAAUAACGAUUACCUCUGCCUUUUAGUCAAGUUUUGUCAGCCAUAGAAAAAUACAUAAGACAAGUAGUCAUUCAUUGGUGGAUACCAUCAUAAUGAAAAACAAAAUGUCAAAUAUAUUGGAAGUGGUACAUUAAAUGUCAGCAUAAUUUGGUGUGUGUAUUAUUAUUAAUUACAUUUUUAUGUACUGUGUAAAUACCAAUAAUAUAGAAUUUUGCCAGAAACCAUAGGUGGAUGAAGACUCUGCUCAUACAAGCUUACAAUCUAAGGGGGCAGGGGGGUUAAAUGCAGUACAGUGUUGGGGAUAGGAACCAAGUAGCAGAAUUGAAAGGUGAGAGCGAAGUGGCGAUUAAGUCCCCUAUUUAGCUUGAGAAAGUAAUGGCAGUCACCCUUGUAGUCUGUGUGUGUAUAUAAUAUUUGUCUGCCAAUCAUUAAGCCAAUAAAGUAUUUUGACAAUAUUUCUGUACCUCCUCCACUAUUUGAUGUGAUGUAUUGAUAACAGACUAAUAUUCUAUAAUCGUGGUGCAAUAGAGGAAUAGGGGUUGAUAAAUAAAAGUCUGAGGAAUGUGCGUGCUGUUAGUACAUCCUGUCCUGGGCAGACGUAGAGUGUAAACAAUCACACUAAAAGGAAUGUUUGUUGUAUUUGAACACGUGAAGAGACAGUCGUGUUAUGAGGAUGAGAAUAGGGCAGGCAUUUCAAAGAGGAAGACGUUCUUUGUUAAUAGGACACCACCGUGAAAACAACUCAGGGGUGAAAUAUAAAUAGAUCACAAACCGGUGACCCACGAAUGGGAAGGAUCUUAUACAAGACGUGUUGUUUCUUGUGGUUUUUUUUUUUUUCUCUCUUCCUCUCUAACAUUCUACCUAAAGUCGCCAUAAUUUCUACAUUUUACCAGGAAAGCUACAUUGAGAUUUCUCUCAUUUUCAAGUAUGUCCUGGGAUAUAGUACCUAGAAAGCAAGGUGCAAAUGGUAUUUUUAAAGGAACUCUAUAGAGUCAGGAAUACAAACGUGAUUUCCUUAUGCAAUAGUUUUGAAACCACUGUUUAGGUUUUUGGCCCCCAUCGUCGCUGGUUAAGGUGUAAAACUCACUUUUUUAAGUUUUCCAGCACUGCGUGGGUCUGUUGCAGUUGGCUCGGCUACCACUAUGCCUUUUUGGCAAACUUGAUCUUAGCCAAUACAAUGCUUUCCCAUUGGAAAGCAUUGGGAUGCUACUGCACAUGCUCAGUCAAUGCAGCUCUAUGACGAGCGUUCAGAGUUUCCAUGCAGAGCAUGGAGAUGCUGAAUGUCAGUGCUGCACUGACCCAGGAAACACCUCUAGUGGCCAUCUGAUUUACUGCCAUUAAAGGCGUUUCUAGGCUGUAAUGUAAAUACUGCGUUUUCUUAGAAAGCCUUCAAGUACAGACUAUACUAACCAGAACAACUGCAGUAAGAUGUAGUUGUGCUGGUGACUAUAGUGCCCCUUUAAUGCACAAUAUUUGGGAGGGUUAAGUGCAUCAUAUGCAUACAGCAACUUUUUGACCAAUCAUCUCCAAAUGUUCGUUUUUUUACUCUUAUUUCUUCUUUUCUGUUCCUGUUAAAACUUUAUAAGUCUUCCUCCCCAAUUUUAAAAGCCAAGUGCUCUUUUCAUCCCUCUUAUAUGUAAAUGUUUAUCUACUUGCCCAUUUCUCAAUAUCUCCUUCACCCACCCGCAUCUCUCUCUCAACACCACCACCACCCAUAGCUGUUUUUUUUUUCUUAAAGGGAACACUCAGAAUUUUUUUUUUCAGUAACACAGAAAGCACCAUAACCACUACAGUGCAGUGUAGUUGUUAUGGUGCCCUGGUGCCACCCUCUCUCAUCAAUUGUAAGGCUGGGGUACACUGGGUGCCACUCCCUGCAUUCACUACUGGGAGAGGGGGGGGGGGAGUUGGUGAAGUAGAUUUGCAUGUCAUCUGCAUAGAAAUUAUAUUGGAAGCCAAAGGAGCUAAUGAGUUUACCAAGGGAGGCAGUAGAGAUGGAGAACAGUAGGGGACCAAGGACUGAACCUUGGGGGACACCAACAGAGAGGAGUUGGGAAGAAGCAGAGCCAGAGAAAUAAACACUGAAAGCGCGCUGGGAGAGGUAGGUGGAGCACCAUGAGAGAGCAGUAUCUUGUAGACCGAUAUUGCGGAGGAUGAGAAGAAGCUGUUGAUGAUCAACCGUGUCAAAAGCCGCACACAGGUCAAGGAGAAUAAGGAUAGAGUAGUGACCAUGAGAUUUUGCAGCGAGUAGAUCAUUGGAUACCUUGGUCUCAUUGGUUGUGAACAAUCCUCAUUGGUCCAAGCUCGCUGAUGGCACACCACCCAAAAUUCCAAAUGGACAAAGAGGAGUGGGGGUGGGGCUAUUUUGAGACAUUUUAGGUGACUUGUAAUUUAGGCUUAUCUAUGCUAACUAAAGUGUAAUUUUAAACAAGAACACAGUAUCUUAUUUCCGCACACAUGUGUACAGCUUGACAAAGGCCCUGCUGUGGGCCGAAACAUUGCUUUCAUCUGCUCCCCUAAACCUGCUCACUUUGGGUUUACGUUUUGUGCCUGGACCAUCAUUUAUUUUCAGAAAAUUACAUUGUGAGGAUUGGUUAACCUUAGGCCCAGUUGCACCCUGGGAUCCAGGCGAGUGCAGUAUCCUGUAUGGUAAUUACAUGUAGUUUAACAGAGUUCUAUGGCAAUAAUACUCCCAAUAAUGUGUCCCAAACACUCCUAAAUAGCGACAAUUGGGGGGUAUGGAGGAACACUUCCAACAGCAAUAUCAAAACAUCAAAAUGCAAAAGUGGUCAUGGUGCUUGAAAUGAUCCUUUACACGCAUCAGCACUUGGACAGACACCUCACGACAUCCCAAUCUGCCUUCUAUAAUUGUAUCGAUAGUUAGAUCUGUCCAGUCAGACGCUUGUCAGAAGCGUUGCGGACAUACGGUACACUCUGCAAUCAGUGUCCUACCAAUCCUAUACUUGACUAUGCAGUAUGUGAUGAUGCUGAGAGCAAAAUCUAAUGGCCUGAAGUAGUAGAUGACUGUCUGCUUGGUAGCACCUAGAGGUGUGUUUUCUGUAAAAUGUAAACAUUAAGAUGCAGUGGUUUUGGUGAUUAGAAUGUCCCUUAUGACUCAUGUAAAGCUGGUAACCUUAGACUCUUAUUCCACUCUCACAACACUAAAAAUUUUAGCCUUUAGAAACAAGUAAUAAAUUUAGCUCAAACAUGGGGGUACGUCUACCUACAGUACAUACGGAGUUCUACAGCACCCAUGACUUUUUUCUCUGUAAGUCUGAAUACAUUCCACAUGUACCAUAUGUGAUUGGUGAUUCUCAAUGCUCGUUACAUAUAUAUUAUUUUCUAUGCAAACACAGUUUUGCUGGUGUUUGUAGAACAUCAUUGAAUAAAGAGUGUUUUUUUUAAAUUUAUAUAUUCAAAAGCAAACCUGUGCCGAUGUCCUCAUGAUCACAUUUAUUAUUGUACAGCGCUGCGGAGUAAGUUGUCGCUAUAUAUAAAUGCUGAUAAUACUUUGUUGCAGAUUGCACCACAUUGAGCACUCUAACCCAAUGUUGUAUGUUCUCAGUGGCUCAUUGUAUCUUUCCCAUUCAUGUAUCUGUAGAAUACGGCACAGCCUUGAUCUACAGACUGAAAUAAAGGUUUCCCUUUAAUGUAACACUAUAAGGUCAGAAAUACAAACAUGUAUUCCUGUCACUAUGGUUGUGAAAACAUAGUUUAGGUCCCUGGCCCCCCGGUCAGUAAAAUGUGAUUUAUUUUUUUUGAUUUUUUUUUAAUUUUUUUUUUUUUUUUUUUUAAAUCCCCUUUAUUCCAGCGAAAAAUGCAACACUGCACUAAUCAACAUCUCUUCAUAGAGAUGCAUUGAAUCAAUGCAUCUGUAUGGGGAGCAUUCGGCGUCUCCAUGCAGAUGCUGAAAGCCAGUGCUGCACACUGUGCAAUUCUUCCCCAGGAAGCACCUUUAGUUGCCGUCUGCAUAACUGCUCCUCGAGGUAUCCCUUGGCUGUAAUGUAAGCACGGCCAUUUCUCUGAAAAGGCAGUGUUUACAUUAAAAUGCCUGCAGGAACAGGCUAUAGACACCAGAACAAAUACAUUAAGCUGUUGUCGGUCAAGUUUUGAGCUAGAAUUGUACUUUGUGUCCUUUCUAGAGACUUGCAUUGAGUUUGUGAUCAAAUGCUUUCCGGGAAGCUUUACUGCCACGCAGAUGCCAAGUACAUUCUAGGAGCCCUGGACUUUUCUGCAGCACAUGAUCUUCUCUUGGUCUCUGUAGUGUUUUUAAUAUGGUUCUCCCCUGUGGCUAUCCUGUCUCUCUUCUCUUGUGCCGAUGAACCCUCUUUGUUUCCUAAUUACCAAGAAGUCACAGAUGUGUGAAAAUUAGGCCACAGGUCGAAGGCCGCAUGCCCCAUACCCACCCAAAUUGGAAAUGACAGGCGUCUCUGUGCCCCAGCGCUAAUUUGUCUCUGUGUUAAACUCCUCCAGAGCCCCAAUUAAAAUGAAAAGUUCUUGGGUUUUGAUGAACGGACAGAUUGAGUUAUUUAUGGUGGAACCGUAAUUGAGGCACAUCCUUGAACAAAUAGAAAUUUUUCCAUUCAAGAAUAGCGCCAGGCUGACAGGGUCGCGGGGGUCAACCUCACCGAAACAAGAGGCCAAAGAAAGCCAAAACCAGCCUUCCAUUCAUCUUAACACAGAUCCCCUUUGUCUACAUUAACUGUUGAGGUGUGCAGGUUCACCCAGCAAGUCUAAUUAUGCUUUCUGCAUUAAUCAGUGUAAAAAAUAAUUAAUCCAACUAGCAUUAUUUUUGCUCUGAAAUUGGUACCAAGCUAGAGUAUAAACAUUGAAUUAUUUUUGUUGUUUUUUCUUUAUAGUAAUGUUUGUAUAUAUAUUUUAUGUUUUUAAGAAUAUGGUUUCAUUUUCCAUUGUGUUAAAGUUUGGUUCCUGACUCUUAAAGGGAUACUAUAGUGUCUGGAAUACAAAGCUGUAUUCCUGGCACUAUAGCUCCUUCUACCCCUGCCCCCAAUAAAUAAAGGGUUAAAAACUAUUUACUUAUCGUUUCCCAGUGCCGAUGUCCCGCGGCGGUGGGUUGACGUUCCGUCCCCUACUUCGUCACAUGACGAGCGGGGUCUAAUGCGCAUGUUUGGAAUCAAUGCUUUCCUAAGGGGGAAAAAAUCUGUCGCUGGAGGUCUUCAUCCAGAGCGUGAGGACGUCCAGCGUCAGUUACCAGACCAAAGGUCCGUUUUCAAUUCAGGACCCAACCCCAGUGGCUGUCUGAUAGACAGCCACUGAGGGCAGACUUAGUGCUGCAAUGUAAGCAUUGCAGUUUCUAUGGAUCUGCAGUGUUUAACAUUGCAGCACUAUGUGCAAAAAGGACACAACAGCUUAGCACUUUAGCUCAUUGAAGUGGUCUGGGUGCCCACAGUUCCCUUUUAGGCUGCUGUGGAAAACAGGACCCAUGACCCAAAACCAGUUGGAUGGCGAUGCGUUCGGAGAAAUGUAUUGCACAGUAGCUGGGGAGCUGAAAGUUAGUCAUUACUGUUGGAAGUUGGUUCAUGUUGAUUUUAAGUGAGACUCCUAAAAUGCUUCAAAGCGAAAUGUUUUUUGGUAAUAAGUGAAAUUUUAAAUGUUUUUUUUUUUUUUUCUUUUCUGUUUUAGACAUCAAGGAUCUAAAGCCAAAGAAACGGAGGACUUUGCAUUUGUUGCGUCCCCACGCAGUUCCUUUUCCAGCUAUUCUGUAGUCUGGUCAAGUCAUUUAAACCUAGUGAGGAAACUCAAUUUUUGAAGAAUGGAGGAUCAAUUUAGAAUCUUAUUAUUGGGGACCUUCCUCCUCCUGUCACUCAGUGUUCAAGGUAGGUAAAAACAUAAGAUGCUUUAAACCCGGACUUAGAUCUCUAGGUUCUCACAAUAUAAAGAUGCCCAAUGUAUAACCAUUAUCCUGAUUGAUUCUACUAAAGAUGCAGUCCGCAUAGUCUCAAAUAACAUAAUCCGAGCAAAAUUGGCCUUACCGUAGUGACAAAAAGCAGCACUAAAAAUAUAUGCGCAAAGAAAGCUUGUUUCAUGCACUACAUUGCGUCCGUUCAAGAAAGCAAGCAGAGUUUAGGAUUUCUGAGCACAUUUACUGUCUAGAAUUAAAUGCUGAAUUGCAUUAUGUGCUUUGCUUUCAGUUACUCCAACUGGAUUGACCAGCUGACUUACUGAAGUGUUUUGUCAAAGCAAAACAAUAUGCCAGAAAAUGCAUAUUGUAAAAUAAUUUAAUACCACAAGCAAAGUGCAUUUACUAUUUCUCAGGAAUUCCUUCUGUAACCCAUAAAAUGGUACCUGGAGGCUGACAAUCAGCCCACUGUUGCCUAGUACUAACUUUCUUAUUAGCACCAGACAUCGGCCAAUGAAAUGCUUUAGAACUGUGCAAUAUUAUUAUUGCCAUUUAUAUAGCGCCAACAGAUUCUGUAGCGCUUUACAUACAUGACUAUAUGUAGAUCUAUUUUUUGUGUUGUAUACAGAAAGGUUUUCCAUUUUCUUACUAAUUGGAUAUUCUCAUCUUGUUGUUUUUGCAAUACUACAUUUGGAUUAAAGGGGCACUCCAGACACCAUAACAACUUUAUCUAAAUUAAGUUGUUAUGGUGCCAGGAGACCCCUGGCAACACUCUUACCUUAAGGGGUAACCUGUUUUCUAACAAUUUAACCCCAAAGUGAGCCACCAGCUGCGAUCUUAACUUCCCCAGGCAUCAUCAGACUUCUGAAAUCUCAGCCAAUUAGUAAAUCCCCAUUCACAAAACUGGAUUAGAAAAAAACAAAAAAACUUACAUUUUCAAGCCAGUUUUGUGAAAAGGGAGUCACUGAUUGGCUGAGAGCUUCAGCAGACCGUUGUCAGCAAAUCAGCUCCUCCCCUUCCCAGUGGCACUCAGUGCUUCCCGAAACAGAGAUUUCAGAAGCUGGAUGCCGCCUUGGUCGGAAUUGAGAUCGGCACUGGAGGAUCCAAAACAGUAAGAGUGCACCUGGGGGCCUCUUGGCACUAUAACAACUUCAUUUACAUUUAAAUUGUUAUGGUGCCUAAACUUGGUAAGUGUGUAACAAGAUUUUGACUCUGUGACUAUUUCUGUGAACUCUGCAGCCUGGAUAUAGAUUGACAUGGAAGUAAUAAGGACAUAAUUCCAUCUACACAAUGUGCCAAUAGAAUUGCGAGAAAAUCAACAUAAAGAUAUGGCCCUUCCUUUCCAUGGUGCUUGUCCAUCACAGCAACUACAGUGUGCGCACUAUAGUGAUUCACUUUUCUUUAUUUAACACUGUUUAUAUGAGCGUAUUGAAUGCCUCACUGAAUUAUUAUUGUCCGUAUCCCACACAAGUAACUAUAGUCAUCAUUAAUAUUUCCAAGGUGCAGUUGCAACAACACACAACAAAUUUUAUUUUCUCUGCUGGUUAGUUUCAUCUUGGUCUGUUUAACAAGAAAUGUGGAUAAAAGGAAGAGCACAGCUAACAUUUGUAAGAUUACAAUACAAUCAAAGGCAACGUCAAGGUGGUACAAAGGUUACUCAUUAAAACAGCCAACAUAUUAUGUGUCGCACAGAUGUAAAUAAUGGCAGUCUUCCCAAACUUCAAAAAUGAAACCUACAACAUAGGGCCAGCCCUUAAACGCUCACCGUAACGUGUUCCCUGUGUUACAACACACUUCAAUAGGAAGUGUUGUUUCAGAGAUAAAGAAUAUCGCACUUUCACCAGGUGCAAAACCCAAAUCGAUUAGAUAUUAGUAAAAAGUAGGUGCAGGCACUCAAGGUCUCUUCUAAAAGGCAGAUUUAUUGAAAACUCAACGAGCAACGUUUCGGCAUACACAGAGGGCUUUGUCAACCGUGAUCUCUGUGUAGGCCGAAACGUUGCUCAUUGAGUUUUCAAUAAAUCUGCCUUUUUGAAGAGACUUUGAGUGCCUGGACCUACUUUCUACUAAUAUCUACUAACUUUGAGUUUUGCACCUGGUGAUAGUGCGCUCUCCUUUAUCUUUGAAACACACUGUAAAACUGAUUUGUAAGAAGUUUAGCUGGGGCAGGUAAGAUAUCUAAUAUUGCAAGGUGUAAAAUAGUAAACAUUACACUUUGAUUUACAGAAACUAUAAUCCCGGCUGUCAUAUGGUAACUUUGACAAACCCACUCAUCAAAACUUAGUGGUUACAUGUAACCGUUAAUCUUCAAUCAGUGUAUUUACUUAUUACUUGAUAUUUUGCAUCCAAGUCAGCAAAAACGUUGAUUACGAACCUAUGACUACUUGUCACUACACAAAAGAAGAAAAUACAGCUACAUGUAUAAUGUACACGUAUCUGGACUCUCAACUUCAAACCAAUUAUUUGUUAGAACUGUCAGAGCCAUGAUGGUGCAUCUAGUACCAAAUUGGAUGUUGAAAGGGACACUAUAGUCACCAGAACUACAGCUCAAUGUAUUUGUCCUGGUGUCUAUAGCAUGUCUCUGCAGGUUUUCUAAUGUAAACACUGCCUUUCAGUAAAAAGACAGUGUUUACUGCCUAGGAACACCUCCAGUGACUGUCACUCAGACGGCCACUAGAGGUGCUUCCUGGGUCAGCAGCACAGGUGCUGAACGUUCCUCAUAGAGAUGCAUUGAGUCAAUGCAUCUCUGAGGAGAUGCUUACCAGCGCAGUGCAGUGUUUUGCCACACAUGUGCAAUAGCCUGGACUGGCUGAGAUCAACAGUUUUUUGAUGAUCUCAGCCAAGUUGACGGAUCCGUGGCGAGACACGCACAGGGUACACUUUAUACCUUUUAAUGUGGCAAGGGGGCCGCCCACCUAAAAUGUAUUUUUAACACUACAGUGUCAGUAAUACACAUUUGUAUUCAGGACACUAUAGUGUUCCUUUAACUUGAUCAAGAACAUUAUUGUGAUGGGCAUUCCACACCUCCACUAUCAGGAGAAUCCACCAACAUACACAUUUAGGACAAAAUAUCAAGAGUUGGGAAGAAAUCCAACUUGACUUAACUUGGUGAUUUACAUGUAACAGUUAAUCUUAAAUCAGUUAAUCAGUUAUUUAAAUUUUAAUUAUUUCGCAUCCAGGUCAGCAAAAACUUUGAUUACUACACAUUUCACACAAGAAAACAAAAUCCUGUUAGAUGUAUAAUGUACACAUAUUUGGGCUUUAAACUACAAACCAUUAUUUGUUAAAAUUGUUAGAACCAUGUGAUGACACUAAUGAUGCAUCCAGUACCCACUUGAAUGUUUAACUAGAUUAAGAACAUUAGUGCAACAGUGGGCAUUCCAAACCUCAACUAUUAGGGGAAUCCACCAAAGUGAGAAUAAAAAGCAAACUUCAAAUCUAAGGUAAAAAUGGCCAAAUUGGUAAACUUCUCCAAGCCAGUUCGGCUACUUCUGGCUCUAACCCAAAAUUCACCAUGAACUCUCACCCAGGGAACAACCCAAUAUGUUUCAUGACAUUAACAAAACUAAGAGACCUAUUCACCAAGCCGCAAGUCGUAGUAAAUGGACAACCAACAUACAUUUAGGGCAUAGUAUCCGAGUUGGGAAGAACUCCAACAUUCUCUUUUGGCACACAUUUUGUGAGCUGGGUGUCGUCACCACAACUGAUUGCUUAGUGAUGCACCCGCAUUUGACCUGGCAGUGGCCAAGAGGUGGAUCACGACUAUAUCUCACAAUUCUCUGCCAGGAUCCAGAGCAAUGUAGUCAAGACAACUGAAUAUGGAACUAUUAGAAAAUUCUGAAUUACUUAACUAUUGAACCUGAAAACAUUUUUAGCUCAACAUGAAUGAUUAGCAAAGAAAAUCAACAUAAUCCGGCAAGGAGGUUUAAACCUAGCUUAAAGUAAUUGUAAGUGCAGUGGUGCCAUGUCUGUUUACUCCUUAGCAGUAAUGUGGUAGUAGUGGUGUUGAUGAUAGACAUGCAUGAACCUAACUGCUCACAGAGGUGGUCUCACUUGUCAUCCUUGAUAACUGUGGUGGUGAACUGGCUUGCCUCUAUGCUCGCCUCACAUUCUGCUUCACCUCUGGUGCUCUUAUUGUUAGUGGGGAAGUUCAGAGAAACCAAGCCACAAUCUUUGCUGCUGGGAGGAGGAAACACGCUUGCCACGGCCUCAUGAUAUGAUGGGGUUGCUUCAUAAGUGAAGAGAGGUGGGACACAAGCAGGAGUGGCAACAUUUUGUCUAGGGUACGAGGGAUAAUAGGAGUGCAUCCUAUACUGUGAGCUUACACUGUGUCCUGGCAAACUAUUUUCACCUACAUUCAUAACUACUAUGUAAGGGACAAAUGAUACAUGUUGCAGUUGUGGUCUUGAAGAUGUCAUACUUAUGUUUGGACAGGCAUCCUGCCACUGGUUUCCUGGCUGACUUGGGACGUGGGUUCGUGGAAUACUUCUAAAUGCGCUUGCCACUGGUGGGUUUGACGUGUGCGGUUGGCGUGGCUGGGCUUGACAUUGGUGCGCUUGACAUUGCUGGGUUUGACAUUGGUGUGCUUGAUAUUGCUGGGUUUGACAUUGGUGUGCUUGAUAUUGCUGGGUUUGACAUUGGUGUGAUAGAUAUUGCUGGGUUUGACAUUGGUGUGCUUGAUAUUGCUGGGUUUGACAUUGGUGCCCAUUGCAUUGCUGGUUUAGCCAUUGGUGCGCUUGGCAUUGCUGGGUUAGUCAUUGGUGCAUUUGGCAUUGCUGGGUUAUCCACUGGUGCAUUUGACAUGAUUGCGUUUGCCACCGGUGCGCUUGACAUGAUUGAGUUUGCUACCGGUGCACUUGACACGAUUGCGUUUACCACCGGUGCGCUUGACAUGAUUGCUUUUGCCACCGGUGGUGCGCUUGACAUGAUUGCGUUUGCCAUUGGUGGUGCGCUUGACAUGAUUGCGUUUGCCAUUGGUGGAGGGCUUAACAUGAUUGCGUUUGCCAUUGGUGGUGCGCUUAACAUGAUUGCGUUUGCCAUUGGUGGUGCGCUUGACAUGAUUGCGUUUGCCAUUGGUGGUGCGCUUGACAUGAUUGCGUUUGCCAUUGGUGGUCAGCUUGAUAUGAUUGCGUUUGCAAUUGGUGCGCUUGACAUGAUUGCGUUUGCAAUUGGUGGUGCGCUUGACAUGAUUGCGUUUGCCAUUGGUGGUGCGCUUGACAUGAUUGCGUUUGCCAUUGGUGGUGCGCUUGACAUGAUUGCGUUUGCCAUUGGUGGUGCGCUUGACAUGAUUGCGUUUGCCAUAGGUGGUGCGCUUGACAUGAUUGCGUUUGCCAUAUGUGGUGCUCUUGACAUUGUUGCUCUUGGCAUUGCUGGGUUAGCCAUUGAUGCGCUUGGCAUUGCUGGGUUAGCCAUUGAUGCGCUUGGCAUUGCUGGGUUAGCCAUUGGUGCGCUUGGCAUUUCUGGUUUAGCCAUUGGUGCGCUUGGCAUUGCUGGGUUAGCCAUUGGUGCACUUGGCAUUGCUGGGUUAGCCAUUGGUGCGCUUGGCAUUGCUUGGUUAGCCAUUGGUGCGCUUGGCAUUGCUUGGUUAGCCAUUGGUGCGCUUGGCAUUGCUUGGUUAGCCAUUGGUGCGCUUGGCAUUUCUUGGUUAGUCAUUGGUGCGCUUAGCAUUGCUGGGUUAGUCAUUGGUGCGCUUGGCAUUGCUGGGUUAGUCAUUGGUGCGCUUGGCAUUGCUGGGUUAGCCAUUGGUGCGCUUGGCAUUGCUGGGUUAGCCAUUGGUGUGCUUGGCAUUGCUGGGUUAGCCAUUGGUGAGCUUGGCAUUGCUGGGUUAGCCAUUGGUGAGCUUGGCAUUGCUGGGUUAGUCAUUCGGUGCGCUUGGCAUUGCUGGGUUAGUCAUCGGUGCGCUUGGCAUUGCUGGGUUAGUCAUCGGUGCGCUUGGCAUUGCUGGGUUAGUCAUUGGUGCGCUUGGCAUUGCUGGGUUAGUCAUUUGUGCGCUUGACAUUGCUGGGUUAGUCAUUGGUGCGCUUGACAUAAUUGGUUUUGCCAUUGGGGUGCUUGACAUGGGUGUGUUCAUCAUUGGUGUGUUUGCCAUCCCUGCCCUUGCCAUUGGUGGCCCAUUUACUCCACCUUGGUUACUGCCACUUGGUCCAGCAGUCAGAGCCAUUUGGUAGGGAGAAUAAUUGUGUAAGUUGUAGUAUGGGAAGCGUGGUGGCUGGUAGAAGUUAUCAAAAGCUGUACUUACAGCCAGUUCAGGGGUGCAGUCCAUGUGUCCUCUGAUGGUGACAGACAGAUCCCGAACCGUCACCCUUCUCCUUGUGUCACUGGGUGCGGACCCUUGGGUGGAGCUGCCUCCAGUGCUGGCCACCAGACAGCGAAUGCCCAUCUUCACUUCCAGGGCCUUCUGUCUGCGCAAUGCCAUCCUGGCAGCCAUGGCCCUCUGCCUCCUGACCACCUGCCGGCACCCCAUGCACACACACCACCUCCAGGCACAGAAGCUCUUGUGGUCUUUGAGGGGCGAGGCACAGCCAUGGGCCCGGCACCGCCCGCACUCGGGCAGCUUGGCUCCUCUCUUCUUCCCCGUGGCACGGAGCUGCGCAGAGCUGCCGGCAUUGCUCGGGGACUGAUCGCUGUUAUUGUCAAUCGCGAUCCCCGAGACAUGGAGUCUGCCACCGGCCGCAGCGUGCGCAGCGCUUCCUCACCCAGGGCAGGAUGUCACCGCGCAUGCGCCAGGCUGGGCUCCGCCCGCGAGGUGCGCACUCUGCCCUGUGACACGGCUUCCUGCACGGAGCGCACCCUGCACGGUGACGUCAUCCACUUUAAUGGUAAACUGUGAAAAACCCAGGUCCAGAAUGUCAGCAAUUCCAUGGGAUUCUAAAGUAAUGCUGGGCAUCAAGAGCUGCAGGCAGAUCCAAGCGGAGUGCUGUGAACACGGGGAUUCUGAUGCCAUAUCCUGAGAGGUGACAAUGACUGCCACAAUGUGAUGUCAUAUCCUGAGAGGUGACAAUGCCAGAAUGUGAUGUCAUAUCCUGAGAGCUGACAAUGACUGCCAGAAUGUGAUGUCAUAUCCUGAGAGCUGACAAUGACUGCCACAAUGUGAUGUCAUAGCCUGAGAGCUGACAAUGACUGCCACAAUGUGAUGUCAUAGCCUGAGAGCUGACAAUGUCUGCCACAAUGUGAUGUCAUAGCCUGAGAGCUGACAAUGCCUGCCACAAUGUGAUGUCAUAGCCUGAGAGCUGACAAUGCCUGCCACAAUGUGAUGUCAUAGCCUGAGAGCUGACAAUGACUGCCACAAUGUGAUGUCAUAGCCUGAGAGCUGACAAUGUCUGCCACAAUGUGAUUUCAUAGCCUGAGAGCUGACAAUGACUGCCAGAAUGUGAUGUCAUAUCCUGAGAGGUGACGAUGACUGCCAGAAUGUGAUGUCAUAUCCUGAGAGGUGACUAUGACUGCCAGAAUGUGAUGUCAUAUCCUGAGAGGUGACACUGACUGCCAGAAUGUGAUGUCAUAUCCUGAGAGGUGACCCUGACUGCCAGAAUGUGAUGUCAUAUCCUGACCGGUGACGAUGCCUGUCAGAAUGUGAUGUCAUAUCCUGACCGGUGACAAUGCCUGUCAGAAUGUGAUGUCAUAUCCUGAGAGGUGACGAUGACUGUCAGAAUGUGAUGUCAUAUGCUGAAAUCGAUGACAGUGCCUGCCAGAAUGUGAUGUCAUAUCCUGAGAGGUGACGAUGCCUGUCAGAAUGUGAUGUCACAUCCUGAGAGGUGACGAUGCCUGUCAGAAUGUGAUGUCACAUCCUGAGAGGUGACGAUGCCUGUCAGAAUGGGAUGUCAUAUCCUGAGAGGUGACGAUGACUGCCAGAAUGUAAUGUCAUUUCCUGAGAGGUGACGAUGACUGUCAGAAUGUGAUGUCAGAUGCUGAAAUACAUGACAGUGCCUGCCAGAAUGUGAUGUCAUGUCCUGUGCUGUGAUGCAAAUAAAGAUCAUAACAAUAAUCUGCUGUUUAAUCAGUUUAGUAACUGAUCUAUUAAUAUAUAACGGAGGAGCUUAAAGUGACUCUUGACAAAGUCAGUGCGGUGGCCCGUGGGUGAAGGGUAAGGUGAUUUUACUGAAACCGUCCAUUGUGGUUACUCCAUCUUCAUCUGCCUGGAGCUCAUGUCAAACCUGUACUUUCACGCAUGCGCGAGAGUACAGGACUGAGGUCUGCCAAUAGCUGUCUCUGGUGAUGUUUGAGGAAAUGACAAAACAGCAGUUGCACCACCCUUUGUCAAUUUUUGGCAAGCUUAAGAAGUAUACCAAGACAGAUUAGUUCCUACUUUGUCUUCUGUUUGAGUCUCAGUGAAAUUCCAACACAGCUAAUGAGAGUAUCUUAUAAAUAUUUUAUCGACUGCAUUGAAGGUGGGAAGUUUGCUGGACCUUGUGAUGUUUUUUUACUCUGAGCUUUGAAUGGGCAUGCCAGCUGUUGCAUUGUACAGCUCAACGAUCUUACCAGAUAAAGCAUUGGGACUUAUGUUCCAAUAAGAGAGCUUGUUCUUUAAUGCAGCUCUGUGCUAGUGAUGUGGGGUUGGGGCGACAAGCUGUCUAUCCUGGAACGUGCUCUGUCCCUCCCUUGGUGGAGCGUCAAGUGAUUAGAAAUUAUAUUGCAACAUAGACAGCAUCUCACCAAAUCCACAUUUGGCACUGGAUCUCUGAUCAUUUUCCAUAUUACCCCUGCCCUGAUGUUCCAUGGAUUGCAUGUUUAGUUUGAGUAUUUUAGACUUUUAUUAGGUACCAAGCUUGGAAGUUAAAAUAUUGCUAGUUUUAUUCUUGGGAAACAACUAAUUGCAACCUUACAAAGAACGUCUGCUUCCUCCAAUGGAGACUCUUACUCGGAGCUCCAACUUUGUGUUAAUUGUGUGAAACCUUUGAACGGAAGUUUUUCAGUACAAAUAGUUCACAUAACUUCCUUUUUGGUAAACUGUAUAGUUUCCUUUAUGACCAUACUAGAUUUGUAACUUUCUUUUCUUGGUGUAUUGCUCAAGUUGUGUGUGUCAGUGGGUUAAAACAUGCUAUUCGCUUAAUGUAUGUACUUUUUGCAUCGUAUGUCCCUGCCAAGAAUGCAUGAUGUGGCUUUUUCAUAAUCGGCAAAGAAGGUCCAUGUUUCUCCACCUUUGAAGAAUUGAUAUUUUUGAAGGUCUGUAAUAUUGCUUACAGUUGUGUUGUUGAAAGUGGUAGCUUAAAGGUAUUCACUAUGGUCCACUGCAAACUUUGAUCCGCCAAAUGCCGUGUAUUUUAUAAUGUUUCUCUAUUUUGACGAAUCUUCUUUUAUUUACAGUUGUACCUCAUUAUGCCACAGUUACUUUGAUUGGCUCUCCAGGGCUGUAAGAAUAUGCUUUAGUUUAGAUCAUUAUUACGCAACAAAAAAUUCUUCAGAAUAGUCUAAUAGGUGGACUAACAAACAAGUAGUUGCAACAAGACAAGUUGGAUGUACAGAAACAGGAGGUUUUGAAAGCCCAUUUGAAACCAGCUUAUGUACCAAGUUAGACAAUGACUUCCAACCAUGAAGUUCUCCAGAAGAACUAUCUCCUUUGCAGUAUUUCUGUAAGCUUAGGACACCCAAGUGCUAAUUCAUUUAACCUGACAAAUAAGACCUAAAGAUAUUUUUACUAGAAACCUGUGAGCAUUUCUUUUUGUGUCAAGAAGAUGAACUAAGUGAAGGUUAGUUUAAAGAGACACUAUAGUCACAAGAACUACAGCUUAAUGUAAUAGUUCUUGUGUCUACUCCCUGUCCAAGCAGGCCCUUUUACAUACACUGCCUUGUUAGAGCGGUUACAUUGCUGCCUAGUAACACCUCUAGUGGCAGGCACUCAGAGGGCCACUAGAGGUGCUUCCUGGGUGCAGCACUGACAUUAAGCAUCUCCACCCUAUGCAUGGAGGCGCUGCUUUUUCCUCAGCGAUGCAUUGAUUCAGUUCAUCUUUAUGAAAUGUUGAUUGGUCAGCUCUGUUCUUUGCCGCACAACCUUCCAAUGCUUUCCUCUGGAAAGUAUUGGAUUUUCUGAGAUGGUCAAUUCUGAUGAUCUUAGCCAAGGAGGUGGACCGUGGGCGGAUCUGCAUGGCACUUGGGGGAAAAAAGGCAAGUUUUAACCCUAUUUAAGAGGGUUAAGGGGGACACUUAAAAUGUGUUUUUUAACACUAUAGGGUCAGGAAUACACAUUUUGUAUUCCUGACGCUAUAGUGUUCUUUUAAUAUUUUUUUUGUUUGUUUUUAAAGUGAUAAGGUCAUUAAACAUACUGAACUUAUAUCUGCUUGGCACCAACUUACAUAAAGAUGAAUACUGUUCUUUUGUAAUCUUAACCCCUAGGUUCAUUCCUUAAUUCCCACUGAAAGUGAAAACAUUUAUCAAAACGUCUCAACAGUAACAUCUUAUAACCUCUUAUUAAUUCCAAUUCCCACAGGAACAUGGUAUGGUCUCUCUCCUAACUCUAAUAAGAUGACGAUCUAGACCCAUAGUUCGUCUAAACAGCUGGUAAAUUCCUCCGACCCUUGUAAUGUUUUUAGGGAUGGCUUCUGGUUUUCCUGGCUACAUUAUUUGCCAGUGCUCUGUUUUCAAUGGCAGUGGGCGAAGGGGGUCCCAGCGAGUCUCAUGUCAAGCUUAUACUAAGAAAAUAAAGGUUCCUGCCAAUGGCGCCAAGUAAAUUAAGCCCAAAGGAAAGUUCGCUUUAUCACCUUGACUAACAUAAAUGCCCAUUUGUUAUUAAAAAAAAAAAAAAAAAAGUUUAUUUUCUUUUGGUCUCCUGCUCCACCUGUGACAUAUUCACCCAAAAACGUAUUACACCCCUCCCACCCCCUCGACAUGUCAAAGGCGAAAGCGUAAAAAUAUGCUUCAACGUGCUAUUGCCCCAGAGAAGCGUGUUGUGUUUAAGCACGGCGUAGAAAUCAGACUGAAUGUAGACAUUUGUGUGAAUUCACAAGGCCGUAACUCUAACACAUGGUUCUGAUUAAGUGUAUGGAAAAAUAGCAUACCUAUCAUGAACGUUUUAAGUUUAACAAGCCACCCUGGAAACAGAUCUGUAGUUUUCCUCCUCCCUCCCCUCCCCCCCCCCUUUUCUCCUUUCCUUCAGGCAGAAAUCUUGACAUUUUGGAAGGUAAUGCCUGAAAAGUGAGAGCGAUUGUCAGAACUGUAUAUUUUCCAUUUUCCUUGUCUCUAGGUAGUCAAAAGCAAAGUUGUGUUUACAAAUAUGUUAAAGAUUUCCAUAGACUGACAGGACGCAAGCGUUGUUAUAACAUUGUACAGCGCUGCGGAAUUCGGUGGCGCAUUACAAAUAAUAAUAAUAAUACUAUAAUGUUCAAACAGGGAAUGUCUUACUAUAUGGGAGGUGGGAAGUAUCUUGAAUUGUCACCUCUUGCUGUGAUGGGAUACCUGGCCCUGAUGAAUAAUGUCCUUUUGGUUCAGGUGACCCAGUCUUUCAGAAGACCGUUACGAAUACCCAGUCGUGUCCCUGAAAGAUGAGUGUAACAUUGAUUAUUCACAAUAUUCUGGCACUGUAAUAAAUAUUCCUCACAAAUUAUUGGAUUCUGUUAUAUAUACUCUCAAAUUGGAGAGUUUAGAGCAAAAAAUGGAAAUUGCAUUUAGUUCUUUGUAACGUAGCUGUUUUUACCGAAAGGUUUCACUCUGUUCUCCGUUCACAACAAUUUGCUGGACUAAAUCCCAUUGUAUUCCAGUGUGCCUGUUUGUUUUGGUUUUAUCUUUGUAGAUAAGAUUCUUGCUGACUGCAUUUCUUACACUUCGAGCGGACUUUUGAUGUUUCAUAUCCAAUGGCGUGCAUGCAUGAGGAAGUUGGCUAUCGGGUCUCUGACCUGAAAAGCUUGCACUCUAAAUCUGCUUAGCCAACAUAUCCCAUUUUAAAUGCUUUUUUUUUUCCCUUAUAACUUUUUCCCCUUCCUUUUGCCUGUAAACUGAUGUCAUGUAUACAAGUAAGAAAACAACAUUCUUGCAUGCUACUAAAACCCUAUUCACUUUCAGUGUCUUCCAAUUUAAAGAUCUUCAUGUAUAUUAGCAUGUAGGAAAAGUUGAGACAUAUUGUUCAAGGUAGAGAAUCUGUUUCUUACUGUGCAGGUUGUUAAACUGUUACCAGCUAACCAGCUCUGCUGUGAAUACCAAACCGAGAAAUCCCUAUUAAGAUCAUUCCUGUGUGCAGCAUUCUAAGAAUGUGUACAUUCCAUCGGAUUCCGUGGCGAUAGCACUGCUUUUAAAACCUUUUGCCCAGAAUUAUUUGUUCUUCAUAACUUCAGCUCUCCCAAAUACCAAGAGGUUUAUAAAAUCAUACAUAUCUUUCCAUUCUAAUGCUAGAAUUCUGGACAAGUGACUUUCUAUACCGCUAAACGGGCAAGUGAUUUGACGCGCUAUCUGGAGAUGUGGAAUCAGCAGCCAGGGCAAAGUAGCUGAAGGCAAUUGGCUUUUGCCCUCUUGUGGGUUUCUGGGAUGUUGAGAUACUGAGUAAUAAACGGGGGAUUGGGGAACAGCUGGUUGGAAGGAGAAAUAAAAGGAAAUGUCGGAGAAAAGGCUGAUUCAGUUCUCUCUGCCAGACCUCAGACUCCUUUGUGACUGCUAAGGCAAUAAAAGAAAAUAAACAUGUGGAGACAAGUCGUAAGCUGUGUGUAACAGAAUUUCUUGCCACGUGCUUGUUCUCAACUCCUUCUCCUUUUAACUUAAACGCCAGAAUUCUUUUUUCAUCUUUCUUCACCUUUUAGGAUGGCAUUUCCUUUUUUUUUCUGCGUGGUAGUCACACCAGCGCACAUGGUUGUGAAAAGAUGUCUCCCAACAAAACACACUAAAUAAAAUCUCCUUCCUUUUAUGGGAGGCUGCACAGCCUGGGGUUUUGCACCAAAUGCAUAAACUUCAAAAGUAUUUGUUUUGUUUUUAUAUAACGUAUACAGUUAAAUACACAACCUAUAUAAUGUGUUUAAAAAGAAUGGUCAGAUCCAUUUACUGUACCCUUAAAAGCACAUCUGAAAUGAUUAUAUAGUUAUUUCCUUUCUAGAAUAUAUUUCUCUAUCAAAAUGGGUUAUAUUUAUGCACAAUAUUAAAAGUAAUUUGAGGGUCAAGACAUGGAUUACUUUACCUUAAAUGCCAGUAAGAAUGCAUUUGGAUUACAAAGUCUGUUUGACAUUUAAAUGAAUAAAAUGUUUCACUUACCUUUUUCCAGCGCCGAGGCUCCCUUGGCACAGCUUACUACUAUGCCUCCCGUGACAUCAUGGAGGAGGCAUGGCUUGAUAUUAAUGUUUACAUUGCAGGUUAAGAUGGCCUCUAGUGGUUGUCUACUAGAUAGUCAUUAAAUUGCUUUCUGGCCCGUGAAACGACGCUGGAUGUCCUCAUGCUUUAUGACAUCAUAGCCUCUUCUGACAUCAUAGGAAAGCUUUGAGCUCCCCGCACAUGCCCAUUAGGUCGCCCCCAUUGGCUGACCGUGAAGGAGGAACCCAGGCGCUGGAUUCAGGUAAGUGUAAGUGCCAUGGGUAGAGGGGCCCUUUACUGUUAGAAAUACAAACACUAAAGCUUUCAUUUUAAAUUUGAUACAUGCUUUAUAUGAUCAUUCACAUGCUGUGUGCACAGGUUUUACUUGUGAUAUGAUUUAGGUGGUGGAAUUUUUAUUGUCCAGAGCCAUAAAUACCAAACACUGAAGGUUAACACUUGUGUUUAUUCUCUCUCCUGGAAGAAGAGUCUAUGGUUUGUCUGGAGGUUAUUGAUCCGCAUUGAAAUCAAGCUUUGUCCAUAUGUUGUCUAGCCGUCAAACAAUUAUUGUCUCCGGUGACAAGUUACAGUCACUUAGAGCCCUCGGACGAUCAAAACUGAUUCUAACGUUUGCAAUUGUUGCCUUAGCAACCGUUGCUUCUUGUAGGACUUUAUAGUUCUUUAAUUGGUAAAAUAAGUUUAAUUUGAUUAAAAACAAACCAUCCAACAGGUAUCUUAAAAACGCGGUGUGUGUGUUUUCCUUUAUUUUCUGUUUUUGUAAGUCUUCACGUUACAUAUUAUUGCUCUCCAUGAUGUUGAUGGUUCAAAUACAAAGUCGGUCACCCCUGUUGGAAAGUACUGAGUACUGCACCAGUUAUUUAUUGUAUUAUGGUGUAUUGUGGUAAUGUUGGGCUCAAUGUAAUGCGGGAAGGAUUUGGCUCCUUUGAUGCAAGCAUUUACCCUAGCCAAUCCCCCACUGGCCAUCAGUUCCCAGUGACUACAAAAUACAGAUAUGUUAUGAUAAGCAGCCUGUGGUCUGGACUGGUAUCAGUUAACACCUCUUCUGAGUAAUUCAGUUCAGUUGUCUGUAGUUUCCUUAACAACUAAUACAAAUCUUUCUUAGACACUGUGAGAUUUAUAUUUUUCCCCUGAAAGCCCCAAAAUGCCAUUGUGUUUACCUUUAACCUCCGCCAAAUGUCCUAAGUGUAAAAUAUUUGUUGGGUUUCAGUCAUAACUGGCAUAGUCGAGUCCAUGGAGGCUGUGCAGGAGGGUGGGCUGAGGGCAGGACAUGGCGCCAUAUGGGUGGUGGGGAAUACCCAGGUUUGUAGAGAAUUCACAGUAGUUCCUGCUGUAAUGAUGCCCCAAUGACACUGCCAGAGGUGACAUUACAACUCGCAGAAGAGGGAUUACACUCUGUAUGUGCAGCAUUUCAUUGCCACUGCGCAUACAGACUACAGGCACCGCAACUGAAGUGGUCAUGGUGCUUGCAGUAACCCUUUAGUCACAUUCCACACGAGAAUACAGAUACGUUCACACUAACAGAGAACUCAAAGUACAAGCUGGCAUACACACACACUGACAUGCCACACAGCAAAGUGAAUGUAAAAUAGGUGUUUGCAAUUAUUUUCUGGUGGCACUUGCAGUACUUUUUGUGGUCUGAGGUGCAUCUCCAUCAGCUUAUAAAGUCAAGUUUAGGAUUAUUUAACGACCUGCCAAUCUUUUAUCAGGAUAUCCAGUCCUUUAUCUGUGUGUGUAUACUGGAUAGUUUCUAAAUGUUGCUUUGUUUAAAGGGACACUAUAGUCACCAGAACAACGGCAGCUUAUUGAAUUUGUUCUGGUGAGUAGAAUCAUUACCUUCAGGCUUUUUGCUGUAAACACUGACUUUUCAGAGAAAAUGCAGUGUUUACAUUACAGCCUAGGGAUAACUUCACUGGCCACUCCUCAGAUAGCUGUUAGAGAUCCUUCCUGGGUCAUGGCUGCCUAAAAUGCAGUGGGCAGGUCUAAAGGAAACAGAGCCAGAGCUAACAGCUCCAUACUUGUAACUUGAAUACAGUAAGAUUUUGCUAUAUUUAUGGAGGCAUGGGGGUACCAGAGGGGCUAGAUGGUGGUUUUAACCCUAUAGGGCUGACCCUAUAGUGCCUCUUUAAAGAGUAAAUGAGCUUUUGUGAGACACUUGUUUUAGAUGUUUGAUUUCUGAUACCUAUUGGUCUCUUUAUGCAGUGACCAGCAUUGAUCAGAGUUAGUGGAAGAGGAGGAACAAUGUUUCUGAUGCCCUGGCUGUGCCUUGCUUGUACCUGGGAUUUAUAAUGUCACUUCCUUCAUUUUUACUAUUCAAUUGAAAGGAAAUGGAGCAUUACAUGGGGGGCAAGGUGACACAAUUUGUCAUCAAAAGAUGUUGAUUUUCCAUCUGCAGCCAGACAUGUGAGGGUUUUUUAAAAGAUUUAAAAGAUUAUUCCAAGCACCAUGACCACUUCAGUGAUUUGAAGUGGUCAUCGUGCCUGGUGUCUGUACGUGCAGUAUUUGUUUGAAAAGCUGCACAUGCAGAGAUUAAACCCUCCGAAAUGGCUUAUGUCAAUUCUGUUUUGUUGGCCAGAAUGACGGUUAUUGACUGAGAGUGAUCAGUUGACACUCUCAGCCAAUGAAUGCUGACCCCUGUGGUGCCGGAAGCACAUCACUGGACCACCAGGAUGCAUUGGGGACACAGGUAAAGUGGCUACCCAUUGCUAAACGGUUUGCCUCAUUACUGGGAAACCAGGCCAGGGUACUCUUGGAAUCAUAACCAUUUAUUUAUUGGCAUUAUAACCAAGUUAUUGGGUUAGCGUUAAAUCGGAGUGUCUGACACAGAAAGUAUAAUUCGGUUUUUAUGGAGUAAUUCUGUAGAGUCUGAAUACAUCCUGCCUGUUAGAUCCCGGUAAGGAACGUUCUAUCUCUGGCACAGCUCUCUGGCCUUUGAGCUAGAUUCUGUUAUACUGACGUCCAAAUGAAACACGCUUACACAGUGCUGAGGAAAUGCUUGCAGACGGAAAAGUAGUAUUUAAACUGAAUCUGUGCAGUAUGUCUGGAAAACCAGUCUGCAUUUCAUCCCUUCUCUGCCACAGAGGUUUGGAUCUCAUUUCAUCCUUCGCUCUGCUUUGUGUAAAGUCUUUAUCGCGCCAUUUGCUGUUUCUCCUUGAGAAGAGCUUACAAUCUCUAUAUAUUUAUAAAAUAAACUAUUAUUUAACUGGGCUUCCAUUUUCAGAGAUCUGGUUUACUCUUAGGCGCUAAAUAAACAUCCCCAGACUAUCUUGCUGUCCUAUAACAAACCUCGGAACAGGCGAUUUAAGAUUCUAGAAUUCCAGGGCAUCCGUUCAGCAUUUGGCAGAAGCUCCAUUGAUCAGAAUAUGGCGCUUUUUAACUGUCCGUGUAGUUCCAGGUUCUACUCCGAACUUGAAUAGAGGUCACCAUUGACAUACUUGGAUUCCCAAGGGGAUAAAUACAGAGACACACACACACCUUAAUUAUUUAAUUCAGGUGUUACAGUCAGAGCCAUUGCCACAGGUAUAUGAAAUCAAGCAUCUAGCCUCACAUAUCCCAUACACCCAUUAUUGACUGGAUGUGAGCAUUAUGCCCUGAUAUGGCCAUGACCUUCACAUUCUGCAGGUAGAUUGCACAUGAACACCCAUCAACAUAUUUAUUUAAUAAAGUCUUAUUCAGUCUUAGGUCACUAUUUCCCUUGUUACAUAUUUAUAUUGUUGUCUCUGUGAGAAUGGAAGAUCUGUUCAGCAGUGGCUUAUGUUAUAGAAAGAGGGGGGCACCCACAAAAAGUAAUACAUAGGCCAUCAUGCAGCUUUCUCCAUAAAUAUCCUUAAAUAAUUGCAAUUACUUGGUAAUAAGUCCAAUUGAGCUAAUCCUCCCUGAUGUACUGGUAAUGGCAGGGUAACUGCUUUUUGUAUCUAAUCUGACCAGCCAUCUUUUAAACUCUAGCUCUGCCUUUGGAAGCAAAUCGUUACGCUGGCUUCUUAUCUUCAAUCACGUUUGGGUGGGAACUGCUUCUAUAGAUCUGCUGCAGUUUAAACAAAGCGAAUGCUGUGUGUGAGCAAUGGGUGUAAUAGCUUAUAUCGGAUAACCUGCCUUAGGCCUUGCACUCCCAUGCCACAAAAUGAGGCUGAAAUCCAACGGGAGUUGCCCAGACUGAGAAAUUUGUGAAUAACUCUGCUUUGGGUAGGCACACAAUUUAGUGGGCAGUGCAGCAGUCAGUAACUUUACUUCUUAAUCAAUACAGAUUAAGACAAAACUUUAGGUGCCAGCGGCAAAAUGGCUUCUUGGCGUAUCCUGCCCAGAAUUAAAUGGUGUUUUUUCUACACUGUUUUACGAUUUAUUUUAGUAUUCUGGGGAGGAACGUGUAUAGAUGUCCGGUCCCGGUUUGCCAGAGAUUAGUGGGACUUCCACUCCUGGACGGCAGCGGUCAUGUUAAUAAACACUUUGCUUUCAAAGAACAGAGUAGACAAAAUGGCUGUUUCCACAGCUCCUUUCCCGCAAUAUCAUUAGGAAUGAACGGCGACAUUCUCAAAUAGUUACCGUUGCUGUGGAGUGCAACUCACAUUAAUCGAAGUCUGACCAGGACAUGUAUGUCCCUGUGCUGACAUACGAUUAAAAGGCAUCCUAGCCUUUACCCUAUUUUAAUUUUUUUAAAACUUGUAUAAUUUAAAUGAUACAGAAUGGAGUUGCCUGAAAGUUAUGUGCAUCAUGGAAAAUGAAUGGCAACUCCCUCCUGGUGACACGCAUUAUCAACUCAAUAAAGGGUUAUUUCUUAAAGGGAGAUAUUAAAGUGAAUUUCAAAGGCCAGAGUAGCUGAUCUGGAGGAGUACCUGACUUAGAGAAUUUCUCCAGUUCGGCUGUUCUGGCCUUAAAUGUUAAAUUCACUUUGAACUCUCACUUUAGUAAAUAAGUCUUGUGAUUUAUUUUGUGUCCAGUACUCCCCGUGGCAUUAUUUCCUCAUAAUGCACUUAUCAUUGUGUAUUAUUUGUCAUUUAGCUCAGUGUGCUGCAAUAACUGUGUUUGUGUAACAUUUGGAAAAUAUGGGCCCAAUAUCAUUUAUGGCUGCAAUGCUCCCCCCACCCAACCCCCCGUGUUUCCGUGCCUGCCUUCAGUCAUCUAACCUGGUGUUUAUUGUUUGCAGGGCAAAGCCUGGACAUCAUGCCACACAGACCAGCGAUGAAGUCGAACUCCGAUUCCAAGAAGCAGGAGAAUGGAGUGACUCUGGCUCCCGAGGACACCCUUCCAUUCCUACACUGUUACUGCUCUGGUUACUGCCCAGAAGACGCCAUAAACAAUACAUGCAUGUAAGGGGACUGCUGCAAAACGCGUUUACAGAGCUUGUUUACAAUCGUGGCGGUAACACUUUCUUGCACAAGUUAUUGUCCUCUUAGAAUUGCUGUUGGGUAACAAAUCACCCCACCGUACAUUGGGUAGAAAUGAUCUGAUUUUCCAUUGCAUAGUAACAACGGUACUCUUUGGGUACAGCAGAACUUAAUAUGGGGCAAUCAGUAGGUUCUCUCCCUUGUCCGUCACAACACGUUUGCUGAUGAGAAAUAAUUUCUAUGCGUUCCACCUUUCAGGAUCAGUAUGGAAUUGGUAAGCACAGGGACGAUCAUUAUUCCUUUCAGUGCCAUCAAAACGUCACAUGCCGUGCUUUGCCAUGUGCUGGUUAUUUAUCUCCCACUGAAAGGCUUAACCCCUUAGUUACCAAUGAUGAUCACUGCCCUUGUAACUACCUUGCCUUAAUAAGAUCCAAUUGGGACAUUAAACUUCCCAGUUAUUUGUGACAUGAGCAAUGUGUUAGACUGCUGUUACUGCUUAUGCAGGACACGAACAGUAUGGCAGUGACGAUAAGGAAUUAAGGUGUAAAACAUUAUAUUAUCUAAAAAAACAAACACAUAGUUUGGCCUGCCUCUCUCUCGCGCUUACAACAGAUUCAUUAAAUACACUUUAUUGAGCACGAUUUCAUUUUUACCCCCCUGUAUUGGGGGUACUGUGUCGUAGUGGUGGGCUAAACACGAUCUGGCCAUAUGGUGGAUCCCUGUAAAAUGGAGAGCUGUAUUUGUGUGUGUGUGUGUGUGUGUGUGCUGUUCCUUAAUCAGGAAGUGUAUUCACGGAGGACAAUACUUGGUUUCAGUCACUUGACUAAUAUAGGGAAUGUUUUCCAUCAGUUUGCACAGAAAGUGCCUUCCCUGCUCGUUAAUUGUAAAUCUACACUCUGACGUCCAACUAGUGUUGAGCUCAUUGCAUUUAAUUGUUUCAAAUCACUUGUUUGAAUGUAGAUCUAGGAUCUGUCAUUGUGAUUUACAGAACGUUUCCUACACGGAUCCCUAUAUUAAAUUGCUUCUGUUAAAGGGACGUAAAAAUUGCCAUAUGCUGCCCUCUAGUGACUGUUAACAAUUACUACACUGUUUUUCCUAACAUAAUGUAGCUGUGUCUUAUAUUCUUUAUGCCUGUAUUAUAAUGCGUUUGUAAAGGUAUUUAUUGUGCUCUUAUAUGCACAAGUUUGCAUUUUGUAACAUUCAUUGGCGGCUAUUUAUGAAGAGCAUGGUGCAAAGGUAUAAAAGAGGAGAAGUUGAUAGGUACAUUCCGCUACUUUCUUGAUCAUUUUCUCAAUUUUAGAAGUUUUUUUUUUUUUUUUUUUUUACAUAAUGACCAUUUAAAAAAAAAAUUAUAUUUUACAUUUUGUAUUAAUGAACUUAUUUUUAUUCUAUCUGUGGGUUUUAGGGCCGUUUGAUAGCAUAAUUUAUCUUAGUGAAAGUGUGUCUGGUCAUUAGUUUGAUACCUGUACACUGUAUUUGCCAUGAGUUGUGCAGAUGUGUUGCCUGAAAAUUAAUAGAAUAUUCUUUAGAAUAAUCUUCUCACAGAUCAGAGAUAGCCGUAAUAUCAGUCAGUGGUAACAUAAGCAGCCAGUAGAAAAUCGGGUAUAUACUGUAUACAGUCCGAUUUAAAUAUAUCCAAUAGAAAAAUGAAGCAAUUGAGUUUGAUAAAGUGUGUUGAACCUGCAUCUGCUGAUGACCUAUUUUGAAUAGGCCAUUCUGUAAAGACACAAGGAGUUCUGGGAACAGAAAGCAUCCUUCAGGGGCUGGAAACAUUCCUGGGAUUCUGUUUUAGUUAUCUUGGCAGGAGCCGUACCUGGGGGUGGGAGGCUGGAAUGAAGCUUUCGCCCAUUAUUUGAGGUUGGGUGUAAAUCUAUAUAUAUUUUUCCUACAGGACAAAUGGUCACUGCUUUGCAAUUAUUGAAGAUGAUGAACAUGGAGAAGCAGUAUUGUCAUCCGGCUGUAUGAAGCUUGAAGGGUCUGAUUUUCAGUGCAAGGUAAUGGCAGACUCCGUGCUGUUCUUCUAAAGCUUGUGUAAAAAUUUCAAAAUAACAUUUUCCUGCUUAAGUAACUUUCUUUUUACCCUUUUUGUUUAAAAAAUAAAAUAUUGCACUCCUCCUUUCUGAGAGAAGCCAUGUUUGUUUCACUGUGUAUCACUUACGGUUUGCUUCAAACAGCUCUAACACGUCAGGGGAAGCCAAAUAACACUGAUACUGAAUCUAGAGUGGGAAAAAAGCUUAAAUAGUAUUUAUGGAAUUAUUCUUACAUUUAUAUUACAAUUUUAAAAUGCAACAUUUUGAAAAUUAUAGUAACUUCUAACCAGAUUCUGGUAAGUACACUAGUAACCUUACUAAACUGCGUUAUCUAUUUAUAAUAAAUGAGCGGUCGGCAAUCAACAAUUUUGCAUUUACAAUUUCCUUUUUUUCCCCCCUGAAUAGGAUUCUCCCAAAGCCCAGAAACGGAGGACAAUUGAGUGCUGCCGAACUGACUUUUGCAAUAGGGACUUGCAACCUACGCUGUCCCCUAUUAUUCAAGGUAAGGCGGGUUUCCCAUGUAACACAUUCCACAUAUUCGAGGAAUUUAGGGGAACUACGGCAUAGUAUUGUCUAACUAUACCGUUUAUUGAUUUAGUGAAAUGAGUUCCAAGUGACCCCAUGCGUUUAGUUUGAUGAAGCUGCCACUAAUCACUGGACUCUGUGCUGUAAUUCUUGUAAUUCCGAGUGUUUGUUCUGAGCUUCUUUUUAUGAAAGGGAGCCCCUUAUACACAGUGUUACAUUCAGGAUAUCAUAAGUCACUUAGGUAGAUUAUUAAUUUUCUCUACGGUCAACCUAAAAUUACCUAAUAACAUUACUUUUGCAAUUUCUAUGUGAAUGAUUAUUUUAGAUUUAUAUCCAGUUAGAUUAAUGUUUUUGGAUGUUUUUUUUUUUUUCUUUCAUUUUCGGACUGAUCCGUAUCAGGUGGGGUGCGAGUUAGACGUAUGUCUGCAUACACAUUACACAUCUAAUCAUGCAAACGUAUAGCUGCUAGGUUUUUAAUAUUGUGUGUUUAACACUUUCUUUUAAUGUGUGUGUGUUUUUUGUUAAGUUGUCAAAGCACCAUUACAACCUGCGUCAUCCAGCAUAUGCCAUUGAAAGCAGGAGCAAGUCCUUUCUGAUCCUGUUUCAGUAAAUGUCAGAGCCGGUUUUAGAAGCACAUUUCUGAUAUUUCUUGCUGCUCUACUUUAGCAGAUGAAACAGAUUUAUUGCUCCGUUUUCCUGUGUCAGAGAGAGAGAGAAAUAAUUGGACGUCUCUUCCAGGAAUCCCAUAGAGAUUAAAUGUCACUGUGUCCUAAUGGUGUGUCAGUGUGUCUCUAACGGGAUUAUUUUACUAAACCAUGAACCAUGAUAAAUUAAUACCAUUUUCUAAAUGUUAGUAUUUAAUAGUCAACCUGGGCUAAUAAAUAUUGAAUGAAUUUUUCUUUAACGGUCUCAGUUAAGACUAUUUACUAAACAUUUGUUUCAAUACAAGACAGCAGUCUCCUAGAAUAAUGAGAUGUUAGAUAAUACAAAGGGCCAACAUUGUUGAGUAUAGCCGCCCCCUCUGAUCCAUUGCCCCAAGAGAUAAACUGGUAGAACUGAUUGUCACUGCUUUCCAUGUACUGAGUAUCAUUUGUUUUGUGACAGGUGGCGUGUUUAGUAGAAGUGUGCACCUCAUUGCCCUUGUGAUAUCCAUUGCCGUCUGUUUAUUGAUCACGGUGGUCAUCAUCUUCCUCGCCUGUAUCUACAAGUAAGAUCUUGUUAUCUGUCUUAGCAUGUUCUGUAAUGAUUGAUGAACAGUAGUACAUUGUAAGUCCUUUAUAGCGAGCAUUCUACAAAUGGCAUCCAUUGCGUUCUGUGCCUUAAUAUAUACUAGGAGUGCUCAAUAGAUUGUCCACAGAUCUACAACUUUCAUUAUGCUUUGUCAUUUUAUAGACUGGUAAAGCAUCAUGGGAGUUGGUUAUAUAACAUCUGGCGACCUACCGUUCGGACGUGUGCUAUGCAUUAUUCAUGCAGUAUAGUGUACCCUUGCCAUGAAUCAGUAGAUAUGAGAAGCCAAAAGAAUUCUGUAAACAGAUUUAGGACUAAAGCAUAUACUUGUGGGUAGUUUAAUAGUGCAGUAGGCCGGCUUUUAGACUCUCAGCUGCUUACAGUGAUCUGUAAGUCCUGUAAUGCUUAGCAAGUAGAAAAUUAGCAGAUCACAAGUUUUGUGAAAGGUAGUUAAAGCUACCUUCUGGUAUCUCUAGAUUUAAUGCGCAGAUCCCUUCCAGUUUAGAUGCAUCUGUAGGGCCAAGAAUGCUAGAUGAGGAAAAUUGGUCCGAAUUUGAUCUUUGUUUAAGCUCACAUUAUAAUUUUUAUUAUUGCUAUAAAGAUUUACAAAUAUAAAAUGGGGCUAAACGUCAUUGACGUAGGUGCAUGUAGUUUUGAUAGUUUAUUUACAUUCAUUCCUAAUCUAUCCUCCUAUGUCUAUCUAGUGAGUUUUAGGGAGUGAGUCUUUGUAUAGUUUACUUUUUGCCAGUCUGUUACAGACAUUAGUAUUUUCAUUUUCCUCUCUUCCUUUAUAUUGUCUAUACUAAAUUGGCUACCUGACAAUCAGCUGUGAUUUAUUUAGCACCUACUUCAGACUUUCGCAGGAUGUACUUUACCUUUUAUAUUGGAAGCGGUAAUACGUGGUGGGACACGGGAUUGGAUCGAUCUUCUUAUUGAAUUCCCACCUGCUCACCACAGGCAUUCGUACUCCUCUGCUUAUCUAGUAUUUCUUUGGUUGCCUGGCCUUAACAUUUUCUGGUUUGAGUUUACAUAUAGAGCCAUAGCUAAUAAAGCUCUUUAUCCUCUCUAUACCAGUAAUGUUUUAUGUAGCUCCUUUUUCGAUCAUUUUACUUGGACAUAGGAGCUAACCUUCCAAGGUUCGUUCAUUCACUUUAUAACAAUUUAUUGCAGAAUCUCUAAGAAUACUCACCCUGUUACAGGCUCAUUAUUCAACACAAAUAUUACGUAGUACUUCUAUUCAUAGCUCCAGAAAGUACAGUAGGUUUACUUUAGGUGAACCUAUUCAUUUUUUUGUGUGUUCUCGAAUUGUCAUUGACAGGUAAUUGACAGGUAAUUACAAUCUAUGAAGGCUUUUUUUCUGUCAAAGGGUUCCAUGAGAAGAUUUUGUUGUGAUGGACAAAGUUGAUCACAGUUGUUAAAACCAGUAAAAGUAAAGCAUACUUGGGGUAUUAUGGUGUGCGCCACCUGGUGGUGAUGUAAUGUCAUUAUGAACAUUCAAUUGAUGAUAUAAAACUCAUGAUAAUAGUUACAUUGUCUCAUAACUUGUGGUUUGCUUUUUUUUUUUUUCCAGACAUAAAUAUAAAUCACAGAGGAUGUUUUAUAAUCGUGAUUUGGAACAGGACGAAGCAUUUAUACCAUGUGGGGAGUCAUUAAAGGCUCUUAUUGACCUUUCUCAAAGCUCUGGUAGUGGAUCUGGACUCCCUCUGCUGGUAAAGAGUGUUUUCAUUACAUCUCCUUACUUUUUGUUUUUUUAUUUGUAUUUAUAACCAUUAAUAUUCUGGUCGAUAUUUACUGGUACUGUUAUUCUUAUACAGGUGCAGCGUACCAUAGCUAAGCAAAUCCAGAUGGUGCGGCAGAUUGGGAAGGGAAGGUAUGGAGAAGUUUGGAUGGGCAAGUGGAGAGGAGAGAAGGUUGCUGUCAAAGUGUUUUUCACCGCAGAGGAAGCCAGCUGGUUCCGGGAGACCGAGAUCUAUCAAACAGUCCUCAUGCGUCAUGAGAACAUCCUCGGUAAGAAAACAUUAAUUACAGGAACACUAAAAUGUUAUUUUAUAUAUGAAGGUCUCUUUAGAGGCUGUGGUGGUUUUUUUUGUUGUUGUUUUUUUUUUACCUCCUAAUUGUGUCCUUUAAAUUUUGUAAUGCAGGUUUUAUAGCAGCUGACAUUAAAGGGACGGGCUCAUGGACCCAGAUGUACCUGAUAACAGAGUACCAUGAAAAUGGGUCUUUGUAUGAUUUCCUAAAGUGUGCUACGCUUGAUACACGGUCUCUGCUCAAACUGGCAUAUUCAACUGCCUGUGGACUGUGCCACCUGCACACUGAAAUCUAUGGCACCAAGGGGAAGCCGGCUAUUGCCCACAGAGAUCUGAAAAGCAAGAACAUUCUGAUCAAAGAAAACUGGACUUGCUGUAUUGCUGACCUAGGCCUGGCUGUCAAAUUUAACAGGUACCUUGCAUCUUUUCCUUGGGUGGUUAUAUGGUGAAAAAGUUGACAAUCAAUAGACCAAAUAUCUGAUGUUGAAACUGAGAGGAAACCUUAACAAGUUCUCUGAACCACAGGUGACAAACAAGUUGGGAAUUACCUUGUUACAUAUAGAAACUACCAAAAUAUAACUCCUGGUCUUUGGCUUGUAAUGUCUUAUUCUGGAAGAUCGGGUAAUGGUUGAAAAGCACAUUGCAGAGAGAGUGUACAUGAAGAUUUCAAAUACAGCCUUGAGUCAACCCUUUAAAUUAAUUCUAAAGACAAUACAUGAACAUUAUGCAAAUUCCCCAAAUUAAAAUGAAAGCGAUGUUUCUGCAUUUGCUGCAAAUUUUCAGUAUGUGCAGUCUCUGCAAAGGGAUUUUAGAAACGGUUAUGAUGCUAUAGGCACAUAAAAAGUUUCUAGUUUAGUUACUCGAAAGGCACGGACAGCAGUAUGGAGGGAGGGCAUUAAAGAAGGUGAACUUGUGGAGGUACGUUAAUAGGAGCGCCCUUUUAAGAAGACUGCUGACUCCUAUAAAUGCACACAAGUAAAUUUAUGUUGGAGGUCUGUGGAAGGGAGUCCGCAGCCAGUCAGGAAAAAUUAAAAAUGUAGGUCCACAGGCAUCACAAGUCUAUCUGGCGCGGGAAAUGCUGGCUACGCCUCCUCUCUAGACAGGACGUUCAUUGGCCGCCGGGUGCACGACAUAGGGUAUAAAAAGAACUCUUUCAGCAGUAACACGUUUGCCUCUGAUGAAGGUGCUUCUGUAUUGCACCGAAAUGCGUGUUAGGCGUUUUUCUUCUGUCCCCUUUGUUGGGACUUCACAUUUAUUCACGGCAUGGCACUUUAUUGUCCUGACAUUUAAUUAUCAUUUUUUCACUUUUUGUACAUAUGUUUAAAUAGAUAGCCUUAUUUCUCCCUACCACUGGAAGAGGUUUAGCUACAUUGGGCUAGGCAGAUACUAUUGUAUCCUUUGCAACCAGAUACAAUGUUGCACUUCAGGUUGCUAGAUACUUAAGUUACUAACUAUCUGUCCUUUCUAUCUCAUUUGGCUAAUACUCUUUUCAUGGAUAUGAUGUGAGCAUUAUAAGCUUCACAAUAUCCAUGUUAUAUAGAUCCUCUUAUUAUAUAUUCACCUAUAACCUCUAUUUACAUUUGAUGUUAUUUGUGUUAGCAAAUACUUUAUAUACUUUGGAUUUAGAGUAAGAGGCUUCAUUGUCAGUUUGUUCCCUGCUUGAUGUAUUAGUUUAAUAUAGCAGUGACAAAAUUGAGCCUGAUGUAUUAAAGCUCAUAAUAGUUGUCAAUAGUACUGCUUUUACAGAUAAACAAUAUAUUAGCAUCAUCCAGGGUUUUUGUCAUCUUUAUUUGUUUAAUUCAUAUAUAGGGACAUUUAGCUCUCUCUUUAUAAUACGUUUCAAUUUGAUACAGACUACUUUAUUAUCUCCAGAUAUACACAGUUCGAUACAUCUGUUUUUCUAACAUUUGUAUGCUCUGUUUGUUUUCUUUUCUUAAAUAAUUUGGGGUCAGGCCCCUGGAGUCUCCUUCUGGUACUGGGUAAAUCUGCCUCCACCAGUGACGCCAACUUUGGUGGACGUCGUAUGGUGGAGACCGACUUCCCUUUUAUAUAUUUUUAUCUUUUUACAUAUAUUAUACAUUCUUCUUUUUCUAGUGACACACACGAAGUUGAUAUACCGUUGAACACUCGUGUUGGCACAAAACGUUAUAUGGCUCCCGAGGUUCUGGACGAGAGUCUGAAUAAGAACCAUUUCCAGGCUUACAUCAUGGCCGACAUCUAUAGUUUCAGCUUGAUCAUCUGGGAAAUGACCCGUCGUUGCAUCUCUGGCGGUAAGAAUUAACACAUCAUUAACAUUCUAACCCAUGCCUGGUUACUACGGGCUAGUGAUCCAUUUCCUCCGGUGUCCUGCUUUGGUAAAGUUCGAGAUCACAAUCUAAUAAGAAUUAAUUAAGUAUAAUUACUAUUCUGGUAUAUGUGUACGUAUAAAUCAAUGUGUAUGCAUACAUAUACACAUGCAUAGGUUGAUCUAAAUUCCUAUCCUAGGGCAUCUGUGUUUUACGUUAAACAUGCCUUCGUCCACAGCUUAUCCUUAAUGCCUGCAGCUGUCACUGGUAAUGGCUGGGGGUAAUUGAUACUUCUAGACGGUGGUAGCUCCACCCAGUGUCUAGAAGUGUCAGGCGUAGGAAAUUUACGGUGACAAAGUAUUCCCUACUUUCUCAGUAUAUCUCUAGACUGGGGUUGCAAUUCAGUGAAGUUCCAACACAGUCAAUAUGAGUAUUUCAUUCUAUAUUUCUGGGUGGGGGGCGGAGACAAUGCUGCUUUAUAAAUAGAUUUUUCUCCCAUUGGUCUCACAGUUCAGACACUGAAUGCUGAGUAAUUAAGGGACCGGCCACAGGAGGUCCCUCUGCUCUCCACCCAUACCAACUACAGUGCACACACUGUAGUUACUAUGGUAACUCCUUAGCUAGCACUUCUAGUGCAUUCUGGGGCGUAUAGUUAUAAAUUUACGUGAUGUCACUCUGAGAUGCUGGCAUGCUUAAAGCAAGGCAAAUCGGCAACAAACAGAGGAGGAAACGUGAGCAGAAUGAAGGUGCGUGUUAUAGAAGUGUAAUAUCCACCUCUUUCAUGAGUGGAAACCCAGGUAAGGCAUUUUAUCCAUGGCAGGUUUCCUUUAAGAGGAUGCGUGUUUAAUAAACAGCCUACGUCAACCAAUGGUUUAUUUGUUUUGUUUUUGUAUUAUUGCAUUAUAUUUAUUGUGUCCAAUGUUCCUGAUUUAAAGGUAUUGUUGAGGAAUAUCAGUUGCCAUAUUAUGACAUGGUGCCAAGUGACCCAUCGUUUGAGGAUAUGAGAGAGGUGGUGUGCAUCAAAUGCUUACGGCCUACAGUGUCAAACAGAUGGAACAGUGACGAGGUAAGUACCAGACAAUUUGAUAAUGCUGUUUUUAAAGAACCCAUAAAGACUCUAAUAAAUGGGCAUCAUACCUUAGGAUUUACACAAGGUAGACCUGGUAGAUGUGGUUGUAGUUACUUAAUAUCAUUGGUUCUGCCUUAUGAGAACCUGGCACAAAAUCUCGUCCAACUCUGUUUAAGCUCUUGGUUAAUUGACGGUCACAGCCAUGAUGUUCACAACUAACACUUGCCUUUCUUUUUUUUUCCCCUGUAUCCGCAGUGCUUGAGAGCAGUCCUAAAACUAAUGGCAGAAUGUUGGGCUCAAAAUCCAGCAUCACGUCUCACAGCUUUGAGGAUCAAGAAGACUCUUGCAAAGAUGGUAGAGUCCCAGGACGUCAAAAUUUGACACCGGAUGGCUGGGACCAACAGAGUCAGGACUCUGAGACUAGAGGGAGUGCAAAAGGAGGGUAGCUGAGGCUUCCAGCCUACCUCCCCAACGCAUUUUGCAGGCUGCUAAAUGGGCUUGUUUCAGUACAGUCUAGAUUAUUGUGCUGAGGCCCUGUGCGUACUCAAGAACAGAUUUACGUUUUUAUUUUAUAUUAACACUUUGCGCUGACAUAUAUGGUCCUGGUGAAUGAGUACUGAAAUGCAUGUUCAGAAUAUUUUGCUUUCUAUGAAAGCAGCACUCAAGAUAAAGGCUUUUUAAAAUCCCAUUUUACCCUGGUGAGAAUUGGAGACGUCCAUGAGUAAUUAGCUGGGCUUCGCAGUGGAAUUCAUCCAGAAUCGGAACAAGUCGAAUUUGCCUUUUCUCUCACCUGUAUGCAGGAGAACUUUGGGUUCCGUUGUGCCAGAAUUCAUUAUUUGCCUUUUUGCCACCAAUUAUUUUAUUUUUUUUGAAAAUCAUGGUGAUUUUUUUUUUUUUUAAAUCUAGCCAUCGAAAAUGCAAAAUAUGUAAUCUGUGGUUAAGUUUGCAUAUUUCCACGUAAUAGACAGCAUUCUCUUUUUUUUGUAAUAGACAUUUUACAGCGACAGUAUCCAGAUGUAGACACAGACUUCAGCUUGUGAACAGUGGGAAAUGUUCCAGCGCACAGGUUCCAGCACAAGUUGUCAGUGUUGACUGCUUGUAUUUACAGUGGUUAUUUUAUAUCUUUUUUUUAUUUUUCCAUGAAGUCCUACCGUUAAAGAAAAAAAUUAAACUCAAAAUGUCUCCGAGCUACUCUCAUUUGAGUUUUAAAACCGCUCUGUAUUUAUAGCCAAGUGUGUAAUAGUUAUUACAAGUUGGUGCCGUGUUCCCACAGAUGUAUGCUUCCUGGUUCUGUGUGUACUUGUACAACAAUAAUAUGUUUAGUGUAAACCUGUGUGUGCAGUUCUAAAGAAGCUGUGUAAUGACCCUGUAUGUCAAUAUGUAAGCUCAUACAUUGCACACAGGAAGCCAUUGUAAAUCUAACACUGUUGGUGACAUUGGGGAGACAUGGCCCUCUAGGCACCACAUAGGCUAUUUCAGAGGUUCCCAACCCAGUCCGCAAGUGCCCCCUACCAGUCCAGGAUUUAGGAGAUUACCCUGUUGUGUCUAAAGUGGGCUUUUUUUUCCCCCUUCUAAAAACACCAUUGUCACAACUGGUAAUCCCUUAAUCCUGGACUGGGUUGGAAACCACUGGUCUAUUUAAAAGAGCAGCAUGUUAAAAUUUAAAUCCAUUUUUUAUUUUGGCCAAUUCAUGAAUUGUCAUGUUGGUAACUGAUACAGCCUCUACUCUCUGUGUGUCAUCAAACUUUUGAGUUAUCAUUGUGACCAAACCGGAGUCCUUUAAAAAUUGAUAGUAUCUUUUAAUCUGCUAGUAUUACUCUGUUACGAAAUUCAUAUCAUCAAUGUGCUGUGACUCCGAGUCGGAUGUGCUGCUUGCAAUGUCUUCCUGGGUUACAUCCCUGUAAAAUCCAUUCUAGUGGCUGAAUGAGCUUUGAGAGAGGUUGCCUAAAUACCUGAGUCUUUGUCCAACUCUGACUUAAAGUAAAAAGACCAAUAAUUAAUUGACACAGAGAUGGUUCAACUUUGACAUUUGAUGAGGUUGAUACCCGUACUAAUGAAUGUGUUGCCUCCUUUUCUAUUUAAUUUUUUUCGUUUUUUGUUUUCUGCACUGUGCCCAAUAUGUUAAACUCGAAGCACAUGAAAUCCUAACCAUUACAAUCUGUAUUAAAAUUUACAAUUUUAGAUUCACACUACUUUGUGGUUUCACCCACACUUUAGUAUUGCCAAAAUGAAAAUCUGAUCUGGGAGCCUUUUGUAACAUUGCUUUGUCUAUGCCAAGUUUAUUUCAUUUGUGUAUAUAUAUUUUUUAUUUUAUUUUUUGGUUUACUAAAAGGGUUGGAAUAAAUCCGGAAUUCUCAUUAAAUGGGGCGCCAACCCAUCACCUUUUUUAACCUAAUGUUCUUUUUUUAAAACCGUCCUUUUGCCAAAUGUAAUUAAACUGUCAAGAAAGACAGACUGGGUAGUGGAGACUGUGUGUUGCAAGCCUUAUUUGUAUAAUUCCCUUUUAAACAAUUGCUACUAAGGUAAAUAUAAACCGUGACGGAAAAUAAAUAAAAGGGAUAUUAAUUAGGUAUGCAUUCAGCUAAGUUGCUUAAACAGGAAAGCGUUUGCGUACGAGCCUUCAUGAAGUUAAUUGCAAAGCCUGCAGACAAUGUGUUUUGAUAUAGAAUAAAGUUACGUUUAAUUUUGAAAUAAACCACUUUCCUGCAUUAAAAAGCUCCAGUUGAGCUGACAUAGAAGGCUUCAAACUCGUCUUUUAAAAUUUAGUAGAACGGAAAUUUCAAUUAUCCAGUUCACUCAUACUUGUGCUUUCAGAUUAAUUUGGUGGUAAUUCUACUAAUCAAACUUGUAUUGUGGCUGACUUGGAUAUCAAUUUAAGGAAGGGAAAAAAUAAUUCAAGUGACAGACAUCUGAAUGUGCUUUGUUUCAACAGACAAUUAAAUUUGGCCUUUAAACCCAAUUUUAAAUCCACGGUCAGAAAGUUAAUGUAGGCGGUAUUUCAGAAGAUAAGUCAAUGCUGUUUUUUCUAAUUACACUUUUUCUCCUGCAGUCCUAAAUCAAUAGACCCAUCAGGGUUAUUCGUUAAUGUUAGAACUGUCAGGAAUUCACAUCUAAGGCCAGAGUAUCCGAACUGGAAGCUGAGCUGUCAUGGAGGAUAUUUCCAAUAAGGCUACUCUUGCCUUAAAUUUGAAAUUCACUUUGAACUUUUAGCAUCCUGGAAUGUGCUGAGCGGCUUUCAAAGCACAGGAAAUAGUCUGUACAUUUGAUAUCGGCAUUGCUAGCACUUUGUAAAGAUGACAUUUUAGGCCACCCAGAAUCAUGUUUGGUAUGACCACAGUAAAUACACAUUAACUUAUUGGGGAGAUUUAAUAAGUUCACAUCAAUUGUUUUUCUGUUUGGAAUAAUAAUUGUAUUGUUGGCCUUUAAAGACCUAAUACAACUUCACUUUGUAAACAUUUUAAGGGACUCUCCAGUGCCAGAAAAACAAACCAUUUUCCUGGCACUGCAGGUCCCCCCCCUCUCCAUCCCACCCCCCAUCCCAAGUUGCUGAAGGGGAUAAAACCUGUAUCCAUGUCCCUUGGUGCUUUGUCAGGGUCCGCCCCCACUCCUCCCCCGCCAUCAUCCGGUGGGGGGAGACCUAUUGAGCAUGCGCGGCCAAAGGCGGGGGAGACCCACGUGCAUUAGACUUCCCCAUAGGAAAGCAUUGAAAAAUGCUCUCAAUGCUUUCCUAUGGGGAUUUCCGUGACGCUGGAGGUCCUCACAUAGCGUGAGGACGUCCAGCGACGUUGUAGCACACUUUUCAUGUGCUAUAAACACGGAAGUGCCCUCUAGUGGCUGUCUAGUGGACAGCCACUAGAGGAGGAGUUAACCCUGCAAGGUAAAUAUUGCAGUUUAUGAAAACUGCAAUAAUUACACUUGCAGGGUUAAGGGUAGUGGGAGUUGGCACCGAGACCACUCCAAUAGGCAGAAAUGGUCUGGGUGCCUGGAGUGUCCCUUUAAGAUUGUCUUCAAAAACCCAGCUUGAAACAUGCUUUUCCAUGGUUACAUUUGAUGAAAUUUGUUUCCUUGGUUCUACAUCAGUUUUCAAGGAACGUCACGUAAUCAGGAAAACCGCUCUUAACCUCAAAGCUGUUCUUUUAAGAGCAAAUGUUUCUCUGUGUUUACAAAGGAAAUAGGUUGUUGAUCCAGUGUAACCUUACCGUACUCAUCUUACAAAAUCCUCUAUUAGUUUUAAUUACAAUCUGUUCUAACAUUCUAUAACGGAAAAGGGCUGUGUACAUGCAUUCAAUAAUUGUUUCUUAAAUUGGGAUUAAUUGCAAUUAUUGUGGAGCAUAAUUGCUCAGCUGUGGAGACCGCCCCAAUCCCCACCUUCUUAUGUCUCCUCCAAUAUUUACACCCCUUUCAAAAGAACAGGGAAGUGCUUCAAUCCAGUUCCUGUUUGUUCUGAUUGGCCAGUAAAACUCCUUAUACAGAUAAUGCCAUCCUCUGCUAAAAUGUGUUCCUUAGUAGACAUCCCUUACACCGUAACCACUCCAAUGAGCUAUAGUCUUCAGCUGUCUGUCUCUAUGAGCAGUAAUAUAACCCUUACUCACCCAGUGCCUUCAGAUAGUCUAUUUUAUGUUUUCUGCAAAUCUGCAUGAAUCUUUACACCCCACCUUGUGGUGAACUCAGUGACUGCAACUAGUAAAGGCUGCAGUGUGUAACUACAGUAAGCUUAAGUGGUUAUGGUGUGGAGUGUCCCAUUAACCUCAAUAUACAGAUAUAGUGCCACCUCAUAAAUAUCUAAACUCAAGGAGCAUCGAGAAUAUAGAUUGCCAAAAAGGGAACAUUAGCAUUCAAUUAUAGUACCCUAUUGCUAUUUCAAUAUAUUAAAUCCUGUUUUUAUUGGUAUAUUUUAAAUAUGUUCCUGUUUUUUUGUCUCUGAAUGUAGUACUUUCUGAUUUGUCAUGUUAACGUGUGUGAAAUCCAAUAAUGUAUUAUUCUUGAACACAUAAGGGGACAGUUUUAUUUAGAAAAAGAAAACACCUUAAACACAACAGGGUGAUCCUUAAAUCCUGGCCCGGUAGGGGUUACUUGAGGUAUUAGAGCAUUCUUCCAUUGGUAUUACACAUAACAAGUUGGACAUGAGCCUUUACAGAUCAGUAGUUUUCAACCAGUAGCAUGGUUCAAGCCACCUCUGUGUGCCAUGAUCACAUUCAGUGCUGUAAAAGAGUGGAUGCAGUCUUAAAAAUUGGUUGUAAGUAGAAUUAGGAUUUCCAUCUGGCUCCUAAAAGGAAACGGUCACUUUUAUGGAAUCUACACCAUUGAUUAAAAUAUUAAAAAUCAAGGAAUUCACUUUUUCCCCUUCAUUAAAUGCUCUUUUCUUUUUACAAUGAUUGACAGGCAGCUAAGAUGGAGGCGCCCAGUUACAGGAUAAAGAGGGGCAGAUUUCUGUUUUUAAUCUUAUUUUUCACAUCACACAAAUAUCAUUUGAUUAAAUAUAGGUAUAAAGAGACAUAAUAUCAAAUAUCCUGGGACGUUACACGUUCCCUUUAAAACGAGUAAGUCCGUUUCACCAAAAGUAAAAAUCUCUCGAAUAAGGCUUUAAGAAAAUGUGACAUUUUAGAAGCUGCUAAAGUUAAAAGAAGAAAAAUAAGUAGGUGUGCCUUGGGAGAUUGCUUUUUAAUGCAGUGUCUCAGGUUGGGAACCUGCGAUGUAGACAGUAGAAGAUUAAAAGCCAAUGUUUCAGAGAGAAUAGGCUUUAUAAAGCUAUUCCUUAAAAACCCUUCAAGGAUUACAGAUCUUCGUACAUGAAAACAAACAUACAUUUCAAAUCUGUAGAAGUAAAUUCUAUUCGUAUAAUGACUUUUUGUUUGAUCCAAAGUCCCUCCUUGGGGUUCUAUAUUGUAAAGCAGGAAUGCCCACACUAAUCCCUUGUAGAAUUUUAGGAUUUUUCUAACAGCAUGUAAUUAAUAAGCAGUUGUCUGGCGCUAAUCAGGAUAUUAAGCUUUAUCUCUUGAAAUGCCACGGUCCAGGAGAGCUUUGCUAAAAUAGUCUUCUUCUAAAGUACAUUUUGCCCCUUCUUUGUAAUGACCUAAACAAUCUGCUGUAUAAGCCAAAUACUUUUUUAUUUUUAAGAGAACACGUCAUUAUGGAUGUUGUAGCUUAAUACUGUCUACUUAGAAAAGCAUUUUACAUUCAUGAUCACAAAUUAUUUAAAUACCCACUGGCAUUAAAAUAUACCCUUGGGAUGAACCUAAUAGUCUAGCCUUGCCCCAUGCAAUGUAGUAGUGUUGUCAGGAGUCCUCUGAUGUGGUCUGAGAGAAGCAUUUUGCCAUCGCUCAAUACCAGGUUGCUCCUGGCAUGCUGAAGUGCUUAUGGUGCUUAGAGUAUCCCUUUAAAAGAUAUUACCAGAUGUCUAGCUACAUGAAAACUGUAGCACUGAGGUUAAAUACUUACUAAGCAUCUGUGGUUUGGUGUCAUCUGCAACUGUAGCUCUGAUUGACACAUUUGAUUAACCCCUCUGUUGAGAUGACAGAAGUAUUUUUUUUUUAGCACUGAGUUGGAGACUUUAUAAUAAACCUAUAUCUAAUGAAAGCUCAUUUAAUAUAUGUCCCCUAAUAAUAGACUUGUUUUGACUGCAUAUUAGGAAACCUUAAUUAUGUUCUAUAAGGUAAGAAUCUAAUAAUCUAACCACGUAUUACGGUCCAACUUUAUUCAUAGUACAUACCCAACAAGGAGCCCCUCUCAGAAAUCUGUGUUAUCUAAAAACACGUUUUGGCACAUGUAAACAGCGUUUUAUAAAAUUCAGAACUGCUUCACAAGUGAGCGAAAAAAACAGAAUCAUAUGUAUACGGUGGUCUAAAACAACAACAAUGAAAAUGGCUUCACAUGUUUUCAAAGUUGACCAUUUCUGGUCAAUUCUCCUAAAUUCCUAAUUAACCUAUAAUAAACCAUGUGUCACCAAUCUAUAAUAACUACAGAAGACUAUUUUUUAACUUAACUUUUUUCCCCGCCAUUAGCUACUAUAUUAAAUUCUUUUUAUUACACAAAUUCAAAUGUCAACCAAUAUACAUCUCAUGAAACUAUUCAAGGGACAAAACAAACAAGCAACCCGCCACUUAUUUGCAGAAUAGUCAUUAUUAGAACUUGUUCCAGGCUGUUUGAGGUCUUUAAUUAAGAAACGUUUAAAGUUAAAAUAUCACCCAAUAAUUUGCAGACUUUGUAAUAAAAGUGCUUUAUAACAGAAAUUCUAUUAAAACUGACCCGUUUUAAUAAUGAACUGAGCGUGUUGCCCUGCCGGAGUGGGGUCUUUAAGACUGAUUGCUAAUUAACGGUCCGUCUGUGAUGCAACAAUGUCUGACCUAAAUUGUCUUGUAUAAUGUAUACAACAAAAUAACUUGUAGUUAAUGUAGUUUAAUUGUAAAUAGCAAAGAGAAUGCUAAAAUAAGCAGUAUGAUUAUACAAUUGUCAUAUAUAUAUGCCAGACAUGUAGAAUAUUGCCUUUUAAAAAUGUAACAUUAAAUGUAUUUUGUACAGCAUCUGGUUUUAAAAGGUGCCUUAUAUUAAGUUUACCAUAAAUUGCUUUGUUCUGUACACAAGACUAUGUCCAAUGUAUCAUUUCUAAGUAAAAUAAGCUUAUUUUAGUAAAUUAUUGUUGUGUCCGUUUUUAAUCUGCUUUUCCUGUGUAUUGCAGCCAACUUGACAAUGGAAGGAGCUUAAAUGAACACAAAUCUCACUGUGCAGUAGAUAUACACCCAGUGAGUAUAUGCAUUACUAUUUCAUGCAUAUAUUAAAUGGGGGUAGUUCUUAUUAACUACAGCCUCGGCAAGC
Messenger RNA from Pelobates cultripes (western spadefoot toad), 94544 nucleotides. Lineage: Eukaryota; Metazoa; Chordata; Amphibia; Anura; Pelobatidae. The record is from the annotation of a GenBank genome assembly.